AUGGGGCUCCGGUCCAGGACCGUCGCUAGCGGCUCGGAGGAGCAGAAGAAGAGCUCCGGCGCUGCUCCCGGGGACUUAUUGGACCAAGGCACCGGGGGAGCGGACAAGGAUGGCGCCCUGCUGCUGGUGGCGUCAGGUCGGGAUGACUACAAGCGGGGCUCUCAGGGUAUCGCCAUCGGGCUGCUGGCCAAGACCCCCCUCAACUACACCCGGCCGACCAAGAGGAAUAACAUCCGCAAAAGGAGGAUCCAGAACCUGCUGUACGACGCGCUGGAGAGGCCGAGAGGAUGGGCGCUGCUCUACCACGCGUUCGUGUGAGUACUGAAAGCGUUUCCACAACUUUGAACGGUUUAUUCCGAGGAAAGCAGCAGCUGAGGAGGACUGAGAGCCCCCUCAGCCUGCUGGGAGUCACAGAGCCGCUGGAAAAUGUGAUGUUGAGUCCAUUAACGGAGCCUGGCUCUGCUCUGGUGUGGAGGUUGUGACCCGGUAUUCAUGCGGGAGCUGAAAAGUUUCCUUCUGGUCCGUUUGUCGCUGCAGCUUCAGAUCUCUCCUCUGAGGGUCUGAUUUAAAGUUUGGGCUGUGGAGGUUUCGGGUCCUGGACUGGACAGCUGAUUUGCUUUGAUUUCCAAAAGUUUGAGUCCACUUCAGCCCACCAAACUUACAUAAGAGGAGCGGUGCCAGAUGGAUGGUGAAUGUGGAGCAUGGUCAGUGUUUGCUGAAGUAGGGUUACUUAACUCUCAGCUGGUUGGUUGUGGUGUUUAUUGUUAGCCGUUUGCUGACUCUAGCUCUCAUUGACAUCCCUGUUAUCCUUUAUUUUGGUCAGGUUAGCCUCAGUCUCCUCCAGAGGGAGCAAAAAUUUGGUGACUUGAACGACUAAUAUGUGCAAAAAGUUUGGAUUGGAACCAACCAGUAUUAUCGGGCUAUGGUAAUACUGUUCUUUUAUUGUGUUUUAAGCUACAUGUUUGUUAUUUUAGUUGGAAGUCUUUGAUUUCUUUCCAUUCCAACUGAUAAAAAGUCUCCCAGUAAACUAUCAAAAAGAAGAACCAUGACUAGAGUCUUUAUAAAGUGUCAACUAUAUGGUUUCAGAUUUUGAAAAAUUAGGCAGAGUCACAAUAACGCUGUAAAUAUCAAGAAAGAAUGAAAAUAUAGGGUAAAUAUUGGUGUUAUAAUCAGAAAAGACAAUUAAUCAGUCAGCCAACUAACUGGUCUUACUCUGGACCAGUGGUUCUCAACUUGUCUUACUUUGGGACAUUUUCCCAUGGUCCUUAAGUCGCGACCCACUUUUAUAAAAUUCCAACCAAGCAAAUUAUUUUUUUAUAUAAAAAAAACUUUGAAAGACUCUAAUCUGUAACAUAAAUCCACUUGUUUUAUUGAGUAAAGUGCAUUUCCGAGCACAUGAAGGGGACAACAUGAGGACGGCAACUACUGAAGUUCCAUAUACAGAAAAUGUUGAAUAUCUAAUAAAUAUCAAAUUAAUUAUUUACUUUUUUGACCAGCUGUUUGUGACCCAUCCAGAACGUGUCCGCGACACGCUUUUGGAUCGGGACCCACCAGUUGAGAACCACUGAUCUAGACCACACUGGUUGACAGUGAUAAACAUGGAAGUUUGAGUCUUAAGCCCCCAAUGUCCAUCCGUCUAAGACCCGCCGCUGGACAGGCACACUGGAGUUGAUUUACUGUUACUAUGACAAAUGCCAAAUACCUCAUCACCUAAUUAGUGGUGUGCAUGAAUGGAUGAUGAGACUCCCACUGUGCCACCCUACUAUCUGGUGAAACCACAGCCAAGGGAAGGGGCUGAAUAUGAUCUCUCUUGUAUCUCCAAACUGUUUUGACUCUGAGUACAGCUGAUCGAACACAAAACAACCUCUGAUCUAGUCUGGUUAUUUUCAGCCCAUAGGAAAGUUUGGCCUGUGAGUCUUUACUCAGGGAAUAAAACGUCAGCGCUUUGUUGUAAAUCUGUCUGACCUGCACAGUUUCUUCCCGAUCCGCUUAUUUCAUGAACUCAAAUUCGAGCAUCCUCCUGACUCACCCUCAGCUGGUCGCGUGUCACACACGAGCCUGUCGCCACGUGUGUUUCUCUGCAACGCAACAUAUGAAAGUCCAAUAUGGCCUCCCUGUAUGUGGGGCUGGUGCCAGAGCUGUGCUGAGCAUACACCCUCAUGAGGAAAUUCAGCCUUUUACAGUUCGUAUGACUUCAUUAGAGAAGAGAAACCUGUCUUAGUUAAUCUACUGUAAGGAUAGGAGACUCUUCAGUAGAUCAGAAGUGACCAAUCAGAAUACAGAGAAUGUCUGAUGCCAUCAAGGAGAGAGGUCAGAACAGGAUAACAAGGGGUCGAGGUAAAGCGAGGGGAUUUGUGGACUGCUGCAGCAUCCAUCAGAUACUGUGUGUGUGUGUGUGUAAACUGAUAUUUCCUGCACCUUGGUUGAUGGAGCACAUGUAUGACAUCAUUUAGCACUGAAUUAUUUCCAACAGAAACACUGACUUAGAAACAUCACAUUUCUCCAUUAACUUUGUUGUCUGACCGUACUGGAAUCCUAAAUUGAAUAGAUUAAAACAGUGGUUCCCAAACAUGUUCUGCCGGGCCCUCCUUUGGCAGAUAAAAAUGGUUUCAGGCCCCCCUAUGUCAUGUCAUAAAUGCUCCUCGCAAUGGUAUUACUUGAUAGAGGGGUAGUCUUUAGUUUGUUUGAAGUGGCUUCAUCAAUAAUGGUUGAAACCAUAUCAAUAGCUGCAGGCAAUAUUAAUUCCUCAGCGAUGGUGUGUGGUUUCUUAGAUUUGGUAACUCUGUCGGCUACUUUAUAGAAAGCAAGUUGCACAUUUGUUGUAGAAAUAAAUUGCGUUUGUAAAUGUUCUCUGUUGUGCAUGACAGUUGAGAAGUUUUUUCUGAAGAACUCCACAGGUUUGUCUGUCUGUGAAGGAUUUAGCGUCUCUAAGUGGCGUUUUAGCUUGUUUGGCUUCAUGCUGUCAGAAAUUAGCACUUUCAGGCACAGCGCACACUGUGGUCUCUCUUCGUCACCCAACGUUUUAUAGGUGAAGCCGAAGGCGAGAUAUGAAUCAUCAUAUUGUCUUACCUUUGUUUUAGUAUUUCUGUUGUAGUGUUGUUGUCGCCCUUGGAUUUUCCUGAAGGUCCGCUGACAUUUGCCAUGGUUAGCAGAGCAACAUAAUGUGCAUUAUGUUUAUUUAGCCUGGUCACGCCCCCCUUGCAAUUAUGCUGCACCCCCCUGGGGGGCGCACAGCCCGUUUUGGGAACAACUUGAUUAAAACAUAUGAUGGUGGGUUCCAAAAUGCCUUGAAGUUCCAGUGGCGGUGUCCGAAAUGAAUCACUCAAUCCCUAACCCCUAACCCCAUAUGGGGUUUCACGUAUAGUUGACUAUGUAGUGAGCUCAAUCACUGGAGGUUUCGGACGCAAGAUGGCAAGACGCAAUGCAUGAUGGGAUGCCCACCACUGGUGAGUGACCAUCGGAUGUCUAUAUGGGGCACUGGAAUUGAUCACUCAGGUUUCGGACACCCCUCAAAAUGGCGCUAACCCCCAUAUAGUCGCCUUUAUAGGGGUUAGGGAUCCAUUUUGGACACAGCCAGUGAUGUCACCCAUCUAUUUCUCAAUUGGACAAGGCUUUUUUUUUUCCAAGGAUGGUUCUAGAAUGCAGGGGUUCCGGAAUGCCUUGAAGUGUCAUUGAUGUCACCAAUCUGUGUCUUAAGUGGAAUAAGCUUUUUAUGAGGAAGGUUCUAGAAUGCCGGGGUUCCGAAAUGCCUUGAAGUGUCAUCGAUGUUACUCAUCUGUUUUUAAAGCAGAGUUUUUAGGCUCAUGGUGAUGUUACCUUGUUUACUCAACCCAACUUUGGUCAACCCACCAGAGUCAGGCUUUUAGCCUCCUCACAAAUGGGGACAGUGUGCCCUUCUAUCAUCUGAGUCAGCAGGGACCCUGAUUUACCAAUCCUCUAACCUAAAUAACUGUGAAAUGAAGGCAACAAAAAUCCCCCCCUCUACCACGAGGGACCCCCAAGCUAUUUAGAACCAGGCUGUAAAUGUGGUUAUUUUUCCUCUAAAAUUGGGCUUUUUCGCCUCAGUGUGUACACAAUUCUUCAGAGACGUGAAGAACACAACAAAUCUUACCGUCACCUGUGAAGUUGUCUCUACAACAUACUAAUUAAACUAAAGAAAUGACGUUAGCACCUCAUUAGCUACUAAAAAACAAUGAAUGAAAAAUUCAUUGAAUUCACGACACUUUCUGACCCACAUUUACACAUCCGCUGCAGCUUUAAUCCAGCACUCAGCCCUGCUGCGGCUCUGGGUGUGAAGUGUCCUGCUCAAGGGCACUUCAGUGACUUGUGUUGACAGCAGGGGAAGCGUUACACACGCUCUUCACCCACAGACUAUGAUGCAUAGGCAGCACUUCAACGUGACACUAGUAUAGGAAGAAGAGGGAAGUGGGAAGGGGAUUAAAGAGUAGAAACAGAUGGGUGUAGAGACAUAGAGGAAAAAACAGGUAUGUGAAGAUGUAGGAAGACGUGGCGCUGUCGGCAAAAUGGUUAGUUUUAAUUGAACCAAAAUCUUCAUUUUUUGUGUCUUUUUGGGGCCGUUUCGACAGGUAGUUCUCCCAGGAUAAAGCUAAGGAAAGUCCUUGCCAAAACAGUUGCCAUCAGGCACCAAUGACUCCCAAAUGAGCCCGGUUUUCUGACAGGUGAUUCCUCAUUCAGACUUUGUGAAGCAGAUCUGAUUCAGCAGGUGAAAAUGUCUGUUAAACAUUUCCUCUGACAGACUGGCAGCUUGACUGAUAUCUGUAAUAAUUGAAUGUAAGCUGGCGGUCCCGUUUACUCCUCAGGGGUUUCUGAUAUUAGCCGACUGACUUUGGAUCACUUCAAUUCCCUGCAGGGAUUCGAAGGAAACUCCCGCGGCCCCAGAGGAGAUUUCAGAGCGUCCCCGGCAGAAUGAGGUUUAUGGUUUAAUUUCAAUAACAUGAACUGAGGCCAGAGAGAGAGAGAGAGAGAGAGAGAGAGAGAGAGGCUGAUACAGGGUUUUUACACCAAUACCCUCUGUGAUUGCUCGGGAAAUGGUGUUUUUUCCUGCCUUCACAAGAACAGGUCUGUUUGAGAUAACCUUUAGCAUCUGUUUCAGGGCCCUCUUUAACAUCUCUCAAAGGCCUAUUCUCUCUUCUUGUUUAACAAGAGUUAGAAGCUGUUUUAGAGUAGGUUUCAAGAGAUCUGUGAGUUUUAGUCUCGUGGUGUGUUUUUCUUUUGCUUCCUCUAGUUCUGACUUCUUAGUCAUAUAUAUUCUGUAGUUUGUUUUCAUCCUUGUUAAGACGUGGUUUAAGAUACAUCCUGGUGUCUAUUAAGUAGCCAGUACUAGAGCUGGGCGAUAAACGAUAAUGGUAAAUAUCAAAAGUUAAUUCCUCUCAAUAUCAAUAUAAAACAUGGUCGAUAUGCUUUUUAAUAGUCGGUGUUUUGGUAGAAUAUACGAAUAGCCAAUGAAAAGGGGAGUUUCUCUAGGUCUGCUUCGCGCUGAACCGAUCGUGCUGAAUUUCAAAUUUCGUCGAGUACAUGUUCUCACAAAGUCGGGGAAUACCUCAAAUCUUUUUCACCACCUGAAGCAGCGUCACACGGCCAACCACGCGCAAUGCAAAAGGUUACAAACCCCGAGCGAAGCAAGAAGCCCAUGGCGCCUGUGCAGCCAAAACAGCCGACCAUUCAGUCUGCUUUCUCUCGCGCAACGCCUUACGACAAAACGUCGAGGAGACACAAAGAACCUCACAGAUGCAAGAGAUUAUUGUACUGCAAAAGACAUGCUGCCAAUAAACACUGUUAAAUUUCAUUUUAAUAUAAAACAGAUAAUAUAUUGUGAGAAACUUUUUCCUGUAUCGCCCAGCCCUAGCCUGCACCGACUGUUAGCUAUUCGAGGUCUGCUCAUUUUUCCUCCAGUCUGUUUUAAGGAACAUGUUUGUCCCUUUUUUGAAAAGGGUUCAGAGUCUGUUAAUUAAACUCAAGUUCCUGUUCUAAGGUACCUGUAACUCCACCAUUUAAAGGUCUGUUCUGUCUGUGUAUAUUUCUAUUUUGAGGAUAUAUUCUAGCAUCUCUUGCCGGGUGCUCUUGAGCAUCAAUUUUCGAUGCAGUUUGUUUUGAGAUUCUCUUUGGCGUUUGUUUCAUUGAACCCAGUGGAUGAACACGGUAAGAUCAGUUUAAAAGAACCCUCAGGCAUCUACUCUCUGGUAAACUCACUUCCUGUUUUCUAUAUGGCGAACAAACCUUUCCAGUCUGUUAUGAGGUGGACACAGUUUGACGGUAUGUUCCGAGCCCCCGUGUGCGCCCCCUGGAGGAAGCGCUGUAAGGAAAUUUAAGGUUGCGAUGGAAUCAAAUUUAAGCUUCUCUUACAGGACUCGAGAUCCGUGGUACCAAAAUUUCAGUUACCAUAACAACAACUGUGGCGAGAGUGAAAUCAGAUCUGCAGUGGAGGCUGAGAGUCAGGUAGAGCGAGCAUGUGUGAAAGCAGGGGGAGAGAGAGAGAGAGCGAGAGAUAAACAGAGACAGAUAAAGAUGUGGAGGGCGAGCGAAGGGAAACAGGAGAGGUCCGACAUCAGCAGUUUCAGUGGCAGAUCAGUGGUGAACCUUGGCCCCCGUCCUGGCAUCCAGACAAGCCUGACAGGACGCCUCUUUCCCAGAAUGCACGGCUGUGUAAUUCCCAUAUCUGUCUCUCUCUAUUUCGAGUGGCGCUCUCUCACCCUGCACUCCUCCAGCAUGUUGAUGUUGUUCCCUUUACCUGGAAACAACAGCCACCGUGGCUCUCUGGGCACAAAUCAGGGCUGUCAGGAGAAACCUUGUAUUGUCAGGGUUUUGUGCUUUCAGAUCAGUGUGAGGGAUUACACGCUCCUGUGCAGGUGGAGGCCGCUCUCCUGACUCGCAGGCCGGCUGGAUUAACGGCUCAUAUGCAUCAUCAUUCCUCGAAAAACAAGGGAGCCUCUGGGAUUUCACAUCGACUCUGAUUAACAGAAAAUUUGGAUAAGAGGAUUAGGAAAGUUUGUCUUUUUGUGGUCCAUUUAACAGGCUGUCUUAGUAACGGACUGAAAGGUCACAGCGUAUUAUUGUUACCUCGCUUUGAUAAAUACUUGAUUCUGAUUGGAUUACGUUAACGGUAAAGGGACACCAAGAACAACCUGAUCACACACAUAUCAGAUCAAUAAGAGUAUAGAUUAGAAAUCCAGCACAUCCCACUUCUCCCUGUUGACACUGUGGCAAAAAUGCUGUUUUUUUUAACCUGUAAACUAAAGAUAUACUGGGAACUUCAGAGAUCAUCCGAGUCUGUGCAGAGAUUUCAGCACCAUGGACAGAGACACUACAGAGAUUAAGAUCCAUGAAGAUGUUUGACAGACUGUGCGAUUUAACACGACUCCUACAGCUGAAAUGAUGUUGAAUUUUAAAAUAUUAAACAAACACAAACUGAGAUUAUCCUUCUAAAGGGAUCCUGGUCAGCUCGAACCGUUUGCUAAGAAACCUGAACACAAUCAAGGCGAUCAGUCUCUGCACAGACACGGUUAAGUACCACCAAAGUCGUACUUACACAUUUCGACAGAUUUUUGAGUGCAUUUUGAACCACAUCAGUAAGCACAAUAAGUAAUAAUACACAAGGCGCGCUGGAUUAUAAGGCGCGCUGUCAAUUUGUGAGAAAAUUCAAGGAUUUAAGGUGCGCCUUAUAGUCCCAAAAAUACGGUAUAUUUUUGUCAAUUUUUUGUCUGUAUUAGAUAGUGAAGCUAAGAAAACUCAGCAAAGAGUUCUGGCCAGGAAUCGGACCAGCGACUUACGUGAUAAGAGCGACCGCCUCUAUACAUCAGUGCCCUUAAUUUCAGUCUUUUGGACUCAAACUCAGGGAUAAUUUCAUUAAAAUGAAGCAAAUUGACUGUAACCUUAAAAAACACCUACAGAACUUACAUUCACUACAAGGAUCAACGACUGAAAAUGGAGUGAGUGAUGCGGACUGCAGCUGUGUGCGAGCCGCGGGUAUCCUCUGAUACAGAAAAGCUCGUUACAAGGAGGUAAUUUAAGGGAAAUGCAGCUGAAGAUGUAAAUAAAACCCUGAUGGAAAUUCUGCUCUCAGGUUCACCAUCUUCGCUCCUUCUUCUUCUUCUCCGUCUCCUCUUUCAGAGCAGAGCUGAAUUGAAAUCUUUGUGAUUGGUGUCGAACUGAAACAAAAGGAGGCUGAUGAGUUUCAGAUUUUGCUGAGCCUGCAGAAAGAUUCCUCCUUUGCUUCAUGGAAAACGGCUGUUUGCAUAAAUACCUCAAACCUCAGCAAGUCGGGGUCUGAAUCCGGGCUGAAUGAGAUUAAUGCCACACGUUAAUGUCACAUCUGUCUCUCCAGAUGCAGCCAUAACUGCUUCCUCUCCCCCUUUUCAACAACACAUUAUGCAUUCAGUGGUUAUCCACAGGGAGGGUGAUCAUGUUGCUCCUUCUGUGGAAAUGAUCGCCUCAGCUCUGUGAGCACGGGAAUGUGCUCCCUUUGCUGACAUGUCCUUUUCUGCCCUUGUUUUGAAUUAUUACGUCUGUUUAGAGUAAAUUUGAUCGUAAUGGACUCGAUAAUAAUUCAGCAUGAAACUUCUUGUAAAGAGGAGGAAUGUCCUGGCUAUCCAUUUUUUGCUGUGCAUGCCCAUGGUUACUUAACAGGCCCACAUAUUUGUAAUUAUUGUCUUCGUUUGCUGCCUCCACGUUGACUCAGCAGGUGUAAUUGUUGGUUUCUUCUCCGCUCUGAAAACAAUAACAGUUUGACGCUCUGGUGGCGUGUGGUGCCUGCCUUUUAGAAAUUUGGUUAAAUGUACUCAAGCCCCUAAUCCUGACAAUUUAAGAUGCUGCAGAAUGUUGAUUAAAACAGAAUUUGAUGGUUUGCAAAGCCACUCAAAGCCUAUAUGUUGAAGCUGUGAAUCCACUAGUUUAAUGACAACUGUAUGCUGUAGCUUGUAUAAGAGAAAGAACAAGGCCAAGGACAUGUUUACUGCCGUAUUGCAUCAGUACUUCUUUUGUUACGACUCUGUAAACAGACAGAAAACAGGGAGACCAGUUCUUGUUUUAGCCUGGUGAAGGAUUUCAGCAGCGCAAUAGUUCAGGUCCCCUUUGUCAUGGUUUUGGCGGUAAGGCAGGAGGGCAGCCAGGUGACCACGGUGGUGCAAUACCUGCAGAAUUGUCUCAUGCUGCGUUCGAAUUACCUCGGAAUUUAGAAGUCCGAGCUGAAAAUUAUGUCACACCCAAGUUCCCGGCGUUUCAGUUACAAGUCAGAAAAAAGCGAAAUCGGAGGUGGAAACAAGAUGGCUACAUCUACGAAAGCUAUUUUAGCUCUUGCCUACCUACCCACCUACCUCACCGAACUCCUCACCCCACAUACCUCAGUCAGAACCGGGUCAGGCCAACUGCACCGUCUGCGCCCUCCCAGGACUCGGCUCAAGACCACGGGCGACAGGGCCUUCGAGGCUGCUGCUCCCCGUCUGUGGAACGCCCUCCCCGAUCACCUCAGGGCUCCACAGUCGGUGGAUGCUUUUAAAAAAGGACUUAAAACCUUCCUUUUUCUGAAAGCUUCUCUGGACUGAUUUUAUCUGCUGACUGUUUUUAUUGUUUUGUCCUGUUGCUUGAUUUUACUGUUAUUGUUGCUUUUUAUUUGUUAUUGUUGCCUGUGCACUUUGAGAUUUGUUUUCAAAUGUAAAGUGAAGUUACAAAUAAAAUCUAUUAUUAUUAUUAAUUGCCUUGUCCGAAUAUAAGGAAAGCGCUAAAAUAACUGUAUUAGAUGUAGCCAUCUUGUUUCAAGCCUCCGAUUUUGCUUUUUCCGACUUGGUAACUAAAACACCGGGAACUCGGAUGUGACGUCAUUUUCAGCUCUGACAUCUAACCUCUGAGGUAACUCGAACGCAGCAAUAGAUGGACAUAUGUUGCUUAAAAACCUGUAUAUAUUGCUCAGCAUUGAUGCAGCCUUCUGAGAUGGAGCAUACAUCCACACCGUACCAUCAGGGAUGCUUGUUUUUGAACCGUGCUAACAAGCUAGCAUCUCUAUUCUAGCAGAAGAAGCAUCAUCCAUGGUUUCCAAAAGAAUGUCAAAGUUGGAUUUAACUGACCUUGGUACAAUGUCCCAGUCCUCCCCAGUUUCCUCAGGUCCAGGGAAGUCACCUCCACAUGGUUUCCUCAUCCAUGACUCUCUUUGAUUGACGACGGCAGACUUUAAUAUCUUGACACAGAACUUUAUAAAAGUUUUAUACUCUGAUGGAAGUCGACGCUCAGGGUUAAAGUGACCUGAUCAAACAGAGUAUAGCAGUAUAAAACAGACACAGCAGCGUUAGAGACCGGAGGCGCUGUGUGCAGCUCAUUAGAGGCAGUGAGCACUCAUUAGCAAUUAGUCACUCUAAAUAGCAUUCAGCUGCAGAUUUCACAGGGCGAGAGUCAUUUUGGUCGCGGUGAGCACGACGGCAGAGAAAACUGCAGAUCAUCUGAGCGUGAGGAGGUAAUUGAUCUUUAAAGCAGACGACUGAAAAUGAAUCAAUUUUAUUUUCUGAAGCUCUAAUCUCCUCUGCUUCAGGGACGAACAACAUGAUUGCAGUUUAGAGAUUUGAAAUGAGAUUUUUAUCCACUUUUUAGACUUAAAAACUGUCCGUCAGUCUAUCCGUCGAGCACUUUUGACAGUUUCAUGUCUCAGCUUGUUGUUCAGGAGCUGACUCUUUGAUCCUUGAUGCCAAAAAAGUGCAGAGAAAGCUGUGUUCCUGCAAACGGAGAUUUCUGUGGACUCAUCGUUUCCACUCGACAACAAAAACACUCUUUUAGUUUAUUGAGUUUUGAUCGAGUGAAGCCCUCAGACUGCGGCGUCUUUUGUUUCCUGAAGGAUCUGCUUGAAUAAGACUCUGGAGUCUUUUCAUUCAGUCGACGCCGCCUCAGCGUGACUGUGGAUGUCACUGAUGAAGGUUCAAUCACUCCACACGUGUAUUAUAGUAAGAAGCGGGACAUGAGGCAGAUUAAUUGGAGAUAAACCGAGAGUUUCUGUUUGGAAUAAGAUCCAAACAAUUUCAUUUGCACCAUCCUCUCUGGAGAUUUCGACCGUAACACCGUGUUGAUGUUAACUGGGGGUGGGUUCAGCUCGGGGUUGUUAAUGGACUCUGUGGUCGUGUGGUCAUUUAGCGUAACGACGUUAAUGUUCAACAAAUGAUGCUCCAGUGGGAGAACCAGUCAGUGCAGAGAUGGAGAAAUGUGAGAUCUGAGCUCAAUUAACCAAUUUCUGCCGAGUCUCCAAAAUGAUUUGGGUGUGAUAUUUGGAUCGACUUUAAGAGCCUAUUUUUCAUUAUUUACAGCAGGGAUAAGGCAUCAAUCUGGACCAAACCCAGUUUAUCAGCUUCCAGUUUUUCUUAAGUUGCCUGACUUGGAAACUUUGUGACUUAAAAUGAUUUCAAACAAAAGUAUCAACUACGACUAGAUUGAGCUGCUAAUAGGAUCAAAAAUGUGACUCGUUUUGCUUCAUCUAAAGGUCCAAUUCACAAAUUUUGUGUUCAGGCUUGUCAAGGGGAAAAGGACGUUACAACUGCCAAGUCCAAAAAAUCGUAAACGAAACUAAAACGUGCAUUUGAGUAGGAAUUCGCCAAUUUGCCUUUUUGUAGCUGUUCGGGGUACGGUGGAAAUUGGGGGUUAAUAGUCCACAAGUACAAAAACAAGCAGAAGUUUGCUGUUAUUUGGAUCUGACGAUUAAAACAGACCUUUAGCAUCUUCACUCUCUGCUGCGCUGCGGUGUGCUGGGCACUCUCAUCCUGACAGAGCUCUAUUGUGUUAACAUACAAAUAACAAGCUGAAUUUUGGUGCAGUCCUAACCACUUUAUUAUGAAGUACAGUCAUGACAGAAAUGAUGCAUAUGUCACUGUCUUUUGUCUCCUCUGCACAGGUGUCGUGGGCGUAAAAGCCGAAUCAUUUCUUUGUGAAUCAGACCCUGAGUGUUUCUGCAAAGCUGCUCUCACUGCUUACAGACUCUGAACUCAUGAACAUUUAUCAGCAGAGUUUAAUGUGCACUGAGCUCUGAUGUUUGCUGUUGUCAUGUUGGACACGAGUUACAAGCUACAAACUUUAAAGAAACACGCAGCAGUGACUCAGAAGACUAAAGUGCAUGUCAUUUUAAGAGACGGUUGUAACAACAUGAGGAAAGCUGUGGACCGCAAAGGAGUGUGUCUCUCAGACUGCUUUGCAUAUAUAAUCAGCUUGAUGCCACUGUAGCCUGCAGACUAGAACGUUGUGUGCAGAUAAUCUACUCAGAGAGAAACCGAUGAAGUUCGGAGAAUGAUAAGUCAGGUGUGACUCUUGUUUUUCCUGUUAGUGUCAGAGAGCAGAGCCUGCAUGUUCAUUCAGGAAUCUCUCCCACUGACUCUGGCUCUGAGCCGAGGUGCUCGGAGGUUCAAUCCUGCCGCCAAACCCUCAUGCGGCCACAAAAAACAAGCUUUUCUUUUACAUUUGCAUCCUUUUAAUUAAAAAAUGUCAAAGAAACCUCGAUCACAGCCGUCUUUUUGUUGAAACUGAAUAUAUCUGAAAUGAAAUCGAGUUUGAUUAGUCGUAUUUUAUUGCUAAAUCGAUAAAGGUGAUUAGGUAGGUUUAUGCGUCCCUCUGCUCCUCGGGGACCAUCUUUAGAGCCUUUAGACGGUCCUGAUGAGUGGACAGUAUAUGACCAGCUGUCAAAAAGCACUUACCCCUGCAGAAAAAUGCCUCUCAUGAUGGCGGAGCAGCAGUUCCUGAGUGUCAUAAUGCAGCCUUCAGGUGUGAUUCAGAGGGAGGCGAAGGGUGAUAAAGAAGAUCCCUGGACUUCUUAACCCGGAGCCACGGUUUCAAGCUUGCUUGAAGUGUUAUCAUUAUCCCUGAGAGGCUCUGAUUGUUAUUCAAGGUGUCUGACAACAUCACAAGAAGGAUCCUGAGUGAGAACGAUGCCUUUUUUUUUAUCACCAUCAACGGCUAUAACUCCAAUCCUGAGCUUCAUGAUACCCAGUGCCUCUAAUCUCCAACGCCCCUCUUUAAGAGCUGUGAAUCCGGGUUUCAUCACCUCAGGUUGUGCGGUUUAAUGCUGUAAUCUUCGGGAAAAUGUCAGUGAGCUCGAACAGGGAAUUUCUCACUCCUCCUCAUUGUGAAGUUGCAGCAGCUGCUAUAUUAGCUGUGCAGAAAGCAACAUAGCUAAGGUGGAUGAAGACAAUGUCCGCUUAUGUCCCCCUCAGCUCAAAUAUGAGGAUACAGACAGGAUAGACCGACACUCAUCCAUGCUAAUCACUUUGAUUUGCAAAGUUCGGACACCUUAGGGAGGUUCAGCAGCUGGCCUGGCGUCCUGUAACCAUCCCCUUCAUGCUAGCUCUCACCUCCCACCAUAUCCACACAUCAGAACAGAAUAUAAAAGAGAAACCACAGAGGGAGGAGCUUGUUAAGAGAUGUUAGAAAGAGGAAGGUUCCGGAAUGCCGGAGUUCUAAAAUGCCUUGAAGUGCCGGUGAUGUCACCCAACUGUUUCUCAAUGGGACGAGGCUUUAUUUUUUUUUAUAGGAAGGUUCUGGAAUGCCAAAGUUCCAAAUGCCUUGAAGUGUCAUUGAUUACACCCAUCUGGUUUUAGGUUUGUCGCCAUCGGAUCAGUCCCAGAAACCCGAUUUGUACUACGCAUGUGUGAAAUGUACGUCACUUCCUCUACUAGCCAUCUUUGCGACAGCUUCAACACUUGUUCGGCAGCCUCAGCGUCAGUGAGCUCGCUAUAGUCAGAACGGAUGCUUCAGUUUAUCACCGCCGGAAAGUCAAGAGAAUGGUGCCCAGUUUUACGAUUGAAGGUUCCUACAGUGAAAUUGUAAAAUGGCAACAUAGUUAUAAAAGACUCUAAUGAAUGUGUUUGAAAAGUCAGAGAACCAUGAAUUUGACCGGGUAGUGGCGCUCUCUGUGGCCCAAAAGGUCUCACUGUGCUGGGCAGGAGCUCUGGCGAAGGCCUCGGUAUUGGCUCUGGAGCCACCUGCUAGCUAGCGUAUCACAUCGCCAGCUAGUUUCUGAAUCAAUCUGUAGUUUGAAUUGAGUUUUUAUGGUGAAGUAAAUUUGCCCUUGCGCAGAACGGAUCAGGUAGGUAGCGACUCACUGCUGUAAAAUACAUUGAAAUGCCGAGAGAGGAAGUGACGUACGUUUUGCACACGGGCAGUACAAAUCGGGUUUCCGGGACAGAUCGGGUAGCAACAAGGCUCACUGUGAUGUUACCUUGUUGACUCAGUUAGUUAGGACACCUUAGGGAGGUUCAGCAGCUGGCCUGGUAUCCUGUAACCACCCCCUUCAUGCUAGCUCUCACCUCCCACCAUAUCCACACAUGAGAACAGAAUAUAAAAGAGAAACCACAGAGGGAAGAGCUCGUUAAGAGACGUUAGGAAGAGGACAAGGAAGGUAAAGCCGGGUGAGCUUGAUCUACCUGUUCAGAGAGGAUGGAAAGAAAAGGCUGUAGACGGGUGUUAGGGAGACGCCUGUUUGGACUGGGGUUCACCUCCACCUGUUUCAGCUGUAUGCUCUACCUCUUCCUGCUCCCUGACUGUAAUGCAGGAACAGAGUUUGGAUGUUGAUAUUGUGUAUUUUCCUGGAGGAUUGAAGUCAGAUAACCCUGAUGAAAAUGGGGUUUAUGCUCAUCUGAUAUCCCCCAGCUGACAUGCAAACUGUGCCCCUUUAUGGAGGUAGUUGUUCCCUUAUGAUUAGAGAUUAUGUUUGCGCAGGAUCCCAGCCCUGAUCAGAAUUGUGACCACGUCCCUCAGCUCCAGUUUAGCAGCUGCUUAAUGAGCGUUUCUUCACCUGUUUGUCUCUGAGGUGAAUGACGUACACGUCUCUGAUGCCGGGAAACAGAAUCACAGUCUUACCGUCUCCGUCGCUUACCACACAUUACUCAUCGUUUAAUUGUUACGAUCCUCGCCGGGUUUGACUUCUGCUCAGACUUUUAAGGCGUUUGGUAAUUAACAACAGACGAUCAGGGAUGGAUGUUGUUCUUUGUGGGCUGUGACCCUCGGCGUUGGCCUGAGUCCAGUGCGAACACACAGCUCCAUAAAUCAUGUUAAUGCUAUCAGUGAGAGUGAAGUGAUUGUGUUCAGGAACAUGCAGGAGGAAGAGCAGACGGGCACAUGCAGGGAAAACCAAACUACGACUGCAGAUAGCAGGACUGCAAUUUUAUCUGGAGCUUUUAAACUAUCAGAUUUUAUGUUUAGAUCAUUCAAUUAACAAGUAAAGGCUCAUUUCUGUUGAACUUAAUCAGUGUAACAGUCACAUACCCACAUAUUCUCUUGUGUCGGGAUGGUGGUAAACAUUGCUUCCUCUGGAAAGAGUCUCACACAAACUUGAUCCUGCUCAUUACAAGCUUGAACACAUGCUGAGUUUAAUUUUGAGGCCAGCAGUAGAUCUCCAAACAGAACUCUGAAAAAGUUGUUUGAUCAUCUACAGCACAAACAAGGAUAUAGAGAGAGAACUGGAGAAAUCGCUGAUCAAAAAAGGACAAGGAGAGAAACAAUACUGGAUCACCAUGAUCUUCAGGCCCUCAGAGAGCACACAGGACUCUGCAGUGGAAGUCACAUUAGUCUCAUCACUGCAUCCAUAAAUACUGUUUCAAACUGAACUGUGCAAAGAUGUCGAACCAUCCUGGGAUCUGCUGAAUCAACUAUUUACGUUCUUUGUGGAAACCAUGGAAACCGCCUCUCAAAAAAGAGAGGGACCACGCUGUUCAAAGCCAGUAAAACUUCAGAAACUUGUCUCUCUGGUUUCUUAAAUUUUUGAAAUGUUGAGGUGAUGCAACAGAGUUUUAAUAUGGUUUUGUUUUAACAUUUUAAAUACUUUAAAUAAAACACAAAAACGUUUCAGUUUUAACGUCUGAAGAUCUGAUAAAUUGUUCAAAACCAUCAGAUCUUUUCUUCCAUCACAGCAAUCUGACAUUAGUCCAAUUUGGGUUGGUAAUGCAUCUUUAGUUUCUGACCGAUUUGCACAAACUUCCCCUUAAAAAGUUCAGAUAUUCUUCUUUGUUGUGUGUUGUCUGGUUGUUUGGCUCGUAUCCAUGAACGUCCUGAAGUUGUGCAGAAAUACAGACAGAGGGACAGAGAGGAUCAGCAGAGGGCUGUGUCUGUGUUCAUAUGCAUGUCAGACUUAAGAGUCUAAAUGAGCUUUUACUGUAGCAGUGACAUAAAGAAGAGGCCUGAUGUAACCAAGCGUCUAUUUUGCACACUGUUGCAUGAAGUAAUGUCCCUGCACUGGCAGUAUUUAAAGUAGCUGCAGUCAUAAAACUGUAGUAGUAGUAUUAAAUGUCAGUAGUAGUUCUCAGACAGACACAUUUUUCUGUCAUCGCUGCAACUGCUGCUGGGUUAAUGUGAUAUCUAGGACACACACACACACACACACACACACACACACACACACACACAGACAGGGAUCGAUGGAUGCAGGUGGAGCAGUCGGACCCUGAGGAGGAUGAUCUUACCAGGAGGAGAAAAGAGAUCGGGCUUUUGUAAGGGGAAACCCCUCUCUCCAAUCCCACAAUCCCUUUCUCCACUCUGCUGGUGCUCAACACCAAACCUCAGCCAGGUCUCAGAUCCUGUGCGUGUGUGUGUGCAUGUGUGUGUGUGUGUGUGUUAAACAUGCUCUAAGCCUGUCAGCAAGGAGGCGUUUGGGGGAGUUAGCGCCCUGCAGCAGAAAUCAGAGCCGUGGUAGGGGGUGGGUGGAGUUAGGGGUGAGUCUGGGUAAGGGGAUCAUUACUGUCUGUAAUUUCAGUCCCAGCUGAAUCUGCCGUGUCAGUGAUUUUCACUGACUGCCUCAGUCCUCCACUCUCUCUGUUCUACUUCCUGUAACACGAUGGUGAAAAUAACCCCUCUGACAUGUAAACUGAUGUUUGUCGGUCCGUCUAAAUGACAAAAACAACAUCAACACAAACAAACAAAAAAGCCCAGCACACAUGUAGGGCGGCCCUGACUCGUGAUGAGGAUUGGGGAUUGCAAGUAUUUCCCAUGAAUGAGGAAGUCCUAGUGAAUGCAGGUCAUGAGCUUGAAUUGAUCAGGACUGGGAUCUUGAUCAAAAGUCCCAUACGAUGUUAUUUUCAGCUGUUUACAACAUGUCCUACUUGUCCUAAAAACAUCACAAAUUCAGCCUCAGUGGAGGAUCCGCAGCCCCGAGUUCUAGCCUCAUUAUCCAUGCAGUGAUCUGAGCGGGCGAUGAUGAGGAGCUGUGCUGAUUGGCUGUUUGAAUAAUACCUGAGGAGAAGGUGCAAACAAAUGUAGAGGCGGAAAAACACUGUGACAAACAUGGCGAGUGCCCCAGGAGAACCUGGACUUGUAUGACACACCGCAUCUGGAACGGCUCCAAUCCAGAACGGCAGCGAUUUUUGCCGUAAGCCAAUUUUUCAUGGAUCCGUUUGUGAGACGAAUUUUGGUGGCGGAUUACGGACGGAGGUAAUUUAUUUUGUGUCUGUGCCCAACUUCCCUGCCAGCACAGGUUAAUCUGUACUGAAUUUAUCCAACAUGCUCCGGCGUCCGGAAAAAAAUAGAACUCUUGCGAUAAGAGUCCGACAAUCCGCAGCAGAACGGAAUGAAACCGGUGGAAAUUGGUAAAUUGAUUUGAAUGGCUACAAUUGGCGGAUAUGGCCUUUUCGAAGCCGUUCCGGAUGCAGUGGACAUUGGGGGUUACUGUAUGUUGUCGGCCAUGUCAGUUGGGUAGCCACAAUUGUGUGGAUGGAGGUGGAAUCGCUGGUAGUGGGAAUGGUUUGCAUGCAUGCUUGUGCUAUUUGUUCCACCACUACAGGAGCUGACUCAAAAGUCCUCACAGAAACUUAUUUUUCCUGUAGGAGGGCUACAGAACUGAUGCGAAAUCACUCUACAGACUUUGGCUCCCACCUCAGACAUUUAAUCCUUUAAAUCUGCCACUGUGCAUUUUCUUUGGGACACACCAAACUCAUUUCUACCAACUGGAUUGUUUAGGUCCUCAGAUUGGCCCUGGCUCUGGUGUAGCACCAACUUUACCAUCCAAAUAUACUGAAAACUGUAACAAGGUUUCUGUAUGUGAAGUUGUGAAAGGUUCUUGACUGAUUCAACAGCCUGCAGCGGAGGCGGCCUAAUUUGGUUUGCAUGCUCUGUAAGGUUAGGCACGGUGGAUUUUUCUCUCCUUGGGGGGUCUCUGAUCUCAGAUGAUGUCACCCACGGGCUUCCCUCUGUCUGCGGCCUCCUCUCCACAAGGAGGCUGCAGCGUCACCGAGAUCCCUCCAUCCCUACUCCCCACUCCACCACCCUGACUCUCUCAGCUCCCCAUAUAGUCCCAGAAUCCUUAACCUAGACUAGUGCAAUCAUCAUCUCAGGGGGGAUCUGAUGUGUCCUAGUCCAACCAUCGCUCACUAUCUCAGUAUGACAAACUUCCUAGGGCCACCAUAAACAAUAUUUUACGCCUGUGACUACCAGGAGCCAAAAGGAUGUUUCCCCCAACAGCCAAAGACAUCCAUUUACUGUCUGGUUGUAAACAGGUGUGGAGAGACUGAAAAUCGCUCCCCUGCUACGAUGGAAACAAGCUAUUUUGAACAAACUGACAAUUACCAAUCCUGUCCUCCACCCCCACCCCCCUCAGCUCCCGUAACACACUGAGGGAUGAGUCAGAGCCUUAGUGGAUUUGAACCAGCGAGUCAUGCGGAGCGGCAGAUCUGCGAGCGGCUCCGUGUGUGGUUGGUGGACAGAUUUAGCCCGGGGAGCGGAGUCUUCUCUCAGAGCCGUGUGCAGCACGUUCACACUCUGACAAAUCGCCAUUGAUCAGGUUAAAUCAGAGACAUUAGUGAAGUAAACAAACGACUCCACCUCUGAGGAGGCCCUGACUGCGUUCCUCUCUCCACCUGUGGCUGCAGGAUAUAACAGGUUGAGGAUACAGCAGGCUCUACUUCAGGCAUGCAUUGCUGUUUUUUAAAAUCCUAAAUAUUGUCUAUGAUGUAACGAAAAUAAAAUAAGCUAACUCGAUACCUCUUUAAAGCCUUAUCUCCUGUGGCUCUGGUUUUCAUCUGGGUCAGGACUGCCUUCUGUCUCCUCAGGUUCAGCUCAGAGUUUUCAUUUCAUCAGCCGAUGAUGAUGUACAACCGUCUGGACCAAUCGCAGAGCUCGCACCAAUUACAGCGCAGAUUUAGAGCCAUUAGCGAGCUGUUGGUUUGGCUGAGCUGUUCCAUGCUAACCACAUUAGCAUCUUCCAGAGCAAGAUUGACUGCAGCCACAUGGAGCCUGUGUGUGUGUGUGUGUGUGUGUGUGUGUGUGUGUGUGUGUGUGUGAGAGAGAGAGAGAGAGAGAGAGAGAGAGAGAGAGAGAGAGAGAGGAGGGGAGAUGGUGUCCUGGAUGAGGUUUUGACACAGUUUGCCUUCACAAUGAAGUCACUCUUAAUUAGCCGGAGCAGCUGCUUUUUCUUGCUGUGCGAUUUGUGUGUUUGUGCACAUAGCAGGAGUCGUGCUUUGCCGUAAAUCCUCAUGGAAGUUCCCCGAAACCUUUAAAGGGAUACUUUGACAUGUGUGAAGUGUGGCUGUAUGAGGUGCUUGUCAAUGGUAAAUGUAUUACCAACAGGAGACCCCAGUCAGCCUGGCUCCCUUGUUGAGAAACUGGUUAGCGAACAUGCACAGAGGUUAUAGACCAUCAAUCGCUGCCGAUGAGGUCAGCUCUGUCUUGUAAUUUAACUGAUUUUAACCUUCUCUGACCUGAACCCCUCAGCAGAGUUUUGAAGUUUUGAAGCCCCACCAUGUUGGAAAUGUUGACCUAACAUUUAGUCAGGCUGAGUUUCUUACAACUGUAAACAUUUCGCUCUAUAGAUAGGAUUUUUGAAUGGAUGUGUAUGUGGAUUCCAGUGCCUUUGGACCCAGCCCCAAGUGGACACUUGAAGAACUGCAGUUUUUCACACUUUAGCAUUGACUUUAUUGUAAAAACCAGAAUUAGUUUGUUUGCAGCUGUAGUCGUGCUCCAGCCUGCCUGGUGUGUGUGUGUGUGUGUGUGUGUGUCUGCUCCACCCUCCAUCACAGACACCGCUCCGCUAAUUCUCCUCAUCCACAGAUGGCAACAAAGGUGCUUAAACUUGCCGAAGUUGCUCAGUGGUGCAGGAAUUAAUGAGCGUUUAAGACUCGCUGCAGGAUCAUCUGUUGAUUACCACCUCCAUCUUUACUUCUGGAUGUCCGUUAAGGCGACAGACUUGUUUUUAAAACGCGAAAAUCUGUUUAUAAAAUCACGAAAUGCACCUUUAAAUGCACAGACUGCAGCUGUAACAAAGCUCCAUUAGCUGCUAGCUCACCACACAAAAGACAUUACCCACCAUUACCACCAUAUGAUGCAUACACACGCACACACACACACACACACACACACACACACACACACACACACACACACACACACACCUCCAGGCUCUUCUCAAUCAUUACUCCUAAACUCACACUCAUGUGAACACACACACCACUUCCUCCAGCGCGUUAGACAGCAGCUUCCUCUCGUGUGUUUGUGUGCUGUUUACACUCUGCCUUCCCCCUCCCUGGGAUCCAUUUUGGAAAGUGACAGCCUGCGGUUUGAACCAGACGGUAUUUAACCAGGCUGUGGCUCCCAGACUCGCUCUAAAAGCUUCCUCUGCAGACCUCCAGGCGAAAAUUAUCACCUCUUUCUCUCCUGUUUGUGGUAGAUGAGGCUGAUUGGACGGAUAAUCCUUUCUCUAAUGCUGCAUUAAGACAUUUUUAUUUCAACGUUCACCUGCCACCUCGGUCUACAUUUCAAAGUGCACUCAGACCCCAGAAAGCAGAACGCUUUAAUGGCUGCAGAUGUUCUUGUAGUUUGAAUUUUUCGUCUGAUUUACAGACCUUUAUGUAAGAGAGGCGCAGAUGAGGCUUAAAAGAAACUCUGCAUCAGAAGACACGAUGACAUAUUUGUUUGUGUUAAACUUUAAAAACUUGUAUGCUGUCAUUGUUACUGUAAUGCCAAAGGGUUGCAGCACUUUCUCCAGGUGGAUCAAACUUAAAUAAUCACUGAGGUUGAAAUUAAUCUGUUAUUUUCAUGCUCUGCAGAAACUGGUCCAUGCAAAACCGGAUAUAAUGCAUGAUCUAUGUCUCCACAUGCUUUAAUAACACAAGCAGGAGAUGAAGCAGGUUUCAUCUGGACAUGUCCUCUAAAUAAUGUCAUUGUAAACAGAGACUACAGUCUACUGCGAUGUCCUUUCAGUUCAAUAAUAUCAUGCAAAACCUGUAAAGGAACAUCAAGCUUCAUUAUCACACUCAGAUAUUACAAGAUGUACCCCCCAAAUCAUCUACAAUUCUCCUAUUCUCUGCACUCCAUGGGUAGUUUUUGUUUGGGCUGGGUGAUAUGGCCUCAAAUCAAUAUCAUGAUAUAUUGAUCAGUUCACCUCGAUAACGAUAAAUGGACGAUAACUACUCUACAAGCUGCUCACCCCCUCCCACAUUAACUUCUUCUACUUCAGCCGCUACAACUUUUGAACCGUCCUCCAUCUCCUCACCUGUCUUUACCUCUUUGUUACAGACUGGAUGGGGUGGAGUCACAUCUCUGAUGUAGGACAGCGUCUUAAAGGGACAUGAGACCAUAGCCUACCUACACACAUCCAAAACCAACUUUGAUUUAUUUAUUUUUUCACACCAAAUAUACUGAUACGGGCAAAACGACGUCAGUAAAUUUCGGUAUCAGAAAAUUUACGGUUUAUUGCCCAGCCCUAGUUUUUGUUAUUUUCAUAUUUGUUUAAAGUGAGACCAUCAGUGAUGAGGACGCUCCAACACACCAGCUCGGCUCAGAUUGGUCCACUUUUGAAGGGCUCAACGAGAACAUCCUGAGAACAGACACCAUCCUGAAGCUCCACCUUUGCCUCCUCACCUUUCUCAUUAUUCUCAUUUUAAUCCACAUUGAGAAUAACUUCAUUAUUAAAAUUUACCAUGAUGAUGUAGGUAUGCAUUAUUAUGAUCUUGUAGGUAACCCAGAGCCUGAGACUGUGUUGGGGCAGAGCUGUAAAUAAGAGUGUCAUCUGCAUAUGAAUGUCGCUCUGCAUAAGAAACAUUGUGACCAAUAUCAUUGAUAGAUUGCAAAUAACAGUGAGACCAAGACAAAGCCUUGUGGCACGCCAUUUUCUACUUCACAGGAUUCAGAGGGGACUCCUUCAGCCUGCACACGCUGCAACCUCUUUCUUAGACUAUUUCCAGACGAACAUUUUACUAUUUUCAUUUUCUUUUGAUGUCAUUCAGAAAUUAUCUCGGUUAUUUCUUCUCCACUGGAAACAGUCGUCAUUAUUUCCACUUCUCUGCUCCGUGACAGCAGUGCUGUGUUCGUGUGUGUUGUUGUUAUUUGGGGUUUUUUUACAUUGAGUUUGGCUUUUGCAGGUUUUUUAUUUUCACACAAACAAUGAUUUCACAGCAGAAUCACAGCGAGUGUGUGGCUGAAGCAUCAAAUUGCGAUCCUCCUCUCAGGCUAACCCUCCCUGCAGCUGACAGAGCACUUAGCUCCAGUGUGAACCAAGCUCUCAUCAUUUAUUCAUGCUUUAUUUUGCACCAGGAACCAUUUGUUCUACCUUUUCUACCCCCCAUCAGCCUCUCUCUGCCCCCUCAGCUCUCACUGGGCCGUAAUGGAGCAUCGUUUCCGAUUCCUUGGAGGCUCGUCCUGAGACACGACGCCCUCCCCGGAAAGCUUCCUGCUCCUUGAAUGCUGACGAUUAAGCCUCGGGUGAUUGGCUGUGCCACAGGGUUCGCUUCUUCCUCUCCCCCUUUUUGGAGACUGUCUGUUUUGGCAGAGAGGAGAUAGGCUGGAGCUGUAUGUGUUUGCAGAAGGUUUUGAUGUAUCUCUCUCCAGCUUCAGAGAGAGCUGAAAGUCAGCAGAGGGCUGUAUCAGGACUUUGUGUGGAACCGGGUAUGAAAGUCAGAUAUGAAAUCUCCAGUUCGUCAAAUAAUUUCAUGACACAAGAAAUCCACUUUUGGACUGAUUUGCAGCUGGUGCUCGGCUUGCUAAGGGAUUAUACUGACGGCUGUUUGGUUUGCAAACCAAAGUGAAAUUCUGUACAGAUAAUAUUAGCUGAGCUGACACAAUCAUGUCAUAUCAAGGCAAAGUACUGAAAUCAAAAGCCUUCGAAAGUAAGUCUGCACCAAAAAAUCCCAAAGUCACUGUCACAAAGCAAUAAUGAAAUAAUAAUUCCAAUAAUGAAACACCAACGUCAGGAGAGAUAUACUGCAAAUACAGGUAUGGUGCAAAAGAUGGUGAACAGUUGUGAGUUAUGGCUCAUUUUUUUAAUACUUGUCCAUAUUUUACUCUUUCUGAGCAUCACGAUGUCAUAAUAUCGACCUAUUAUGUUUAAUAGGUCUGUAAAUUUUCUGAUGAUGGUAACCAUUGCUCUUCGGUAAUGACCUAUUCAACAUAAUUCCCGAAAAGUAAAGUACAAAAUCCGGACAGUAUUAUGAAGAACAGGAGUUAGUAAAACAGCACAAAGCAUAAAAUUUUACUUUACCUUUAAAAAAAAAACGAGUCGUGAGCUUGUUAAUAUCGUUAAAAAAAAAAAAGAAAAAUGAAUGGCCGUCUAUGGGCGAUGCUAAGUGGCUCCACCACACGCUAACACUAGAAGUGAGCAGAAUGCUAACUUCCUCGUACUGUGAAAAAGGUCUAUUGGAGAACAUUGUGCCCCUCUGAAAAGGACUUUGAAUUAUUUCUAAAAAAUGUUGAAAUUAGCGUGUUCUUCCACUCUGUAUUUUUCCUGAAAUAUUCCCAGAUUUUACCCUGAUUGAUCCCACACUCCCACGGUAUGAAAGUAGAAGCUUUACUGGAAGAAACCCGUGAAUCUGAACAGGCAGUAGAGUUGUUCUGACUCUAAAUCCCUCUUUUCUCAUCCAGUAACGUGAGUCCAGGUAAUAAAUUCCAAACUGAUCUUUUCAUUAAGAACAUAUUAAGGAGCUUUAAGGGAACCAAAAGGCUGACGUGACCUUUUCCAUUGGCUGAUUGAUGAUCAUUAGUUUUCAUAAAAUGACUCAUCAGAGUGAGGAGACUCUCAGUAGCUCGCUUACUAUCAUCGGUCGGCCUGGUUACUUACAGGUCUAAACUUUCAGAUGAAUAUUUCUACUGAAUGAUCGAGAUUUUUCUCACAUUGAAGAGAUAGCGUCGUUUCCCCCUGAGGUGAGGAUGUGUUCACAGACCGGCCUGGUUUUACCUCGGAGCGUGGGGUCAAGGUGAGCUGUAGGACUGAGGUGAAAACACAACAGGAGGGUCCUGUUAGCAUGGAAAGGUGAUCAGAGAAGUCACGGAGGGUGUGUCUCUGGUAUGUUUAACAUAAAUUGAAGCCAAAUCUCGGGCAGAGAUGCUGGGCCACGGCGGUGUUUGAAGGGCGGGAGAGGACACAGCGGGGGGGCGAUGGCAGAGGGAUUCAGAGAGACUGCUGACUUGACAAGUUGGAUUUUCCAAAUGUUUAUAAAGGGCAGCAGCAGCAGCUCCUGUUUGAGAGGACAGUGACUUCUCACAGCGAACCGUGGGUUUGGCUCACUCUGUGUUUUGACCUUUCUCUCCUGAUUCGAUUUGAAAACAAUACUCAGCUGCUGAGAUUCAAUCGUAUUAAUAUUUUUGAUUUUCUGUGGAAAAGUCUAAAAGUCUGACUAGAAAAAUAUCGCAGAAGAUGUCCUACUUAAAAGUUAUUCUAGUGCUCUUAAAGGUCCUUUAUCAAGGGACCGCUUUUUUCGUGCGAUUAUUUUGAACGUCAAUAUUUUUUUCGAACCUGUAUCCUGUCAAUACAAGCGUUCACAUCAGCGACGUUUUCCCGUCCUGCGAUAUUGCGGCAUUUAUUUUUUCGUAUCACGGUCGAUUUUUCUAAAGUUGCAUCGUUCUCGGUGUGUCAGGACCUUAAUUCUCUGUCAGGGAACCAGGAACUGACUGUUAUCAAAAGCUCACAGAUGCUUUAACCUGCUCUUCUUUUUCUUUUAUAGAUUUUGUGAAUUUAACACUAAACCGUCUGUCCAAUAAAGACUCUUAAUGCAGACAUGAGACAGAGCACAACCUGUCAGAUGAAAAAAGCAACAAGAAAAUGAGGAGAAACUCCCUCUCUGUUGUGUUUAUCUGCUCCUCUUCAUCCUCCUCUUCUUCCUCCUGACGUCCGCUGACGAUGGCGGCCGUCUCCUCCGUGAUGGAUGAGGAGCUGAGGAGGAGACGAGGCCGUGGACUCCUGUGCUCGGUUGCCUUUAAGGGAUCGUUGAAGGGAUAAUUAGAUCUGGAAAACAUUUGGGCUCUGGGACGUGCAGAAGCCUUUUUCUUACUCUCAUAAUGGAAUCUGCAGAACAGAUGGGCCGAGCGCUCAGACAGAGGAAGACCUCGCCGCCGCCGUGAAGAAGACCUCCGGUGAAAGAUGUUGUUUUAACAAAGUCGUGCGUUUAUCUUCUGUUUGUUUUAUUCUGUUAGGAUCUGCUGGGGCGGAUGAAUGAAAUUACAACGCACAGAGAGAGGGUAAAGAAUGAGGAAACGCAUCAUCAUGAUGCUGAUCUCUGAUUGGUUAAUUGGUCACGGUGAAUAUGAUAUUCAGCUGCCUCCACAUCAAAGAUACUGAACGAGUUCAACCAUAGAGCACAGUGUUGAUAAAUGAAGCUAAAGUAGAAUCAUCUGCAGUUUCUCAAGUGUCCACUAGGGGCUGGCUCCAAAAGUCAAGGAAUCCCCAUUAACACCCAUGUUAAAACAGUCAUCUUUGAAGUGAAAUUAAACAAGUUUAAAACCUGCUACAAGAACAGUUUUUGUCUGUAUGGCUUAUCUUUUUAUAAGUUCACACGAUACAGAGUUUUUAUUUCUAACUUUAUUGCCUAUGAUUCAACUCAGCAGGACAUAAACAAAAACUGUGCCAGACCAAUGUCAAAGUAAAGCGUGAGAUCUAUGUAAAUACAUAAAACAUCAAAAACAGGAAGAGUAAAGUCGAAAGGAAGUAUUUCUUAACCACACGAUCUGAUAAACAGUAAGGAGUCCGUAUGUGGUGUUUUAUUUUGAAAUUAACCAGAUUCGGUGUAUCCUGCUUGUGCUUGACUUCCUGUCUGUUGAGAUUGACGCGUGUUAGAUAUCUCGGUGCAUAUCUUUAGCAGAGCAAAGCAGUGCGUUAAGAUGCUUCUGGCACGGAGCAGAGACGGAGCUGUGACGCUUCCUGUGAGCUAUGAAGCAUUGAGUAGAACGGGAAAGUAUUUGCUGCAUAGGGAUGCUGUUGGAACGUGGCCAACACAGAUCCUGUGGAUUUGGGCCACAGUUGUAAGUUGUAGCCGGGCUGCUAUGGGUCCGAUUGUACGGUCAUGUUUGACUUUUUGCAAGCAUAGGGUUUAUCCAAUCAGAAGUCACACUUUUAAACAGUCAUCAACCACAGACUGUAGAUAGAAUGGACUCCGUCUGCCUCCUCGCUGGGUGAAGCCACUCUGAGAACAGCACCCUCUGGUGACAGGAUGCAGUAUAGGUCAUAAAUCCCGCCUCCGCCAGCAGAGGUUAUGGGGCUGUGGACAAACUUUAGAAAUUUAUUUGGCUUCAAAUCCGUAUACUAGCGGAAGGCGGAACCAAGUUGUCCAUACAGUCUGUCAUCAACGCAAUCUACAAAGGCGUUCCCAAUAUGGCGACCACCAUUGCCGCCAUUGCACACCACUGAAACUGUGACUUUGUUUCACUUUUUGGGAACAAAUCUGCUUCAAUUUGGAUCUAAACAUAAGUAACUCUUUGUUUGACUCUCUGGCGCCCCCUGUGGAGACUUUUGUCUUAGUCCUGCUCUCAGUAGAAACAGACUUUCUUCACUUUUUCUUGUUAGAGUUUUUCCGUUCAGCCUCCUGUUGUUCCGGAUUUCACUUCUCCGUGACCCGAUCAUUAAUUCCUCCACAUGAAAAGGGAAUAAUUUCACUCCUGAGUUUGUUGAUCUGACGCACAAACUUGCAGAAGACCACAGUCCUCGCCUGUCACAUCACAGUGAAAGCUCCUCUCUAAACUCGGAGGAGCGAUGCUUUAAUGUGCAGCUUCACAGACCUGCAGUGUGUGUGUGUGAGUGUGAGUGUGUGAGUGUGUGCUCUGAGCAUGUGCAGAGCCCGCUGACAUUUCCAGCCCUCUCAGUCUUGUAAAUAAUUGAUCAGAGGCUUCACCUUUUUGAGUCUCUGUUAGUUUCCCUCAAACACUCACCCCGUCGUCCAUACAUGCUCUCCUUCUUCACUGUCGAUCACUCUCCUGUCUGAAAACACACGUGUUCAACACGUUUACUUUAAUCCUCCGGAGUUUCUACAUGUUCGCUUUGAUUUUCAGGAUUGAUCAGAACGUUUCAAAAGGCUGUAAAAGAAAAGCUCGAAAAGCUAGUUUCAGGUUUUCACUUGUUGAACAGACUUUUAAAGAAAUCUAGAGUUUAUUUAUGAAUUCAGGAUUAGCAAGAGAAUUACAGGUCAGAUAAACGAACUAUGAACAUUUUUACAGCUGCAGGCCCAUGAUGCAGAAAGCAGGGGAACUGGGGUUCAACUGGAGGUGAACUGGUUUAAUGUGGGGACUUUUAGCGGAAUAUUUCUGUUAGCUUCUGGAUCAGCCAAACUCAAGCUAACUAAAUCUGGAUUAAGUCCUGGUACAGGCUUUCUUAAUCAAAUACAUCGACCACAGCAACUCCUUACUGGCAGACGCUCCUGCACUCACAUUUAAUCCACUUUCAGGCCUGAAUCAUUUGCAGCAGCACAACUGGUUUUUAAGGAACCCCAAACAACCAACAUGUCACUUCACUAUCAUGUCUUUCUGCUGGUUUUAACUUGUAAUGUCGCUUUAGUUCUUUAAUAGUUAAUUUCACACAGGUAAACAUUACGAUAAACAUAACUUUAGCGUGUAGAGGACUGGAUCAGCUGACCGAUGUGUCCACAGGCUGAAAAUCAACUUAUUUGAUCACCAGCUGUUAGACAGGAGUAGCUGUAAUUGUAACAGGACCAGAAAAACAACAAAGAGGUUAAAUAAUGUCAAUAAAUACAGAAAUGAAACGGGGUGAAUUAGGAAGCCCUGUUUUCAGUCGGAAAUGAAGGUAAAUACAGGCUGUCGGAGGAUUCUAAGUUUCCCAGUCUUCCUCUCGGCUCUUUCAUCGGCCUGUGUCACUGCUUGCUCACUUCCUGCCACCAGCUGUCAGCCUGUUUCUUCUUCUGCUCUUCUCUCAGUCCAGCCUUUCAUUCCUGCCGCUCAGCCCCCCUCGGUUCGUCUUCCCGUCUCAAUCCUCUGACAUCUUUUCCUUCAUCUCCCCCCCUCGAAAAUCCCCAGACCCCCUCUGCUUCUGCCUUUUCUUUGUUGUCUUAUCAUUUUCUGUCAGGAGAUAAACUCUAUCCUGUCUUCCCUUUGUUUCCUCUGCUUAUCUUUACCAUCGUCUUCGUCCUCUUCCUCAGCUGGGCCUGUAAAGACGACUAAAGGACAACAACAUGGCCGUAUGCGCCAGGACAGUUUCUAAGCUACAAAUGUGUAACAGUUCAGGAAAAAGGUUCUUUUUCUGUCUUUAUCGGUGUCAAAGAGGAAGAUAUGCAACUUUGAUUUACAGGAAGGUCAGCUGCAAACAAAGGAAGUAAAAGUGCAAAAAACUGCAGUUCCCAAAAAGGCCACUAGGGGCUGAGCCCAAAAAUGAAUCAAUUCCUAUAGAGCCCCAUGUUAAAAAGUCCAACUCCACAAUUCUGACGGCUUUUUAUACAGUUUAUAAUUUUUUCAUAGCAGUAUGUUUUGAACCCACAUAAUUCGGAAAUCUUCUCAUUUUACCGAAGGGCGAGUCUCACAUAGACAAGGCUAAUGCUUCGUUCCAUUAUCCUCGGAAGUCAGAUGUCGGAACUGAUAAUGACGUUACACCCGAGUUGACGGCGUUCCAGUUAACAAGUUGGAAAACCAAAAUGGAUGCCUACUGUUAGCCGUUGUCAGCUGUUGUUUACAAUUGUCAGCUGUCGUUAGUUGCUAGUUGUUGUUAGUUGUUGUUAGCUAUACCAGUUGUAAAAAAUGCAUAACACAGUAUUUUACUCUUACAAACACCGUAGCACCGUGUUCACAGUUAGACGUUGGGCAGUACAACAUAAACCACUUAUUUAGUUUCACAAAAACAAAACAGAAGUGCUAAUAAAUAAAACAUUACGAGAGCUAAAUAUGUUACUCUGAACUGCGCUGCCAUCUUGGAUUAUGACGUUGUCGUCAAGUCGGGGUUGGUGAAGAUCGUCCGACUUUCCAGAUGAAUUUCCGACUCAGAGCUCGGAAAUUUUGACUUCCAAGUACAACUGGAACGCAGCAUUACAGACAGAGUAAUGCUUUGCAACGAUCCAAGAACACCAGCAUGACCAGAAAACUGUUAUAGUUACACACAAAACUACAAACAUGGUCUCACUAUAGAGUACAGGUUAUAUAAACACAGUAUAGACAGUAUAGACUACAGGAAAGGGAUUCAGCACUAAGAACACCAAGUAAAGAUUAGCCUCUAAAAUCACAGGGAAGCCACAGAAACACUUCAGUUGUAUCUACAAGGAGGUGAUUAGGAAAAAAGCUGUUAAGAUAGUAAAUGAUCCUUCUCAGCCACCGUACAGUGAGUUCGUUAUACUUCGUUCAGGCAGACGUUAUCAAGUACCUAAAGCAAAUCGUAACCUCUUCAAAAACUCAUUCAUUCCUAACGCCAUCAGGGCGCUGAAUGAUUUGUGUGUAUUUCUUACGUGUCUCUUGCUGCUGUUGAUCUUUUUUUUUGUACACGAUGAGACUAAAGACAAAUUUCCACAUGUGGACAAUAAAUAAAUGAACAAACGAAGAUUAGCAGGCGAACUUUCUUCGAUAUUAGUCAUCGUUAUCUCCCGAUGGCAUGUCAGAAAUGAUGAAUAAUUAAUAAAGUGUAGCUUGUGCGUUAAUGUUUGUUCAUGAUCCUGCCCUGGUGCAAAAAGAGAAAUGUUAAAAAUGCUCAUCAUUAAACUCGAUCAGGUGAAAAUACACUCGGCAGCCUUUGGUUAAAGUGUCUGAUCAGUGGUUUUCACUGACGUUCUCCAGACUCUCAUUAAUUUAAAGGUUUUAUUCUGUUUGAUUUCUUGCUGGAUUGUAACUCAUAAUAGUUGGAGGAGUGAUAUUCAGUGUCCGCCCACAUGUUACCGGAGGAUCUUUUUAUUUUUCAGCCUGUUCUCUCUGCGCUCAGAUAAAUCUCGGCGCUCUGAGCGGUUGAUAGAAAGCACUUUAUUAUCCUCGUUCAUGUCCUUUAACCUCCAUCGCUGCUCUUCACCAGCCUGCCCCCCCCCUCCCUCUAUGACUCCCCGUUGGCAUCUGGACCAGUUGCACCUGUUACCAAGGGCAACCAUGUGACUCGUUGCCAGGGAAACCCUGCCGCAUGGGCAGGCAGGAGGGGUCUGUGCGGCUCCUCUCUGUGGUGGUUUCACUUCGUCAGCCUCGGUCUUCGUGUUUGAAGUUUAGGGUUUCUGAUCUGUUGCUGAGUCUCUGCAGAGAUUUGCAUCCGUGAUGCACACGGCCGCGCCGCCGUCGCUGCUACGGGAUGAUCUUUUGACUCUUAUUUCACUUUUAACAGUUGGCCCGAAGAGUACAAAGUGUCCAACGCAAACAGAAUCCCUCUGCGUCUUCUCCAAAACCACAUGAGCGCGCCGACACCAUCAACGGUCGUCUAAUUUCAGCCUGUUCACGUUAGGAAGCGUGUCUUUACAUGUGUGUGUGUCUAUGCAUCUUCUGCGGCGUGAUGACACAGCCAUGUACAACAAAGAGUCCCAGUUGCUAGGCAACCUUGUCUAAAAAACGCUUGAUAACCAAAAUACAGCAUGUAUGCAGCAGGAGCAGCAGCGGGCUCUCUCAGCUGGAGGAUUUGGAGUGUUUCACAGCUUCAUUCUGCAGCCGGAGAGACGCUCCAGGGGGAAUACCUGCGGGAGGGAACAUUAUGGCGAGCGCCGAGGAACAGGUCGUCAUGGUUAUUGGUUUUUAUAUCCGACAAGAUGGGGAAAUAAUCAGGUACAAAUCCAGCAGCAGGAGCAGACAUCUGAAUGUUGGCUCAGUGUGAGCGCACACACUGACCCAGAUUUUACACCGUCCUCACCGCACACACACACACACACACACACACACACACACGCACACACACGAUCUUUCUUCUCUUCACACACCCUUCAGAGAAACUCUCGAACUCCUGAUGUGACAUUGAACUUUCUGGAAAUAACGCAGUCUCUCCGUGACUCUCUGGAGUCCCGUGGCAGAAGUUCAAGUCACUCUCUGCCCCAGAAACCUUUGCAGUUCGUCUGAGCGCUGCGGUUCGAGCCAAGAAGAGUAAUUAGUGAGGGGAGAGUGACCUUGGUUAAUUACAUCACAGAGAACAGAGCAGCUUCAGAGCAGCGUCGGUCCUCCGGAGCGAAGUCCUGGUGCUGAUCCAGCCUCAGAAGAAGCACUUUUAGUUUGAAAAUGUCUCCGGGCUGAAUUUUGAUGUUUGACGACAGCGGAGAGGUCAGACAUCAGCGCCUGAAUACUGACAGGUCAGCCAUUUUUAUAAACUGUCGACUCAAAGAAGAGGGUUGACGUUUUACAUACUCAAGCAGACGAACUUUUCUGUCCCGCAGAAACUUUCUGAUGAGACGUGAACAGCAGGUUUAUGAAGAGUCGUCUCUUUGUUUGCUUUGGCCUCAAACUGCGAUCACGUCUUCUCUUCAUCUAAAGGAUUGAGUGCUGAAUGAUUCGGUGAUUCGAUGAACCAAUAUUCUGAAUGAAUCUUUUUAGUGAACUGAUUCUAUUGAUUCAGUUCAUCUUAAAGAACUGCCGUGCUCAUCACUAGUCCUGAACACUUGAACCUCACACUUCCACAAACGCAGACAUCCCAGAAUUCCUUUCAGCUGCUAUUUCUGUCUGUGGUUUCAGAGAGCCUCCCGGGGUCUGAACUUCAGCAGCGGCGUCUCACCCACGCAGGUGUCCACCUGUCUGAGAUGCAGUGAUUCACGUCUGCGAGCUGCUCUGCUCUCGUAACGACGAAGCGAUCAUCGGCUCGGAGAGACGCUGGGAUCUGUGACAGACACUUUCCUGCGUGACUCAGAGUCUGUUUCUGUUUUUCAGGUCAGAUCCUCUUUAAUAAGGAAGUUUAGACUGAAGGACCUCUGAAAAACCAGCCGUUCAGUAAAUUAUGAGCUGCUGUUUUGAAGAGAGGAAUAAAAUCGGUAUUGUUGGGUCGGAUAUUAAAAAGAAAAGGACGAAUUUUCAAUCCUUGCAUCCCUAAUUUUACGAGUUUUCAUCCUGGGUGAGAGUUUGUUUCUCGCUGUGAGACCAGAGCCCUGAUAUAAACCAGAGAAAUAACACCACAGUCUGUAAAAACCACAGCAGGACACUUUUGUAUUAGCCUCCCGCGUCCAUGUCCUGCUUUCUGUCCCGCCCACCGCUGAGUCCAAAAUCCACAUCAUUAAAAUACAGAGAGAAGAGGAGGAGGAGGAGGAGGAGGAAGAGGAGGAGGAGGGCGCAGAGAUCCAGGACGACUCUAUAACCUCCUCUUCCUCAUAUACAUGCAGCGUUUCUGCACCGUGGGAAAUCAAAUAAACCCGAGCCGAGAAGAGAGACGGAGUGACUCAGAGAAAAGGAGACUGCAGGACGAGAUCGAACUGUUGAGCUUCAAUUUAUAGACUUUUUUAAAAUCUGAGCAGCUUUUCUUCUCAAACUCACCGUGACUUUCAACUUAUUUACUCAAAAGUUCAGAUUAUUAGAUUAAAUGAUCAGAUUGAGUUUAAAAAAAACCUGAUUUAGAGGAAAGAAUCAUCUAAAAAUCUUCGUUAAAAAGUCAAAAUAAUGAGAUCAAAAGGAAAAAGUAAGUGAUGAACAGUCUAGUCAGAUGAAAAGUCAUAAUUAUGAUAAAAGAAAAAUGAGAUAAAGUCAUAAUUAAAUGAUAAAAAGUCUCAGUGAAGAGGUGAGGGUCAGGAAUACAGAGAAGUCAAAUAUAUGGGAUUGUUGGAAGUUGAUAAUGUUCCAAGUUCUUCGAUAAAAAAGUAAAAAUUAUGUUAUAAAAAGUCAUAAGAGAGAGAAUUAAGUGAAAAAAGACCUUUCUCAUCAGACCAGGAGCUACAAAAAUAAGGAAAAUCUGUGACAUUUGGGUGAAAUAAGUCAUAAUUUUGACUUAAACGCUUAAUUGAGAAAGUCGAACUGUGACGAUUCUGGAUAAAUACAAAAAAAUUAAAAUCUGUGGUAAUUUUUAACUUCGAUAAAGAGUUUUAAUAUCAGGAUCUAAAGAAAAAAGUUUAACUAUUUAAAAUCUCAUUUUUUUAAGUUCAAUUCACUGAAUUUUUAUCUCACACUCAUGUCCAAACGUCUCUCAAUCAUGACUUUAUGACAUUAUUUUGAUGUUUUUCUCACAAAUUUCACAAACAUUCUCACAACAAUGAACUUUUUUGUGUUGUUAUGACUUUUUAAUUUGUGAUUUUGGUGACUUCUCUCAUAAUUUUAAACUUUGACCUCAUUGUUUUUGGCUUUAAUGAAUUUUCAUGACUACAUGGAUGAUGAUAAUGUCCGAACAGUCCAGUUUUGACCUUCAUCUCUGCUGCGUUUUUGACUUUUUUGAGGUUGUUUUUCCUGGUUGAACAAACCUCAUAUCUGACGGGUCUGAAUGAAGACUGUCAGAGUCUGUGACCCGACCCCGUCGGCUCACGAUCGGAGUCUGAAGUUUACACAAACUGGAUCAGACGAAGCUAAUCGAUCCAUCAGACUGGCAGGAACAUAUAGAUCCUGAACGAUAAAUCUAUGAUCCCAGGUCCAGGCGGCUGAGCCGAGUUCAGGGUCACGGCGAGGAGACGGGAAGUCGAUAAAACAAGCUCGACCAUCAGACAAACGUGUGAGCGUCAGACCGUAGGUCAUCAGAGCUCUAUUAUCAGACAGCAGAAGUUUAUAACUCAGUGAAAUAAAUCAAACUGAUCAAAGAUUGAUUUAUCCCCUCAGAGCUGAUGUGAAAGGUAGACUGACAGCAUGAGAACGGCCCGCAGCAGAGAACGUACGGAGCGACAGCAGCCUGAAUAAAAAGUGACUCGGUCUCUGACAGGUUUAAAGCCUCCUGCUGUCACCGCCGUCCCAGAAUCCCUCUGCAAUGACUGUGCAGUCUGAAACUCAGCCGGGCAGACAACUUUUCGCUCCUCCGGUUUUAUUUGCUCUCUGUGAGCGACCCUGAGAGCAGCAGCAGCAGACGCUCCCUGUCUUUUUCUGUCUCUCUGUAAAUCAAGUGAAACGUCGGGGUUUACAGCCACCCAGAGACGAGUGCGGAGGAGUUACAUAAAACAACAGAGGAAGAGUUUCUCCUUCUUUUUUUGGAGUCAGUUUGGAAAACUCUCGGUGACUUUUACAGUUUCUGAAACUGUGCAGCAAAAUAUCGUCCUCAAAAGACAUGCAGAGCGGACUGAUACGAGACGAUUCAGAACAGCCAAUCAGGACUGAUCUUGUUUAAAAUGAUGGUUAGAUUUGGUGCCUCUGUUCUGAGAGCUUCCUGCUCCUCCAUAAACCAACACUGAACUCCAAACCCUGAGGCGGGCUGAGAUAGGGCUGAACGAUGAAUCGAUUUUAUAUCGUAAUCAGAUUAUUCGAUCAUGACGAUGUUAAAAAAUUAAAAUCAUGAUACUGAUUUUCCUCUCGAUCAUGUCUCGAGCCUUCAGGCCACCGUAGGCUCCCCACACAAGAGUAAACAAAGAUGGCGUUUGCAAAAGAAGGCGAUAAUUUCGUGAUUAAAUAGGACAAGAGCGAGUCAGUCGUGUUGAAUUGGUACAGCUUCACAGUUUCAGAUGAAGAGUAAACCACUCCCCGCUGUGAAGUCUGUCUGAAGGCGGUAUCAACCCGUCCACACGGAAACAAAUUCAGGAGGAAACACAAAAGUUUUUGUCGUAUCAGAGUUUCAUCCACAUGGAAACGGCGUUUCAGAUGACUGUAAACGGUACUUUUUGAAAACGGGUCAGAGAGUAAAUAAAUCUGUAAACGACGAUCAUUUCAUCUCCGUGCAUCUGGAAACGAUCAUGUGACACACAGCGUAACUCUUUUAUGGCGCCUGUGUGUGUCCGGUCAAAACAUCCUUUAUACACACUCUCUGUACUCUUCUUCUGUCUUUUGUGCAUUUCCUGUGCAGCGUCACAGCGCCACUUACUGGCUUGGCAUAUGCACUACAUCCUUUUUAGUGGUUUUGUUUUGAGAGAUGGUAGAAAAACUUCUUAUCUGUAAAGUAGUCAGGCGCGUCAAAAUUCGCCUCGGAAUAUUUCGUAAUUCGUAAGACCUCCAGAACAGAGCAGACAUCAGUGAUGACGCAUCCGACUGAAUUUCAUUUUGCGCUUACUCUCUGUCCAAACUCUCCAAGCGUAAACCAGUCAAACAUGUAAAACCCAGCGCCUCCACUCUCUCUGCUGUUCUAAACAAACAUGGAAUCUAGAAUCGAUUCGACUGAAGCGGAUAUAAAGACCCGAGCUGUUAAAAAGCGCCACUGCCAGUCUUCUCCACACUUGGAGCUGUGGAUCAGCAGCUUGUCUUCGACACUGACUGGGAUUGAAUCUGCUCAGGUGUCAGCUCCCUGUCAGCGGGUCCUCGCUGUGAGCUUGGCCUGAACCUCUCCUCUUUGUAGAUGAUGCAUCUCUGCAGCAAAGCGAGGAGCUCCUCGUGCCCUUUUCUCAGAGACCAGAAGAGCUGUCAUGUGUCUGUGCAGAUGCUGCUUUUUCAUAUCCAAAACGAGGUAAAGUGAGAAUUAAUGUGAUCAAAAAGGUUAAACAACCAGCAGAACUCCCGUCGGUCUGUCAUUUCAUGGGUAUAAAAGCAGGUUUUGACGGUGACGUUGCAGGUAGAUGUUUGAAGUUUCCUUCAGAGAAUCAAAACUCUGAGAAACAACAGCAGCCUGUCUGCUCUUCACUCAAAUAAAAUAACUAAUUACCACAUUUGCUCCCCGUGUGGAGACGAAGUCUGCUCUGAAAAUGACUGGAGGAGGAGGAGGGAUGAUGACGACGGGUGAAACGUUGUUUUUAUUCCCUCCAGCUCGCAGAGUUUCAGUCGACAUGGAAACUAAAAUGCCAAACGCAGCAGCACGUCGCUCCUGGAGAAACAUCACACACAUCGUAUCAGCAGAGGGGCGAAGGCAUCAAAACCGCCUCACUCUGCAAACUCAGGAGAAAGACGGCGAUGUGACUCUGCAGAAAGAAAGAAAGAAGUUAAUUUUAAGGAUUUGGGUCAAACUUGGACCAGAGUCCUGAAGUCGAGACGUGUCCCUGCAGUCACAUGUUGAAGCGUCCUUGACCAGAAUCACAGUCCAUCUUCCUCAGCGUAGGCUUGUAGCUGCAGAAUUUAUGUUUGUUACGCCCCGCUCUGAUGAUAAAUAACUUGUUAGCUCAUUUUGCGCUUCUUUAUUUAUCAGCAGAGUGUUUUUUUCGUUUCUCAGGAGCUGGAGGAGUGUUAAAGAUCGGAGGUAACGUCUACAGGGUGAUUCAUGUUUUGUUUUCCCUGCAGAGGACCGACCGUUUGAACUUUGUUUCCGAUCGGAGCGUCUCUACGAAAGGUUUUGGGAUUUCUGUCGAGCUGAACUUCGGCUGAACUCCACAAACAGCAGCAGAUGAAGCUUUUCUCACACCUGCAGCCGACAUUUGAAUCUGUUCCUCGUGUUAAAACUCUGUUUCACUGCGGAGGAGUUUUUUCUCUUAAUUCAAAUCUCAGAAUAAGUCUGUAUUAUUUUUAGUUUCACUCAGGGGCUCGUCGGAUUUCAAUCUAUGUAGGUCAAACAUUUUGGAGAAGUCUUCAAGUCGAAGUCUCAGAGGAUUCUGGGUCUCAGACUGUGGAGCGAAAAUGACGCCAGCAGAUGACGGAGAGUCUUAACUGUUGGUGAAACCGCUGAGUGAAAUCGGCGUCUGUCAGCAAAGAAACAUGGAUUCAUAGUUUGAGACGCAUCACCUCCAGAUUUCUAACCAUUAAAGGCAGAGUGAUAGUCACAGUUUGAGGAUUGUUAUGUAUUCAUUAAAGCAGUGGUUCUUUAACUUUUUCUGCCAGGUUCCCCUUCGGCAGGUAAAAAUAGAUUUAGGCCCCCCUACAAAUCAACAUGUAAAAAACACUGUCUGUAACGAACUGCUUUGGUUUUUCCAUUUUACCUCAAUGAAACUUUAAAUAUUUAUGGAGAUAACAACAUUAGCUUCUGCAUUUCUGAAGAUGAACAAUUUGCAACAAUCACAUUGUCUUGACUCUGUUUUUGUAUUUCUGUUGUUGUGUCGUUGUCGCCCUUGCGUUUUCCAAGUGUAACACAAUGUGCAUUAUUUUUUUUUUGCCUUGUCUCAACCCCCCUGGGGUCCUUACGGCCCACUUUGAGAACCACUGCAUUAAAGGGAUAUUUCAAUAUUUUUUAACAUCAACUCUAUUAUCAUAGUGUUGCACAGGAAGUAAUGGUGUCCCGGUACAGUUUUUUCACUUCUGAUAUGAUACCGAUCUUGUCGCCUUCAGCAUCAGCCGAUACCGAUAUUGAUACAAAAUUAGCGCUAACCUGUGCAUGACAGGUUUUGCACUCAGUCUCAAUGAUGAAAAAUCCAGCCACACAGGCGACGUCACUCCUACUCCUCUCUACUUUUCUUCGUACCUUAGUACACACUGUUGUUGUGAUCACAUGGGCUCUACAUGCUGGAUCCAGGCCCUGCUAGAUAGAGGUCCCAGAGUGGAGUCUGGAAUGGACUGCUUGUAUCAAAGAUUUUAGAUGCAGGCCGAUAUAAUCCGAUAUUUGUUUUUUGGCUGAUAUUGGAUCGAUAUCCGAUAUCCAAUUUCUGAUAUCAAUAUCCUAUUGGGACAGCCCUAACUGAGAGUGUCCCCCCAUGUGACUCCAGCAGGGUCACUUCCUGGACCCCUCCCGUCCUCGUCUUCAGCUGUCCACUCGAACCCCUCCUCUCUUUUCUUCUCGAGCUGAAUCAUGAUCAGCUGAUGCACAACAUAUAUCAGCCCCAACUUGAAUAUAUUAAAGCUCCUGUGAGCAACUUUCCAUCUGCAUCAGAUUUGGCGCCCCCCUGUGGACAAAUCUACCCUGUCUGCAGUUGAAACACACAAAAAGAAAAGUGUCUAGCAUCCUAAUUUGCAGUGUAACCAUGGCAACAGGCGACAAUCUCCUGGAAGGUGUUGAUAUGGGAGUAAAGUUUGGUCCUGAUUUGAGCCUUACAGACCUCACUGAGGGAAAACUGUGUGACUUAUCAAUCAGGCAGAUUUUCUGAUAACUCGGUUAAAAAAGGAUCUUUUGUGACACUAAUUAAAGGACGUGGACUGAAGCAGGGUCUCUUUGAGCGUGUGCACUCUCACAGAGGAGCUAAUUGAUCCUGAAACGAGUCACAUAUCUGCGGUUCGAGCGCGCUGUAGUUCCCGUUCCUGACUCAGGCUGCAGGAACAAAAAGCAGACCCAGCUGGAGCUUUAGAGCAAAAACUAAUUAAAUCUGUCUGAAAACAACGUCUCCAACAAGCAGAGUGUGAAACAUUCAUUAUGUUGAAGCACGGCGCUGAAUGCCGAGCUGCUGUGAGCCGUCAUUAAAGACUGAUUGCAUCACUUUUCCUGUAAAUUAAAGGGAUUACACUGUUUUGUUCAAGUAUGAAGUGAGUUUACGAGAUUACAGGAGAAGUUGGAUCAGUGGUUUCUUAUUCUGUUCAUUAAAGCAGGAGAGCUACAACACGUCACAAAGAGACAGCUACACAGACAGGGUGGUUAUGCAAACUGUCCCAGCGUAAACUGGAGGAAGGCGGAACCAAGUUGUUUAUUCAGUCCAUUCUUUAGACUUUUUGGCACAUGCAUGAGUAAUUGACUGAGUGCCAAAACAAUGUCCUCUUUGUGAAUCAGGCCCAGAGUCACCUGUCGGUUACACAGGUAAUUCAUAUUUGUACUACUGCAUGCCCAAAUUGUUGGUUAUCUGUCCAAGUGUUAGUCUAUAUCAGCUAGAGUCCUCAUGGCUGCUUCCCAGAUGUAAACAAGCACAAACAAACCAACGGUGUCCUGUAGCGCAGAGUUAUUAGUCAAUAUUUAGAUCUAAAAAAUAACAGAAACUGAGGAAGUUUUUCGUCUGCUGUGUUCGGUUAAACGGACACAUGACCACUUCACCACUCAGAGGGCAAACGUGUGCACGUCAACCUAAACGAAGGACUGAAACUGGUGGUGCUAGCUCUGCAAGUGUAAGCUAGAAUCGUGAAAACUAGACUCGUCUGAUUUUUUUCUAUUUGAACUAUUGCUGCUGUUGUGCAGAAAUCUCAUUUCUCCAUAUUUCAUAAUUUUAUUAUUUUUUUAAACAGUCAUUAGUCGUUUCAAAAGCACAGGGAUUUUGGAGAUAAGAGGUUUCUGCAUGACAGCAGUGCUAUAGGGGAAUUAUACUGCGUUCCAGUUGUACUCGGAAGUCGGAAUUUCCAAGCUUCGAGUCCGAAAUUCAUCUGAAACCCUCCCUGGAGUCGGAUUAACGACUCGGAAAGUCAGACGAUCCUCACCAACCCCGACUUGAUGACAACUUCAUGAUUCAAGAUAGCAGCGCAGUGCAUCAACAGUAAAGAGUAACAGUGAAAGCUCUCAUAACGGAUUAUUUAUUCGCACUUCUGUUUCGUUUCUGUGAAAUUAAAUAAGUGGUUUAUGUUGUGCUGCCCAACGUCAAACUGUGAACACGGAGCUAUGGUGUUUAUGUUAUGGUGGUGAGUAAAAUAUUGUGUUAUGCAUUGUUUACAACUGGUAUAGCUAACAACAGCAGCUAACAACAGCAGCUAACAACGGCUAACUGUAGGCGUCCAUCUUGGUUUUCCGACUUGUUAACUGGAACACUGUCAACAGAGGUGCAGCGUCAUUCCCAGCUCCAACAUCCGACUUUCGACUUAUUAGCCACUGCAGCAGCUUCCUGGUUGACUGUUGACGGUUUGAGCUUUACACGGAUUGCAGGACAGGUGCGGCUCCACUGUGUAGGUCAUAUUUAUGUAUUUUAAGCACACACUUAUCUACGAGACGUGAAGGCGUGUUCUGUUCAGCGAGGAUUUAAAGCAUCCUGAGUGCGGCGGGUAAGAAAUGCAGUGGCAUGCAGUGGAUUUAGAGGAUAAGCUGCAUUAAGCUGGAGGUCAAAGUGAAAUGUGAAGACGUCUGCAUACAGAGCAGAGUAUUAAAACUUCACAUACAUGUUUAUUCAUACAUGCAAACAAAGUAUUUCCAUACCGAAGGCCGUGUGUGCAUCAUGGCGACAUUUCAGUGAAGGUUAAGAGACCAGACCUCUGCCUCUGAAUAUUUUCACCCUCCUCAGAUAUCAAAAACCCUGCAGUUAUUUUUUUCCCAUCUUUCCUUUCACCUCUCCAUGACCCUGUAGAGUUUGUUUGGCUUUUUUAUACAUCUGCCCUCAGCAAAGUAGGAUAUUGCCUCUAAAAUCCAAGUUGCAUUUGUCCGCAAAUCAUCGAAACACGAUAUUUAAUCAAAUACAGCACAUAGACCGUCGAAUCAAUGUCGUAACUGAGAAAAGUUUAUUAUGUUAUGAAAAAUAUUUGUGUAAAACUGCAAAAAAUACAAAAUACCAACAAAAAAUUGAGAACAAAUCUUAAAAACUACUCCUGGAUGGUUGGGAUGUGCAAGAACAGACACGACUCUGUAGUGGGAGUCUCUACAUGGGCUCAGAAUUAUUUAAGUGCAGGUUAAGAUAGUGGCAUGCAAAGAGGGAACCAGACACGCAGAUGACUUCUCAGGACUUUAGCCCGAGUAUGACGGACUGAGGCGAUCUUUACGGACCCUGAAAACUCCAAGAUUUGGAAGCUCAAACGGGUGUAAAAGUCUGUCUUUGAAACUCUCUCUCUGCCUUCAUGGGAACUUUAUUUAUCCGAGCCUCGUCCUGGAUUCACCUCAGGAGUCACCACUUAUCAGAUGAUCCCCUCUCCUUCCCUUCAGAUUGUGUCGCUCCAACAGUUGUAGAGUACCCUCAUCCUAAAACUCCAUCCAUCACGCACACUACAAUACAAAAUCUACGCCGUCCCUCAGAGGCGGCGAUGAUGAAUUAGCUCGGCGGUGUCGCCCGGAACAACCUGUCUGUGCAGCGCUGAGCCUGCAGGUCUCAGAGGGGAUUCCCGCUAAUUCAUAAUCUGCACAGAGUCCCUGAUAGGAGACGAAGGAGUCUUAAUGUGCCGUCAUGAUGACUCCGCUGAAGUAAAUCAGGCAGCUUCGGUUUUAUGUGAUCUGGCACCAAAGAAGGGUCAACAAAUCUGAGUCUCUUGUUCAAAACAAACCCUGAAAAAAGUCCAGAACAAACGUGCAACAGUCAGGAGAUGAUGUACGCCUCUAGGAGUGACGCCAAUAACUCUGUUUUUCUGGUGCAGCCAGCAGGUGGUGAUUCCCAGCCAAGACUUUGUUUACUUUGUUCUGCACUGAUUACAGUCCAACUAGAGACCUGAAAAGUCGUCAGUACGUGUCUGAAAUCUGUUGUUAGGUAUGAACCUUCUUCAUUAAAGGUUAGGGGUACUCAGGAUCUGAGGAAGUGUCAGUUUUUGGGAGAAAUCUUGAAUGUAAACUCUACCCCUCCAAACCAGUUUUCCCCUCAGCUCCUCCUCUCCCCCUCCUCAAGCCCCGCCCACAAACAGACGCUCCUGCUCGCUCGUAUCGUUCCAAUUAAAUUCAGACAUAAUGCAGAUAAAUACUUCAGAUCAUUACAAAUGGGGCCCAGUCAAGGUGAAAGUCAAAAGCAUUGGUGCUACUGUAGAUUCCAACAGACUACCAGCAAACACAAUGUUUGCAGGACUUCUACAACGAGGAUAAAGUGACAUAGUCCAGGACCCGAGGGAGGACAGUUUAGCGAUGGCGCUACAACACGCUACAGCAGGUCCGUUUGACAAGAAACACUUCUGUUACAGACACUUGUCUUACUUUGUUAAAGCGGUUUAACUGUCCAGCAGAAAGGUUACAGGGUCACCAAGAUCCCCAAGCGUCCCCCAUCGUUUAUGUUGACCCGGCUUUUUAGCUCUUGUCCGGUCUACCUCCGUUUUAAGCGCCCGCUAUUCCUCCAGAGUCUCCGGUAUUUACUUUGUUUUCUUGCUUGUGUCGGCAGUCGUGGCCAAAGGAGGAUUCAGACAAUUUUCCGAACUUUCUGGUUGGUUUCUACUGAACGAUAGCCACUAACUUUAGUUGGACGUGGCGCGAUAUUCCCAAAUGUCAUCAAUAACUAAUAUCUAUUGACUGAUAUUAAAAGCUUUUUUGUAAACACACCACACAAAAAAAGAUGCCUCCUGCCUACCCCACCUUUAAGCUGAAUCAAGUCUGCAACUUUCCCCUGACUUUCAGCCUUUCCUCCGCACAGAUCAGGUCCUCUUCGUUCGGUCCUUGUUGGACUCACGAUGUACUUUGAGUUUCGUCAUCAUGUGGGUCUCAGUCUGGAUCUGGAGCUCUCUGUGGACAGGCAGACCGGCGCACUAAAAGGUGUUGUUCACUCAGACAUGUCUGAUCCGAGGCCGAGGGAGCGCCGUGUUUAAUGGACCACACGUCCACUUUUUAUAAACGCUUUUCUGACUCUGACGUUUAUUCCAUCUGAGGCGGUUCAGGAGUGUUUUUGGGCCGCAGUCUGAGUGGAGUUGUAGUAAAUAAAUAUUGCAAAAAGCUGCUGAUAUCCCCGUCAUGAAUUUUUGACGAUCUUUGCUCGUUUAAAAAUCUGUAGUUUUGGGAGUUUGAAACGUUUUUUGCACGAAAACAAACCACAGAGUUCUGCAGAGAUCACUGAGGCUGUUUUUAAAAUUAAAGCAGCUUUUUAAGUGAAAUUCGGAGAUUGAGGAUUUUUUAAGAAACCUGAAAUCUUUAUUUUUUUUUGGCAUCCAGUAAGUGGGUUUUGACCAAUCAGAAUCAAGCACUUUCAGAAGCCGCAGAGACACAGGGAUCGUCAUGUCAUCACCUCCUUCUCCUCAUCCUCCUCGUUAGCUAUUCCGUUUGAAACGUGCCGAGACGACCUCAGACGCCGCUUCCUCUCAGAGUAAUUACUUCCACGCGGUCUGAUACCUGUAGCUGGUUUUCUCUCUCAUCGAUUCGCCUCCUCAGCCCGGGUGGUUUAAGGCGCUCUGAUGUGAUGUUUGCAGAUGCUGCAGGAUUUAAGACGGCAUCUGAUUAACCCACUUUUAGCUGUUUAGUGUGUCAGAGAUAUUUAGAUCAAUCCAGAGCAGCAGAGAGAUACACGUCGAGCUCAAACAGAUGUUUGUAAGAUCCUGCAGAGUGAGUGGGACCUGAAGCUUUUGGCUGAAUUUAAACUCUCUCAACCUUGAAACUCGUCACAUAUGAGACUCUUUAGAGUAAGUGGAGGUAGAUCUUUGCUCUCCUUUCUUUCCGUACAGUAAAGACGAUGAAUUCCCGAAACAAAAGCCCACUCCGCUCCGCCUGAAUCUCACACACCGACAGUCUGAAUUUAGAAAGAUUAUAAAAUCGUAAACAAUGUGAGCUGGUUUCCUCUGGGGAGGGAAUUAGUGAAAUGAGGAACGAGAUGUUCUCCGCAGGUUACGCCGAGGAAGAAAAGGUCUUCUCGGGUGAGACUGAGACGAGAGUAAAUGAGGGGAAGAUAAAAACCGUUUGGUAUCAGAUUUAAAUGACUGCUUCAAGAACUCAGUACCGCGGACUUACCUGAACUCGGGACUAGAAGCAGGUUUUCUGUGCGAUGUCUGCAGAACGGCAUGAAUUGCUUGCAGCGUGCAUGCCGGAAAAAUAGAAAUGACCAAACUUUAUGCUAGUCUUAGUUGCAAAAAAUGGAUAAUUGACGUGUUAGUUUCAACUAAAGUUAAAAAUCUGAGCGAUCCUGGGGGAAUCAGUUUUGUACUAGGGCUGAACGAUAUGUCCUCAAAUCAGUAUCACGAUAAAUUGAUCAGUUCACCUCGAUAAUGAUAAGUGGACGAUAACUACUCCACAAGCUGCUCACCCCCUCCCACAUUAACUUCGUCUACUUCAACCACUACAACUUUUGAACCGUCCUCCAUCUCCUCACCUGUCUUUCCCUGCGUUCCGCAAGCAUUAAAAUCAAUGUGAGUGAUUCUACAAAAUCCGUCCCUUGUCUGGCUCUGCUGCGGAUCAACUCCGGCGGCUAGAUCAGAUACGCAGGGCUUCUAUUCAGUGCAGUGCAGCACAAGCAGCAGCAGAAGUUGUACACGGUUACAGAAUAAAAUAUCCAGUAAAUUUUCAAAAUAAAAUAAAGUCAAUACGUAGAACUGUUCUUAACUUGAUAAUAGGAGAGGCCAGGGUUGUUGGAUGUGAGUGUUCAUAUACGCGGAUCGGUGGAUCUCAUUCUAUGGCUCCUGGGGAAACACGCAAGAUCUCGUGAGAUCUCACCAAGUCUCGCGUGAAAUAUCGAUAACCUUGUGAGCGCUUCUUCUCCGAAGGCGGCGCCAGAUUGGAUCCAGUGGGCAUUGUACGCUUGCGGAUCUGAUCUGCCUGUCGGUCCGGAGUGGAACGGAGCGGUUCCUGAUCCUGUGGGUUUUAGCCAGUUAAAGGGACAUGAGACCGUAGCCUACCUACACACAUCCAAAACAAACUUUUAUUUAUUUAUGUUUUUGACACCAAAUAUACUGAUACGGGCAAAAUGAUGUCGGUUAUUGUGGUAAAUUUCAGUAUCACUAGGUUUUCGGUUUAUCGCCCAGCCCUAUUUUGCACCAAAAGCAUGAAAACACAUAAAAGACAAAGACAGAUACGACCGCAUCAUUAAAAAGUUCAUUAUUCAAACAUGGCACAAUAACUUUUGAGGAAUAUUCACAGAGUUUAGACUCGGUCUCUUUUCCUCAUUGCAGUCAGCAGCUUCAAAGUUUCACACAUCGACCGACAGAAACACGAGCAAACUCUUCAAAAUCCUCCAAACUAACAAACCGAUCCAGUUCAGGUGACCUUGUAGCCGUGUGUGUGUUUGUACGACGUCUGCGGUGUUAUUUUCAGCGCUGAUCGAUAGAAGCCCGUCGUACAGGUGAUUCAUCAACACUCUGAACCGUUCACCCGCCCCGCUGUGUCACUCUGGACUUCUUCACACCCGACAUUUGUUCAGCCAGUCGUGAAAAUUGACAAAGCGGUUUCAAACGGCUUUCACGUCAGUCUGUUGUUAACCUUUUAAAAGCUUUUGUUUGGACGAGUGUUUUAUUGGCGUCUGGAAAAUCAACAGGUGACACUGUUGGGAUCGGAUGUUUGCCAAGUCAGCCGAUAAACCGCUCCGACCUUGGCUCCGGGAUUCACGGUGGAAGGGUAGAAAAGUGGCGUUGGGGGUUACCGAGAACCAGAAUUAGGAGAACCUCAGAGCGGCUGGAGGAGUGUCUCUCUUGGAUCUUGAAAAUACUCUUCUGUGGAUGCUGAGAUCUCCUCCAAAGCUCUGCUCAAACUUAACCAACAAACCAGACCAGGGUGCAAAGUAUGUUGGCAUGGAGACGGCGUCAGGCCAACAUGAUUGUGUUUGUUUUAAACGACACUAAGUAUUCGGCUUUUGUCUCUUAGUCUUUAAAGGUCCCGUCUCUUCUUGUUAUAAAACUACCAAAGGUCACGUGUCCGUGCCGGUCCUCACCCUGAGAGCCAGCCGGUCCAGAUGGAUUCUGGGUGUAAUCACACAAAUAUAAAAGCCCGACUGCUCCCGCCGAGCUGAGAACUCAUCCGACGACCCGGAGACACCUCCGCCGUCUCGCUCAGAUUUAUGACUGUACAUCCAGACUGUGAAAAAGCUAUUUCUGCAGCUUUUAACAGUUUAUUUCCCAUGAUAACCAGGCGCAUAUAUCACAGCCGGCGCACUGCGGGGAGGUGCGUGCGUUUGUGUGUGUGUGUGUGUGUGUGUGUGUGUGUGUUAGCGUUUGUGUUUGGAUAGCAGGGUCUGACAGGGUCUCCUCUCUUGGUGAUUGGAGGAACACUUUGGAGUCUCACUGCACCAACAACAACAAAAAAAAAGCUUCACGUUUUAUUUUAUUUUGAAAAUCCUGUUUAGUGCAGCUCCUCGGAUCACGGACACCUCUGAUUCUGGGGGGUUGUAAUGAGACAACUGCUUUCUGCUAUCCACCUUGAAUUCACCCCUCAAAGGAAUGCAGGCUCCUCUGGUUUGGACAGGAAAUGGGGGAGUAACGGUUUGCACACCAAGUUCCCAUUUACGACCCAGGCAACCAUUUGGGAGGUGAUAGUGAAUCUUUAACGCUUCCCAAAAAGGACAAGUUGCUUAUCAACCACACAGACCCAUAAACACGGAGUCUCUCACCCUGGUUGGGAAAGAUCAGAAUUGACACUUCAGGAUUAACCCAAUGACCUAGGGGGGAAAACAGGCCAGUUGGCGCCAAAUCUGAAAAACCAGAUGCCUGCCAUAAAUUCCUUGGCUUUCUUUACAGAGCAGAAGGAAGAAGAUGCCUGAAAAUGGUUUAACUUCAUGUUUAAUGGACACUUCACCAGGAUUUUCUGUCUGUACACCACAUUCUUAAUGAAAUGGUCUUUUUUCCAAUUCUGUAACAUAUCCACAAGCCAAACUGUUAACUUCACAAAUUUAUUCCAGGUUUUCCAUGGACCAAGAGCUCCUCCUAGUGGUGAUGCCUGAAUAUGGUUUGAUCAGAGCCAAAUGGCAGGAAUCUAAUCACGUGUAUUUCUUUCCUUUUGUUAUACACUUCGUAGCUUAGUAAAUGGUAUUCCCAAGAUAGGCUAGUAGUUUAGAAGUAGUAACGUGAAACUCGUUUAGACUCAAGUUAAGAGUUUCGGAAUGUAUCCAUACUAUGUUUUAUCUACCUCACACAAAAAUAUAUAUUAAUCAUCUGGGAAGCUUGAUUGACAAGGUUAUAAUGUUGUCAAAUAUUAUUACGUAUGUGUUUCUUAUGCUGGAUGGUGUUUCUGUUCGAAUAGAUAAUUUGUUUUCUGUCCCUCUCUAACUUUUAAAAGUCAUUAAUCCUCUGUUAGUGUCAAGAAGACGGCUGAUCAAAGUUUACUGUUUGCAAUGUCAUGCUUUAAUGCGUCUGCUCAUAAGAAACAAUGAAGUGAAAUGUGAUCGUAUGUGAUGUUAUAAACAGUUUAAUCAUAGUGAGUGAGUAAAUUAGAUCUAGCUCGCUUUUAAUAUCAAGUUGAGUUAAAUUCGCUGCCAGUCGAUGUGCUGCAUCGGGUUACAGCAUUGGCUGUAACUUUCCUCUUGGCUCACGCCCACACGGGAUGGUUUAAAAGAGCCCGGGAGUCUUUGCUCGGUCUUCAGUUUUUCUCUUCAGUUUUUUCUUCUCUUCAAGUUUUGUCUUCUCUUCAGUUUUUGUCUCUUCCGUUUUUGUCUUCGUCUAGUUUUCUUUUGUCUUCGCCUAUCGUUCGCAAUUUUCCCCGCGUUUUAUUAAUUGCCUUAAGCUCAGAUUUUUAUUCUAAACUUGGAUGAAAGCAUUCCCAAGUCCUUUAGAGCCUCAGUAACAAGCUGCGCGCAUAAGAGAACCUCAGUCUAAGUCUUUUAUUUUUGUUCGCUAAAGUGACUCCUGAAGAUAAUAUCGGCUGGCCAGCGAAAUUAUUUUCUUAAGUUAUUGGCGCGAAUUAAUCUGCAACCAAGCAAGUCCUGAACGCCGACCAGCAUCAUCUGCCAAGCUGCUUUGCCACCUGGUUCCGAGAGGCCCAGAGAUCCGAAGUAUCUAACGGCGCUGACACGGUCCUGAAGCUGAGAUCCAGACACGGCGGAAGAAUUCCCCGCCGAACCUUCAGUAUCCGGUCCGGUAGCCACAGAACUUCAGCUGAUCCAUUCCAAGGGUGCCGCUGAGAACCGACGUCCAAAGUAGGCUAAAUCCUCUGAACUGCUGUGAUGAGAACUGGGUGAUGCCGUCAACCGUUCAGUAGCUUACUCUUAUAAAUUAUAGUUUAGUUCUCCAAAUUCCUUUUAUUUACCCUCGUAACUCCGUUAACGUAGGUUAAAUUUCCCCUUUAUUCACUCACUAUUAUUAACCUCCAGUCUUAGGUUUAAUUUAAACCAUUCCUUCGUUUAUUCAUUAGAUGUGCUUUGAUUUGCUCAUUAUUUGAUCAUCAUUUAUUGACGUUUUGUUAUCAUAUAGCUUGUUAAUAAAUUGUCCAUUUAAUUCUAAGUUGUCGUCUUAGUGGUCUUUCAGAAAGUAGUCCCUGAAUGAAGAAUUCCGGCCUCAGAUGAGAGACUGAUUUAAAUCUGUGUAAGACUGAUCCAACGUUUAAUUACUCAAUUGAACUUUGUUUCGUCCUUUUUCCCACCAGAAAGGUGGGUGGUGCCCCUUCAACGAGUGCAUAAAUGUCAUAAUUUAAUUUGAUUAAUUUUCGACAUUUAUUUUGAAUUUAAAAUCGCUACAGUAUUUGGUGCGGCCGUGCGAGGCCAUUCAAACGACUUCUGUAAGGCACUAACAGACAACUUUAAGAUUAUUUUAGAUUCCCAAACUAGUGAGAAACCCAAUUUCCCAACUUAGACUUCUUAAGAUCUAUGCUAUGCUUGCUGAAAUUACUGGAUUGCUUGCUUAAUGUAUGUCUGAUGCUUUUUGAAAUUGCUGAACUGGGCGUUUGAUGUAUUUUCUGUUUCAUGUUCUGAUGAUAUUGAGCUCUGUGUAAUAGCGCUGAUUUUUGCUGCUGCAUACUUUUGUGUGUGAGCGUAGACCACGUGGAUCAUUGUUUUGGAUUGCAGCGAGGCUGCGCUUUCUGCUCUGCGCGCCGCCGCUGCGCGUACCCAGAUUGUUAAUUUUUGAGUGCACGAUUUUCAGCGUCGCCGUACGCUUGUAUUAGAAGGCCUUGGGCCGGACCCGGUGUUCGCGAAGCUCCGAGCCGUGGUUCCGAGUCCCUGAACCCUGUAUAGUCUGCUACGAAGUUCUAGUAACUGUAAAGGAUUCAGUUUAUCCCUCAUUCCCAGGCAGAUUAGCUACCUGUCGCGGGAGAUCACUGUUUCCAGUGAGAGGUUGUUAGAGUGAUUUCAGACACGAUUCUUUUUCACAAAUCGCCGCAUUUCGUGAAUUUAAGUCCGCAGUUUUGUCUGCUGUUGUAAGAUCUGUCUGUGUAAACUCUUGUUACUCCCAGAGGAGUCUGGUGAAGCAAUCCGCUGUUAGAGACGCAGCGUUGAAUCUUCCCAUUGCCACUGCGCGCGCAGCCGCAGUGAGGUGUUAACCCUUUGGUGUCCAUUGGAGAGACUACUCGACCAGUGUUGAAUAGGCAGGCCACCCCGAGGGGUGGAGCCAAUAGUUACGUCAUAACGUUGCGUCGCGACGUACGGAGCGGUUGAACCGCCCCCUAGAACAUCGCCCUCGUGUGGUGAGCGGCAAGCAUUGCAAGCCGGCUCACAGCCACGUGGCCUUUGUUUUGCUUGGACCUCAUUGUAAACAGACUGCAGUCUAGCCGACUGCCACGCCUCCCUGUUGUCAAACAGAUGCCAUGCAGACAUAGUCAGAUUGAGUUGGUUGAUUGAGUCUUUAGUUUCUGUACUACAAAUAAAACGUUGAUUUACCUGAUAAACAACUUUUAUUUUUACUUUAUACAGAUAGAUCACCUGCCUUAUCAAGGAGAAUAGCUGAAUCAAAUCUUUGUCAUCCUGUAAUCAUUGUUCAUUGCCUCCAUCUUUCUGUGACCCUUUAUAAAACACUUAAAUGUGAUCACAGACUUAGGGCAAUAGUUAAUUAAUUCAUUAAUGUAACAUUAAUCAAUUAAUUCAAUAAUUCCCUAAUCAACCUACGAUCAGAAUUUUUGUUUUAUUCCUUUAGGUCAAUUGAAUUUGGACAAUUUUACUUUGAUUAUCUGGUGAAGACUUGAAAGAUUUAAUUGCAUCUACAACUGCAUUGUUGAUCCUGAUUACUUUCAGCUUUUACCUUCCUUCCACGCUUAGCUGACAAUCCGCUAUUUACUUUUAAGGUUUCCCUGUACUCCUUUCUGUAAAGUUUAUUUGACCAAAUCCAGUUUGGACUAUGAGAUUUGGCUGUGAUUAGGUUUGAUUUUUGUACGUAAUUCUUUUUCAGCUAAAAUCCAAAUUCUGUUUUAGCUUCCUUUGUUUGUUUCAUUCCGGAAAUAAACAUCCAGCUAUUUUAGCGUGAACCAGACUUUGCUUAAAGCGCUUAUCUUCUGGUCCUAAAUUCACAGCUUUUCUCAAUUUGCUUUAUAGGCACGGCUAUUUUGUUAAACUCAUUAACCUACCAACCUUACUAAACUUGAAGCAACAUGGCAGAACGUAAGGAGGCAAGUUGGCAACUAUUUAGUGAGGAGCUAAAGCAUGCGCUGACAACUCUGACUCAGCCGCUGCUCCCAGGCUAUGUAGACGAAGCGAACCGCACUGAUAACAAUGGGCUUCAAACUGUGGUGAAUGAGGUGAUCGAUUGGGUCACAGAACACCCACCUAAAGAGAAAGAGAUCCCCAAAGCUUUAGCACGCUUGGCUUGUGUGAUGUCUGUCCAAAUUAAGAGACAAGACGAAGCCAUGGGAAGGGCCCAAGAACAGAUACGGGCACAAAUGAAGGAAAUUGAUGAUCUCAAAAAGGAGCUGGGAGGCACUGAAAGGGCUCUACAGCAAGCUCGAGACAGUUUGGAUGAGAUGCAAGCAGAGCCUCCAUCCCAACAUGAUCAAAACCCUUCCUUAGUAACCCAAAUCUCAGAGUUGCAUGACACCAUUGAGGAAAAGGAAGCUCAGCUUUCGGACGCUAGGUCCACCAUUCAUGAACAAUUACAGGAGUUGUCAAGAAUGAAAAGCAACCUAGAUCAGUCCUCAACUGAUGCAAGGGACUGGAAGGCCCAGUUUGAAAGUAAAAGGGUGGCCCUCGAAGCAGAAGAGAGACAUUCUGCUAAUCUAAAGCAAAUGCUCCUCGAGACUCAGAGGAAAUUUAGUCUGGGUCAACCACAGCAAGAUCAGAGCGGGCGAAGCUCGCCAAGCAGUCAACAGACGCUUCCAUUCCCUACCUUCCGACCGAGUCGUGUCCCCAGAGGACAUUCAGGUCGAUCAAGUCCGGAUGACACCGGACGGAACUCGGGUCAUACUUUGUCGCCCCUUCCCCAACCAAUACCUUCCGGGUAUCGUUCCCUGAGUUACCAACCUCAGUCCACGCCUGCUGCUCGUCAAGCGGCAUAUCCCACAGACAGGGAUCUGGACAAGAUGGCUCGUAACAUCACACGAUUUGAACCCGGUCGAAAAGGUUCAGAAGACCCAAGCACCUACUUGAAAGACAUCGACUUCUACUUGAGGAAGUUUCCAGGUGCUCUUGUGGAUGACAAAAUCUACUUGAUCAAAGCUACCUCCAAUCGAGAGGUUAGCAGCUUCAUUGAACGACAACCGCGUCGGGUCAAGAAUGACUAUGACCUGCUGUGUCAGGCAUUAAUUGAUGAGUUUUCUGACUCCCUUACACCCACUGGUUUAGCUGCUGCACUGUUAGUCAAACAGGAGAGACAGGAAUCUCCCCAGUUGUACUACGGUCGCCUUCGCCAGGCUUACUUUGGUUGUCAAAAUGAACCUGAAAUGGAGGAAGAUCUAAACUUUAAGACUUUGUUUGUUCAAAACCUCCAUCCGACCACGAGUCAUCAUCUUGGUGUUGCUGCUUGUCCCCGAACCUUAAACAGCAGACAGCUCCGCGAACUGGCUGUAAAAGGCUUCGCUAAACAGCGACACACCCAAUCCAAGAAAGCCGAACCUGGUACUGUCUUGGCUGUGGACACAAGGUCCAUGCCCCUAGAUCUGGAGGGCGGUGCCGUGGGUGCGCAUUCAGAUGCACCUCAAACUGCAACAGCCCGACCAACCCAGAAUCUGAAAACUUCCCGAUAUCAGCCAGCUGAUAAAGGUCAAAACCUGAAGCAGCCUCGGUCUGACAGUGAACAACACCAGGUCAGAUUUGACGAAGAUCGUCCACCCUCGUACUCUCGCAGGGAUGGGGCUCACCCUAGAAGGGAUGACACCCAUCGGCCCUACCGACCUGACAACAGGGGGUGGAGAGAUCGGUCAGAUCGUUAUGGCCCACGCCGAGAACGAAACUCAGAGCGACCUUACCCGCAGUCUCAGUCAGCAUUUUCUGACGAAGAGAUGGGUACAAAGGCCAAAUCAGACCCUCCCCAGAAGGGUAGUGGAUCUAAAGGCGGAGCUAAGGGUGAAUCAAAGUCCUCUGAUCUGACAGAGGAAGAACGUAAACUCCUUAGACAAAUAAUCCGUAGAAUACAGAGAAAAGGAGAUAAGAAAGCAGAUCUCUUCUCUGUCGCUGUCGCCGCCGUCCAGGAUGACACUUCUGAGCCAAACAUGAUGCCUGUCCAGCAGACUGAAUUUCAGGAGGACGUGUGUAUGUCCUUACAGGAGUCGGUGACACCCUCACCAGCUGACACUCCUGCCGAUCUUGAACCUCAGGACAACACAUCACAAGAAACGACAUCUACCAGCGCCGUCUUGGUAGUACAGGCGAACUCCGCAGAGGAGCCAGCCGAAGAAGACUCCUCACUUAUUCGGCUUGAACCACCUUUCCUCCAAUUCUUGUGCAACCUCACUGAGAAAGGCAUCGCACAGAAGUUUUACGUUAAUACCGUCCUUGAAAAUGAACUUCAACACGAAGCACUCCUGGACACUGCUGCUGACAUCACUCUGAUGUCCUCCACGCUCUUUAAUCGCUUGCGCAAUAUGGUGCAGCAGUCCAACAGGGACAUCAAGCUGCAGCCCUGCGCCAUGGAGAUUCGGCCGUACUCUACAGACAGUACGACUUUAAAUACAAUGACGAUGUUGAACAUCUCCAUUGGACCAAUGAAAAUCAUGCACCCCGUGUAUGUGUCGCCCCUUGAGUCGAUUCCUUUCCUCAUCGGUCAAGACCUUUUAAAACGGUUUGAGCCCCUGAUCGACUAUCGACAGCUGAAAAUAUGGGCACAGGUCCGCAGACCAUUACCCAUACCAGCAACCGACAAGAAUCGGGCUCAGUGUUACGCCUUGACGCGUGAACUUGCUACAAGCACACCGACAAGUGUAAGCUCACCGGAACAACCCUACUUGACUGAUGACGAGCCACAACCCUGCUCGUGGCCUUUCGAUGACUCAGUCAUAAAAAGGGACACAUUUUUGUGCAAAUUCGAUGACACUAAUGGACCCGACACACCCGGGCCAUUGAUCACUGAAGGCAUCAACUUGAAUGAGAAUCACGUCAACGAUGUGAUUUUGGCUCUUUGGGCUGACAGAUCAGCCAUCAGCCGUGAACUGUACGACGCCUUGUCUAGGGAUGACCCGAACCUCCAGUGUGUUCGGAAAGCAUUUCGCUUCCCCUUGGACUCCCUUCCUAAAGCUACCAUGACUGCUGAAGGCGUCUGUGCCUUAACUGUGCGAUGGAACAAAAGGGAGAUGACUCACCACUUCUUGGUCAUCCCAGACCUACCAUAUCAGGUCUACAUGGGAAGUGAUAUACUGGUCAGGUUGGCAGUCCAGGUCGAUACCAUUAACAACAUACUGUGGUCCCUUACCAGUGUUAAUGAGGAAACCCUGACCCCUGAUGUCGACAACAUCAUAUCAGGACAGUCGAUCCCUGAAGCCUGUCAGGUAGCCAAUGAAUUUGACAUUGUCAUACCUGCAAUGACCACAAACGUUCCCAUUCGCUUGAACCUACAACGUGGACAAAAGCUGUCGCACACUCAAGCUUUCUUCCAGCCGUCGUUGCUCUUUCUUAAACUAGGGCUGUCUACUCAGGCAACUCCUCUUCUUGAGCUUCACUCGAGAUUCACACACUUGCUUGUACAAAACACGACACCCGAAGAUAUCCUGAUCCCUAAAUCCACCCCGCUGGGUUGGUUGAUCAGCACGUCGUUCCACGACUUUGAAUUGAGGAUUCCUGUAAUAGGAAAAAUGCCCCGUUCUCUGAUGUCAGACCAUUCGCCGGAACAGGUCUUUCAUACCCUACCUUCCAGGGCUAUCUCGCUCUUCCCAACUGUACCGCUGGACCACGACACCAUCUGUCAGGUCGACCUCUCUGAGGACUCACAGAUGAUCCUGCACACAGUGCAAGUCCUAAGCGUCAGUUCGGAGCCAGAAUCGGCCCAUACACUUUCCGGGGUAGAACCCUCUAUCUUCCCAACCGGGCAAACACCUGAGCACGAUCCAGACUUUGAUGCCAAAGUCGAACAGCUCGUAGCUGAGGCAGACGCCCUGAACGGCGAAGAGGAGCGUGAAAAGCUUCGCAAACUUCUGCACAGAUAUCGAGCCUCUUUCGCAAAAGACUCGCUUGACUGUGGCUUAACCUCUAUCCACUCUAUCCGCAUUCCGACACCACCGGAUGCACCACCAACUUUUGUACGCCAGUACAAAAUUCCCUUAGCGUCCUAUGAACCUAUUCAGGAAAUCAUAGACGAUCUUUUGGCGAAAGGGAUCAUUCGGCCAUGUAACAGUACCUACUCAGCCCCACUCUGGCCUGUACUGAAACCAAACGGUAAAUGGCGACUGACCAUCGAUUACCGAAAGCUGAACCAACAAGUUCCCCUUUCCAGGUGGCCUAUGGCUCAGCUCCAACAGGAUCUGCCAAAGAUCACUGACGCGAGAUACUUCUCCACUCUUGACGUGGCAUCAGGGUUCUGGACGAUACCAGUACAGGAAGCUGACCAGCACAAACUGGCGUUCACUUUUGCCAACAGGCAGUACACCUUCACCCGAUGCCCUUUCGGCUAUGCCAACUCGCCAGCAGAGUUCAACAUCUUUCUGAACAAAGCCUGCCCAGAUGCUAGUGAGAGAGGCACCCUCAUAUAUGUCGAUGACAUCUUAAUGAGGAACCAAACCCUGGACAUGCAUCUCGCUGAGAUUGACCAUGUCCUGAACCAGCUCACGAACGCCGGGGCAAAGAUAUCUCUGUCGAAAUGUCAGUGGUGCAGGACCAAAGUGAACUACGUCGGUUUGCUGGUUGGUCCAACAGGUGUCGAACCACAGCUGAGUCGAAUUCAAGGCCUGUCAAACCUUAAAGCUCCCACGAACGUCUCAGAGCUUUGCAGCUUUUUGGGAGUAUGCAAUUACUCCCGACAGUUCAUUGAGGACUAUGCAGACUUAGCAAAACCCCUCACCAACUUACUGAAAAAGGACGUCCCAUUCAUUUGGGGACCGUCCCAACAACACGCCAUGCAAGCUUUAAAAGACAAACUCUGUGCAGCUCCUUGUCUUGCCUACCCAGACUGCAACAGACCGUUCUAUCUGGAGGUCGGUUUCUCUUGUCACUGCCUUAGUGCAGGAUUAUACCAGAUCCAUGACUCGGAUAAACGAGUUGUCGCGUAUGCUAGCAAAACCUUGUUGGCUCCUGAACUAAAGUUCUCCGACUGCGAAAAGGCGCUUCUCGCCACUGUGUGGGCUGUGAAGCAUUUUUUGAAUUAUCUUGGAGGCCAAAAGGUGAUUGUGGAAACCAAUCAUCAACCAGUGACCUUCCUUAACAGCCAAAGAAUCAGAGACGGCGUUGUAACCAACGCUCGUGUAGCAUCUUGGCUUAUGGCUCUUCAGAGCUUUGACAUCGAGGUCCACUACGCCCAAAAUCGCAAAACACCUCUCGGGAUGGAACUCGCAGCGUGCCAAAGCUGCUUGACAGACAGCGCGGACACAGGGUCCCCAACCUGCGACCCCGAGCCACCUGAAUUAUCUUGCCACCGGUACUUCGACGACAAUGUCUGCAAAGACAUGAUUACAGCUUACGUUGAUGGUUGUUCAUACCAUCACGACACUGUUCUUAGAGCAGGCGUGGGUGUUGUCUGGGUCAACGAUGAACCGUGUGAACCACUCAGCUUCAACCUAGGGGCCCAAACGUCCCAGUAUGCUGAAGUGGCAGGCAUUCUGAUUGUUUUGCAACUUGCGGUGGAACACAAAAUCCACGCCUUAACGAUUUGUACAGAUUCCAACUAUGCGCGACUCAGCUUCUCAUGUCAUCUGCCUUUGUGGAAACGCAACGGUAUCUUGACCUCGAACAGAAAGCCGGUCAAACACAAAGAUCUGUUCCUGGCGUGCGACUUCUUGACCUCUAACCAUGAUCUCCAGAUCUAUUGGAAGAAAGUCAGGGGGCACUCUCGUAUCCCUGGUCCAGACAAGAUGUUUAAUGACCAGGCUGACUCCUUGGCCAAGCAGGGGGCCUUAACUGGCUCAAACUGGCACUUUGAGCCCUCUGUUUUUCCCCUCCCACCCGUGCCCCUGGUUUGUGCUGUCACCAGAGCCCAGUCUCGAGCUCCACCGGCUCCCUCGGGCCCGGUCUCCGCCACUGUGGCUCCGGCUUUUUCUGACUCUGACUUGCUGGUGCUCCAAGCUUCGGACCCAGCCAUUGCUGCCAUGACGCAGUUCCUUUCAGGGCCUCCUGACUCCUCCAUGCCUCCUGACUUGCUUGACUCCAUCCCUGGCCUGCGCCAUCUUUUCCGCGUGCGCUCUUCGCUGCGGCUCGUCAAGGGCUUUCUGGUUUAUGUCUCCGAUGCACUCACUUCGCCUGCCCUCGUGGUGCCUCGCAGCCACAGGGGGGUGAUGUUGACAUACGCCCAUGACACACCGUGCGCAGGACACAGAGGAAACAAAGCCACGCUCCAUGCUCUCCAACAGGUGGCCUAUUGGCCACACAUGCAGAAAGAUGUAGCUGACUACAUAAAAGGGUGCCUGGUUUGCUGCCAGUUUCAACCGGCAAACCCACUCCAUCGAGCACCUCUACAGCGCAGAGGUAUCUCCUUUCCUUGGUCAGACCUCCAGAUCGAUUGGGUGGGUCCUCUCACUAAGUCAGCAAGAGGAAACAAAUACUUCCUCACAGUUGUCUGUGCAUUCACCAAAUGGGUAGAAUGCCUACCAGCCCCAAAUGAUACGGCUCAAACCACAGCAUACCUCUUGAUGAACCACAUCUUCUCGCGGUUCGGACUCCCAACUCGUGUCGACUCUGACAGAGGGACACAUUUCACCUCAGAGGUAAUGCAACAACUGUGGCAACUGUUGGGCGUCAAAGCCAACUUUCACAUCAGCCACCACCCCCAGUCGUCUGGACAGGUAGAACGGGCAAACCGAACAGUGGUAACCAUACUGAAAAAGUAUGUGUUAGCCAACCACAAGGACUGGGAUGUUAAGCUUCCCUUGGUCCUGAUGGCCAUCAGAGCGACUCCACAUGGGUCAACCGGGUUCUCACCCUUCGAGUUGAUGACGGGCAGACAGAUGACCCUACCUCUGCACCUGCUGUAUCAGCCAGGUGAGGCCAGUAUAGCAACGGCCUACACGACCCAUCAGUAUAUGACUGACUUACACCAGCACCUGAAGGCAACGUUUGCCUUCACCCAAGAGCAUCUCAGCAAAAGUGCUGAAGGACGUAAGUCCUAUUAUGACCAAAAAGCCUCCCAACAGGAACUCCAAGUAGGUGACAAGGUAUGGUACUACCUGUUCACCCAGCCCACUGGAGAUAAAGCCCCAAAGUCUGGGAGACUGGCACGAAAGUUCCUGCCCCGCUGGGCAGGCCCGUACCUGAUCACUGAAAAGCUCUCUUCUGUUGUGUACCAAAUUAAGAUCGCAAAGGGCAACAAAGAGCCGACCCUUAAAUGGGUCCACCGCAACCAGAUUAAACUUCACCACAACCCCAUGGGACUUGUCGGGGCCUCCAGCGCCACCCUUGAGUCAUAAACUAGAACAGUCCUAAGUUCUCCUGAUUGACGUCAGGUCCCCUAGUCCUCGUAGAUAUUGUGUCCACGUGAAGUUUAUCCUAUUUGUGCGUCUGUAUUAUUGUUGAAUUGUUGCCACUGAGUUGCCCUCGGGCACACUUUGGGUUACAAAGGGGGAGGAGAAAAUAAAGUGACAGGGAACAUUUGAAUUCUAGAUUGUCCUCUACCAACUCAUCCUAACUAUGUCCACCCUCUUCCUCAGGAUGAUUUGGCUGAUAGCGCUCCUGAUUCUCGGCUUGGUAGCUGCUCCAGCUAGCCCUGAGAUCAUAGAGCCAGGACCGGACUCUGGAAUUGUGUUAAGGGAUCAGCCUGGACUCCUGAUAACAGACUGUCGCCUGCACACACAGAAGGUGUUUGUCAGGCUCAACCCUAAGGAAGUCCUCAAGAAAAAUGUUCCGGUAACAGCUCAACUGACCAGUUGGGCCGGGACACAUUGGAGCAGACAGGUCGUAAAUCACGCCGAGUUGGACAUUACUUACAUGUUAGAGCAACUUCAGAAAUUCACUGUCUCUCAAACAGAGUUAAGUGGUACCAACAGGAGGUCCAAGCGUUUUAUCGGAGCAUUGCUUACCGCAGCCUCGGUUGUUGGCUCUCUUUUUGGUGUUGGGCUCUCCUCUGUUAAUGCCAUUAGCUUAGCUGCUGUCAAACGCCAUGUGGGUGAGCUAGAAGCCGAAAUCCCAGACAUCAGGGCUCAGAUAAACAGACAGCAGACACAACUGCAGACUAUUGGUCAAACAGUCAAGGGCACCGUUCUGGUGGUUAACACCCACACAGAAGUCCUGAAUAAGACGCUGCGUGCUGUAAAUUCUUUGUUGUCGGUGGUCCAGGUCGACUAUGCUCACACAAUGCUAUUGAAUAUGCUCAUGUCAGACAUGUUGCAAGAAAUAUCAUCCUCAAUAGACAGUUUGGCUGCAGGCCGGAUUCCUCCGUACUUGGUACCUCUCUCAUUGGUUCAGGAUUUACUAUCAACUGCAACCAGAGAGGCCACCACUCCUUUACAAGCCCACCUUGCGUAUACCCUAGGUAGCGCUGUGCCGAUCUACGUUAAUCCCGAAGAUCGAGAAAUUGCUUUCCUUAUUAACUUGCCAAUUAUAGCAUCAGGAAGCAUCUAUAGGCUAAAGGAUGUAGUCAAUGUCGGGUUUUGGAAAGAGGACGCACACCUCCAAAUUCAGACCCCACCAGUGGUCGCUUACCACGACAGCAAUCCUGACCUAUAUCUAGCUCCUAACCUGCGUAUGUGCACACGAACCAAAGACAUACACUACCUCUGCCCCAGUAAACCAUUUGUGUGGGACAGUACUAAUGGCCUCUGCGGCCUUACGCCCAUGGUGGCCGACACCAAAUGCCCUACUACAGCAAGACACCGCUCACAAGUGACUGUAACGCAGGCCGAAAGAGUGGGUCACCGUUGGUUAGUUAACACCCCCACCAAGACUGCCAUUGUAAAUUACGACCAGCACGAUACUGCCACACGCAUUUCUCUACUGGAUCAGACCAUGUGGAUUGAGGUGCCACCAAAUGCCAUUCUCCAUAUAGAUGACAUUGCCCUCUUUUACCUCAACCCUGAGCAAUUCGAAACAGAGAUUGAAGUGCCAGCGUUUUUCAGCAAGCAUACGCUGCAGUUAGAUCCAAACACUAUUUCUCAAAUCCAGUAUGCAGGUACUCAGAUCAUUGACCUAACGCCUGUAGAUGACGUCCUUAUAGACAUAAGGUCCCAAGAGAAGUCCCCGCUGCAACCAAUAGUCUAUGUUUGGUCCACCCCAGACACCUUACUAGCAGCCGCCAUAGUGUUAGGGUACCUCCUGACCUUCGGGUUAACCUUCAUCUACGUCAAACGUGGUAAAGCCCUACAGUACAAAAUAGACCACUGUGUAACUAGGUUACGACUCCGUAGACAACCUGAAACGGAACAGGAAGUUGAACAGCCAGAGGAAGACAAGGUGAGCCACAUGCUCGAGGUGUAGUCAGCUUCCUGUAACCCCGCACCCAUAGAUGUAGUAGGCUUAACACACACAGUAGAUCUAACGAAGUAGAUAGUUCUGAACGAGACGCAUCACCCUCCUUGGACUAACUGCUGCUUCCACCUGGUCGUCUCAUCUCGUCGUCCCAAUGGCUCCUGGAGCUGCCAUCGAGACGAAGGGGGGAUAUGUAAUGAGACAACUGCUUUCUGCUAUCCACCUUGAAUUCACCCCUCAAAGGAAUGCAGGCUCCUCUGGUUUGGACAGGAAAUGGGGGAGUAACGGUUUGCACACCAAGUUCCCAUUUACGACCCAGGCAACCAUUUGGGAGGUGAUAGUGAAUCUUUAACGCUUCCCAAAAAGGACAAGUUGCUUAUCAACCACACAGACCCAUAAACACGGAGUCUCUCACCCUGGUUGGGAAAGAUCAGAAUUGACACUUCAGGAUUAACCCAAUGACCUAGGGGGAAAACAGGCCAGUUGGCGCCAAAUCUGAAAAACCAGAUGCCUGCCAUAAAUUCCUUGGCUUUCUUUACAGAGCAGAAGGAAGAAGAUGCCUGAAAAUGGUUUAACUUCAUGUUUAAUGGACACUUCACCAGGAUUUUCUGUCUGUACACCACAUUCUUAAUGAAAUGGUCUUUUUUCCAAUUCUGUAACAUAUCCACAAGCCAAACUGUUAACUUCACAAAUUUAUUCCAGGUUUUCCAUGGACCAAGAGCUCCUCCUAGUGGUGAUGCCUGAAUAUGGUUUGAUCAGAGCCAAAUGGCAGGAAUCUAAUCACGUGUAUUUCUUUCCUUUUGUUAUACACUUCGUAGCUUAGUAAAUGGUAUUCCCAAGAUAGGCUAGUAGUUUAGAAGUAGUAACGUGAAACUCGUUUAGACUCAAGUUAAGAGUUUCGGAAUGUAUCCAUACUAUGUUUUAUCUACCUCACACAAAAAUAUAUAUUAAUCAUCUGGGAAGCUUGAUUGACAAGGUUAUAAUGUUGUCAAAUAUUAUUACGUAUGUGUUUCUUAUGCUGGAUGGUGUUUCUGUUCGAAUAGAUAAUUUGUUUUCUGUCCCUCUCUAACUUUUAAAAGUCAUUAAUCCUCUGUUAGUGUCAAGAAGACGGCUGAUCAAAGUUUACUGUUUGCAAUGUCAUGCUUUAAUGCGUCUGCUCAUAAGAAACAAUGAAGUGAAAUGUGAUCGUAUGUGAUGUUAUAAACAGUUUAAUCAUAGUGAGUGAGUAAAUUAGAUCUAGCUCGCUUUUAAUAUCAAGUUGAGUUAAAUUCGCUGCCAGUCGAUGUGCUGCAUCGGGUUACAGCAUUGGCUGUAACUUUCCUCUUGGCUCACGCCCACACGGGAUGGUUUAAAAGAGCCCGGGAGUCUUUGCUCGGUCUUCAGUUUUUCUCUUCAGUUUUUUCUUCUCUUCAAGUUUUGUCUUCUCUUCAGUUUGUCUCUUCCGUUUUUGUCUUCGUCUAGUUUUCUUUUGUCUUCGCCUAUCGUUCGCAAUUUUCCCCGCGUUUUAUUAAUUGCCUUAAGCUCAGAUUUUUAUUCUAAACUUGGAUGAAAGCAUUCCCAAGUCCUUUAGAGCCUCAGUAACAAGCUGCGCGCAUAAGAGAACCUCAGUCUAAGUCUUUUAUUUUUGUUCGCUAAAGUGACUCCUGAAGAUAAUAUCGGCUGGCCAGCGAAAUUAUUUUCUUAAGUUAUUGGCGCGAAUUAAUCUGCAACCAAGCAAGUCCUGAACGCCGACCAGCAUCAUCUGCCAAGCUGCUUUGCCAGCUGGUUCCGAGAGGCCCAUACAUCCGAAGAAUCUAACGGCGCUGACACGGUCCUGAAGCUGAGAUCCAGACACGGCGGAAGAAUUCCCCGCCGAACCUUCAGUAUCCGGUCCGGUAGCCACAGAACUUCAGCUGAUCCAUUCCAAGGGUGCCGCUGAGAACCGACGUCCAAAGUAGGCUAAAUCCUCUGAACUGCUGUGAUGAGAACUGGGUGAUGCCGUCAACCGUUCAGUAGCUUACUCUUAUAAAUUAUAGUUUAGUUCUCCAAAUUCCUUUUAUUUACCCUCGUAACUCCGUUAACGUAGGUUAAAUUUCCCCUUUAUUCACUCACUAUUAUUAACCUCCAGUCUUAGGUUUAAUUUAAACCAUUCCUUCGUUUAUUCAUUAGAUGUGCUUUGAUUUGCUCAUUAUUUGAUCAUCAUUUAUUGACGUUUUGUUAUCAUAUAGCUUGUUAAUAAAUUGUCCAUUUAAUUCUAAGUUGUCGUCUUAGUGGUCUUUCAGAAAGUAGUCCCUGAAUGAAGAAUUCCGGCCUCAGAUGAGAGACUGAUUUAAAUCUGUGUAAGACUGAUCCAACGUUUAAUUACUCAAUUGAACUUUGUUUCGUCCUUUUUCCCACCAGAAAGGUGGGUGGUGCCCCUUCAACGAGUGCAUAAAUGUCAUAAUUUAAUUUGAUUAAUUUUCGACAUUUAUUUUGAAUUUAAAAUCGCUACAGGGUUCUGUGUUUACAUGCAAACAGGCCAAACAUGUUGCAGGACAGCAGCCUCCUGCUGGUCGCAGAAUCACACCCUGAGGAUAAAAAAAAGUGGUUUUAAUAUCCUCUCUCUCUCCAGGGGAUUCGGCCGUGAUAGAUUGUCCUUUUUUUAAUUUGAAAAUGAGACAGCUCAGGUGGCGAUUUGGCUCCUUCAUGGCUGAGGUAUCCUGGGAUGACCUCAGGCCCUGCUCGUCGAUGCAUUUAAACAGGCUGCAGGAUAAACCAGGAGAGGAUAUUAACGCAAUAUUUCACCUGCUCUUGACCAGCCUGUGUUUAUUUUAUAAUCUAGGAACAACAAAAGUGCGACUUUCAGCGUAUAUCUUCUUUCUGGGGGGGGAGAUUUCACGUUAGCAGGGUUCUCGGUUCUAUUAUUAAGUUCUUUUGUUCUUUAUUUGUGGAGUGACAAACGCAAAUGAGCAUUAAUUUCUUUGUCCUUUGAAAAUCAGACCUGACAAAGCUUGACUUUUUACUUUCUGUUGAUUACAAGAACAUUUUCAGGUUCAUACUGCUUAAGUUAAAGCCUCUGUGUAACUGAAAACCUACAGUAAAACUGAGACUCACUAAGAAUUGAUAGAAGUUGUUUUCUUUCCCAUUAAGAGGACAGACCUGACAAUGCUUUGACUUGUGUUGUUAUUUCUGCAAACUUUAACCCAACUAAAUGUAGGUAAAAAGUAAGAAAACCUGUCUUUUCAGGUUUAUACUUCUUUAGUAAGACAGAUUAAAGCCUCUGUGUAACUAAAGAUCUACAGUAAAACUGAGACUCGCUUAAAGCUACGAGAAGCUAAAUCCUUUUGCUACUUGAAGAUGGACCUGACAAAGCUUGACUUUUAACUUUUGAUGUUAUUUCUGCAAACUUUAAACCAAUUAAAUGUCAGUAAAAAGACAAAAAAAAUCAGUGUCUUUUUAAGAUUCAUACUUUUUCAGUAAGCCGGAGUAAAGUCUCUCUGUAACUUACAAUCUACAAUGAAACUGAGACUCGAUAGAAGCUGAUUCCUUUCCUGACAAGGCUCCGGUUUUUACUUUUGAUGCUUUUAUUUUAGCAUACUAUUUACAGUGAAACCCAGACUGGACAGAAACAGAUUAAAGAAGCUGUUUUCCCUCUGAUCUUGAGGACAGACCUGACAAAGCCUGACUUUUUACUUAUUUGCAUCAUGAUAUCAUUUUGGCUAACUUAAAACCUGCUAAUUACAAGAAAAUAAGUUUCUUUUUUAGGUUCACAUGACUGAAGCUUCUGUGUAGCUUAGUAUUUACAGUGAAACUGGGACUCACCAGAAACAGAGGAUUAUCUCUCUCUGUUGAAGAUAGACCCGACAAAACCCAUAUUUUUACUUUAUUCCUGCAAAUUUGAAAACAUGUAUUGUGUAUUGAAUUAGUCUUUUGGUCUUUUCGGUCUAUGAUGUAUAAAAACAGGAAAAGUGACAAAGAUUGACAGGGAUAUAAAGGAUCCGGGAUUUGAUGGAGCACAUGGUGCAACCUGACAGAAACAAAGACGACUGCUGACAGAGUCAAAGGUUCAAAACCUGCCAAUCAUUUCUGCGGUCCUUUGUCUGCCGGUGGCCUCGGGGCACGACGGCUCACUUCAGGUCUGAUUGAAAAAGCUGUUUCUAUGAUGGUCUCCCAGCAGAACAGCAGCUCUGCUCUCCACUUCAGGAGGUUAUUUGUUCCUUUGAUAUGAGGAUAAAAUAAAGAGUCGAGAUUCUAUGACAGACAGACGGUAGUAUGAGAUAAAAAAUCGCAUUUUUAAGACAGUGAGUUAUAUGUACGAUAUUUAAUUUUAUUCAAUAUUAGCAUUUGAAUAAAAAGUAAAUAUAUAUUUGAAUAAAAAAAGUCAUGAUUAUGAGAUGAAAAGUCAGUGUUAAGAGAUAAAACUCGAUGUCAAAGCCGGCUGGUUUAAAACAGACAGACAGUCGUGUCUGUUUCCUCACUCUCGUUAAAUUCACCAAAGUCCACUCACAAAAACAGCAUUUCUUUUUGUUUACUCCCUUCUUUACAGCAGCUCCUUCCUGAAGUUUAUUUGUGUUGCUUUGUGACUUUGCUGUUUCAGAUAGUCAGUUUGGGUCCAACAUUAAAUUUGUGAAAAACACAAUUGGACAGAAAAGUAAACCAAACUGGGCAGCAGCAGAGAAACACCUCCUAAGCUCUGGGAUGUAAAAUGACUGUUUUUAUCAAUGGAGUCUGGUGGCUUUGAGGGGAGUGUUUCCGGUCUAGACUUUAGAUUGAACUCCUUUGUAAAUAUCCACAUUACAGCCAUUAAAUCUAGUUUAUUUAUGAAAUAUUAUAAAUUACAAUAAUUUUACAUCACAUUACACUCAUAUGGGGGCUAUUCUAUGGCACAUAUCUGUGUAUUUGUUGAGGAAAAUCACUAAACGAUCCAUCUUCAACACAUCCCCGGCUGCAGGCGGGGUUGGCGGCGGCCCUGGAUGUGCUCGUAGGAAGCAGACGCUCUGUUCUCUGUUUAUUCUGUGCAUCCUCUGCUGUGAACAGAGACAACUCCAUGACGACCAGCCGCACCACAACAACACCCACCAAUCACAAAACGCCACACGUGGCCGCCCGCCCUGAACCCGCUAACCCACCCCCCCCUCGCCGAAGCAUCCACACAGGCGAGGUACGACUGGUGAUCCCUGACGAACAGGUGUCUCCAUGGUGAUUCGGAGAUGAGGGAUACUCCAGAGUGAGAGUGGAAUGAGCAGCAGCUGUUGCCAUGGAGACUCACAAUGCAUGUCAUCUGAUGCUCAGUGAGUGUGUGUGUGUGGGGGGGUGCAAUGAUACAGCAUCUUAAUGUGCUGCGUUUGACUGCCGUGCAAAGUCAGAACAACAGGAGCGCACACCUGAAGGAGGAGGAGGAGGAGGAGGAGGAAGAGGAGGAAGAGGAGGAUACAUGUGUGUUUUCUACGACAUUUAUGAGAGAGUUCCUGCUCAGUCACAACAGAAGUCCCAAGAACGAGGCCAAAGAGGGUCUAAUAAGAUCUUAAGUCUUACUGAAAGUCUAAAACGUCUUUAUUUUAACAAAAGACAGAAUGAGAAAGAGACGAUGGUCCUAAUCAGGAGAUAAAAGUCGUAACUUUGGGUUAAAAUGUCAUAUUUGUAGAAUAAAAGGUCAUAUUAGUAACAUUUUAAAAUGUAAGUGUAAUCCUAAAAGUCAUAAUUAAGGCUUAAAAAUGUCAAAAGUAUGAGAUCAAAGAAAUACUGUAAUAGGGAAAGAAAAGAUAAUGACUAUGAGAAAGUUAACUAUGAGAAAGUUGGUCGUAAUCAUGUGGUCAGAAGUCAGAUAGUUAAAUAAAAAGUUAUUGAUCUGAAGGAGUUUACCCUGAUUAAUUAAAAAAUUAAGCUGAAAAAAAAAAACUUAAACUACAGGUUGAAGAAGAUAAACUUUGUCCUGUCUGAAAAAUGAGAAAGUUUAGAUUAUGAGAAAUCUAGCUGUUAUAUGAGAAAAAAAGUCAAUAAUAAAAGAAAGUUAAACAUUAUUAUGACAGACUAAGUCAUCCCUUAUAAAAGAGGCUUAAAUUAUGAGAAGGUCAGUCCUAUAAAGAGAUAAUUUUUUUUAAUUUUGGGAUAAAAAAUUUUGAAAAAAAUGAGAUAAUUGACAAUGAGAUAAAAAAUUCUGAGAUAUCUUUAUUUAUAGGAUAAUAGUCGGUAAAAUGAGACUCAAACUCACCAUAAUGAGAUAAUCGUACCCUGAUUUUCUGACUCCCAUGUGCUCCUGUAGUUCCUCUCUUAGUUUGCUUUCCCAGGUUUUAACCAUCUAUCCUCAAACCUAGAAAAACAAGCUUGAACUACAAGUCAAAGAAGAGAAAUUUUGUCCUGUUCAUGAUAUAAAAAGUGAAAAAAAAUUAGAAAGUUAAAAUUAUGAGAAAUCUAGCUGUAAUAUGAGAAAAAAUUCAACAAAUAAAAGAAAGUUAAACUUUACAAAACAGGCUUACAUUAUGAGAAGAUCAGUCCUCAAAAGAGAUAAUUUUAAUUUUGGAUUAAAAAGUAAAAAAAAAAGAGAUUCUUGACGAUGAGAUAAAAAAUUCAUUUAUUUAUUUAUUAGAUAAAGUCAAUAUAAUGAGACUCAUAUUCACCAUAAUAAAAUAGUCGUACCCUGAUAUUCUGACUCUCUUGUGCUCUCGUAGUUCCUGUCUUUGUUUGCUCUCUCAUGUUUUUACCCUCGAUCCUCAGACCUCCAUCUGUGCCUGUUUGUCUCUGAUUUAAACCCCGUCGUAUCUCCUUGAAUCAGCUCCUGCUUGCCUCGCGCUUAUUUCUGUGACAGUGGAAGUAUAGUGGUUCACAAACUUGGCGUGCACGCUGCAUGGCCUCUGCGCUUAUGAGCGGCGUGACCUCUGAGCGGAGAGUGGGACGGCUGUAAAGAUGUGUGGGCUGUAAUGUCACACUCCGUCAUGUUAAAAAACAGAGGAUGUCAGCCUUCAUUUAUCAGACCUGCACUUGCUGAGCGCGCCUGUUUUUAAGCUUUUGAAAUGAAUGUGUCAGCGCCGGUUUUCAGGCACUUUUACUGAAAGGGCAAAUAAAACAUGAAUUUAUGAUUUUGAGGUUUUCGUGGCGAGCGAGCCGCACAUACCAAUCAGCUUCUUCUGAGUUUUAUGACCACACUUUACAUCAUAAAAAGUCUUCAUCCUCUCUGAUCGCACGCUUGGAGCUCCACUCCUCGCCUUCCUGCGUCAUUCGUCUCUUCGGCGCUCCAUCAGGACAAGACUGCGUGUCCACUAUGUUCCAGGAUUAACGAGCGAGCCUCCAGGCGUCACCACCUCGACUGGCCAAGGUCAGAGCGCAGUUAUUUCCUGCGCUGUCAGGUGGACACAAAGCUUCUUUUCCUCCGUAAUGAGCCUCUGCUCUGCAGGGGGAAAGACUGAGGGUCGGAGAGUGACGGCGGCCAGAACUACCGGAGGAUCAGUCUCAUAGUAAUGACGAUAAAUCAGUACUGAGCGUUUCUUUUUGUUAUACCAAAGUGAUAGAACUUAUGCUAGCAAGGUGGUAUUUAGCAGGUGUUACCCAGGAAUCCCACUGGAUCCGGAACGAGUGUAAGUACCCACAUCCCAAAACCCUGGCCUCUCCUAUUAUCAAGUUAAGAACAGAACGACAUAAUGACUUUACUGGAAUAUUUGACUCUGUAGCCGCGUACAACUUCCGCUGCUACUCCUGAAUUGAUGCCCCGUGCUGUGGCGUCCGGCAAAAAUAGAAGCCUUGAAGCCUUGCUCAUCUCUUUUGGCCACUGGAGCCGGUCCACAGCGGAGCCGGAUGGCGGACGGAUCAUGUGGAAUCACUCACAUUGGUUAUAGUGCUUGCGUAUUUGAUCCGCCUGCCGUUCUGGAUCCUGUGGGUUUUAGCCGUUUUGAUCGGAGGACUUAGCCAUCAAGACCAAACUGUACUUUUUAGUUCUCGCCAGGUCAUGCAAACAUGUUAACUUCAGCUUCGAUGUCAGAUGUUUUAACAUGGGGCUCUAUGGGGAUUGAGUCACUUUUGGACGCAGCCUCUAGUGGCCGUGAGGAGAACUGCAGCUUCGGUGCUUUUGUGUUGGUUUAUGUCCUCUUUUUAACCUGGAUCAGUGCUUCGACUUCAGGGUGACCAUAUUCUGACUCGACGCAACUACACGGGGGCGGAGUCAUGAAGUCGCACAAAGUUAAUUUUGAGAGUUUUUCAGGUCAAGUCCACAUGACACAAACUCCAAACUUCUGGACAAACCUGGACAGCCCUUAAAAAAGAGGACAUGGCCGGGUAAAAGAGGACGUUUGGUCACUCUAUUCUACUUUCACAAUUUUUUUUAAAAACACAAGUAUCAGCGCACCUACUUCAGGAUAUGAGGUUUUCAAUCUGGAGGAAAGGCUGUACUCAGAGAGACUCGACACGGCUCUCAUCAGCCGGGGUCACGGGUAAUAAAUGAUUUGUUUACAAGAAUGUUAGAUUAGAGGCUAACAAAGCAAAGCGACCCGGACCAGGCGCUGAUUUAUCUUUACAGGCCAGAGGAAUCAAUAUUUAGUCGAAAGCAGAUCUUCAUCUGCUGCAGCUAAUCCGGCGUUCCUGGAAAAGAAACACGCCUGAUUCAUUCCCCCCCGCUCACCGUGUUUGUCUUUCAGAGUGGAAACCUUUUCCUCAGACCUCCAUCUGCGCUCGUUUGGAUUCAAUACAAUCGUAUAAUACAGUUAAGCACACAUGACAUUUAUACUCGGCGCAGGGAAAUCAAAUUAACACCCACUCGCUUCAUUUUUAUUGGGCUCAAAACGUCCAAGACGAAUUCCCAAUCAAAAGGUUUGAAUAAAAUACUCGGUUGUGCGUUACGGAGCGGCUUUACAGCUCUGCCAAAACCACGAGUUGAGUCGUGUGCUGCUGCUGAGUGUGACUGAAGAAGAAGGAGUCCCUCAGUCCAGACAGACUGAGUGAAAAGACAGGUUCCAGAGUCAGUGGGCUGAGGUGUAUCUGUGAAAAUGAACAGCGCUGUCGGCCGGCUGACACUGAUUGCUUACACCUCCUCCUGCCAAGUCGGUAAUGGCUUCCCCGGCCUCGAGGGCGCUCAGGUGACAAAUUACAGCCUUUGGCAGCAGAAACCCUGAGAGAGGCGGUCGGUCACUCUGCUGAUCACAUGUGUUCAGAGACAAAGUUCUGGCUCAUCAGGGGCCGCCUGGACCCGAGUGCUUGAGGUGUCUGCGCUUUCUAUCGGACUAAAGAGUGUGCUGUUACACUGACUGAUGGGUCCUAAACAGGAUCUGAAAACAGCUGAUGUGAUUGAAAUAUCUCCUCCACACUCAGCCCUGCGCCAUCUGGGCUCUGUUAUUUUUGUUGCUGUUUAUAUUUAACAGAUGAGACGUGAACGAGUGAGGUUUUUAGACGACAUUAAACACAGAAACACCAUGAGGUCUGAUAUUUUCCCUCUUUAUACCUCCUCUUAGUAUCAGCUGCUGCGCAUUGAUAUCUAACAUACUGUUAUUAUCACAGAUUUUUGGGUUUGUUUUUUAUUCGGUGCGUUCACUGUCCUUUGGUUUGUAGUUCUGAUGUCUGUUGAUACCUCAGGUGGCUUUAUCUCAGAGUGGCUGUGAAUACAAAGGGGUCAAACUAAACCAGGACACCAGGGGGAGGUAGAGCGUACAGCCUCACCAGGCAGAACCACCAGCCCAAACGAGCCUCCAGUCCUGACCUGGAUCUUCCUGUCCCCCUUUAAAGUCUGUCGACAAACUCUGUAGUUUAAAACUUUGUGAGACAAAAGUGACUUUUUCAUCUAAAAAUUUGGAUUUUUUUAUAAUGUCACAGUUUCAGUUUUUCAUCAUUCUGUCUUUUCAUCUUAUUAUUUUGAUUUUUGACCCAUUUUUCUGACUUUUAGUUCAACUUUUUUAUGAUAAAAUUUCACUUUUUAAUGCAAUAGUUUUAAAUAUAAUCUCAUAUUUUGGAGUUUUGUCUUAAAAUUUUACUUUUUAUGAACCAAAUCUCUUAAAUUUAUAACAUAAUCUGACUUUUUAUUCCCUGAAAUUAUUAUUUUUUUCACUCAAUUGUCCAAAAAUGUACCUUUCUUCCCCAAAUUACAACAAAUUAUCCCGUUAAAUCUUACUUUUAUUCAAUAAAUUUGACUUUCAUCUCAUAGAUUCAACUUUUACUUCAUACUUUUGAAGAUGUUUUUAUGAUUCCAAAUUCUUUUUAUAUUUCAACAUUUCUCCUAUAAAUAAGACUUUUGUCAUUUAACAUUUUUAACAUAUUAUCCCUUUAUUUAUACUUUAAUCAACAUCUCACCUCAUUUUUCCUCCUUUUUUAUAAUGUUGACUUUUCCUCUAAAUUUUGAACAUUAUUAUGACUCAUAAUCUGGUCUGUUAAUCUGAUUAUUAUGACUUUGAUUACAUAAUUUUGACUUUUAUGUCAUGAUUUUGUUUUUAUUUUUAUCUGAUAUUAGAUUGAUCAGACUGAAGUUGUGUUUUUCAUCAAGGGAACGUGUCGUUUCUUAAUCUUUUUUAAUUUGCCAAACGGUUUCCAUGGAAAUCACCUCCAUCAUUAUUUUACCAUUAUGUUUUCGGGAUGCUGCGGCCCAAUUGACUUCCCAUUUAUUCUCAUUUCCCUCACUUCCGCUUACAGACAGCUGCUCGUAGUGACGCCUGCUCCCCGAGGACCCGGACCAUCAUUCACAUGUCUGAAACUGGGUCAAUGAGUCUGUUUUUAUGACUCUGGGAGACAAACAUUAACGGCGGCUCAUUAAAAAACUCUGGAGGAAGACUCCGGCUACCUCGCAGGAUCCCUAAUAGUGUGAUUUUUCAUCAUCAAUCCAUUUUUCUGUUAAUAACAUCAAAAACAGGCCACGAGUGUGACAGUAGGGCCUGAGUGAUGAAUGAUCCGGUGUUGUUGGAGAGGUAUUGAUUGAUGGCAGAGUGACGCCCUCCAGGAACAACGGACUCAAACACACACAAGCUGAAGUAAACGUCCGGCGUUACAGUCCAGUUUCAAAACACUUUUUUAUCCACUUUUGUUUUCCUUUAACUAAGACUUUCCACCGUCGAUACUUAAAUCUAAUUCGAGGAUGAAACUCCUCCAUUUCUUCUCUCUGCUCUGAACAUUAAGUGUCCUCAUCUGGCCUCAGUUCAGAAACUCGCCGUUAUGUCCGAGUGUUGCAGCCAUAUUUGUCUUCCACUCAUUUUUCCGCGCAUCACUGAGGGGGCAGAAAGGCGUCUCAGGACCUCAUUUCCUUUGAAAUGACCCUAAUUAUACGGUCAGGAAAUCUAAGAUAAUUAGCACUCAGGAUUUGAGAUUCGGUCCUUAACUCUCUGAAGAUGAGGUCAACCCACUGCAUCACCUUCCCCCGCAGAAAGAAACCGCAGGAAAAAGUCACAUUUAUCUGAAACAGAGGGAAGAAACGGCUGAUUCAUCCGCUUCAGUCUAUCGAAGGAAAAAUCUUCUUUUUUUAAAUAUUAUUCUUUUAGUGUUUACAAUCGAGGUGUUUACUUCACAUAUACUUAAACUGUCAGAAUCAAGAGUCUGUAAAACCUCCUGGAAGUUGAGCCGCUGCAGGAUGUUCUGUGUUUUCAGUUUGUUUACACUUCCCAGAAUGCCUCAGCACUAAUCGAAAAGCUUUAAGUUGUUUUUUUCUGAGUUUAAAAGAAGUCUUUGGUUGUGCUGUCUCUGCUUUUUAUGUUGAGCAAACCAUCGUCCAGGUAUUCUUAUUACCUGUGUUAUGAGAAAAUGAGCUGUAAUCAUGAGAGAAAAAGAAUUAUUUGACAAAAUCUGAAAUUUCGGGACCCAAACAUGAACUUUAGUGAUAAUGAGCCACAACAUGAGAUUCAAAAAAAGUUACAUUUAUAUUAGUGGGUCACAGCCAACGAAAUGAGAAAGUAUGAGACAUGAGAGGAUAAUAUACUACGAAAAAAAGAUACCGUUUGUUUACAUGAAUACAUAUUGAUAGCUAUGCACGAUUAUUAGAGGUCAUAUAAAUAUAAAACAGGGUCAUAUUUAUUUCUUUAGUUUAAUUUUUUUUAAGAAUAGAUUGAAAUUCUGACUUUGUUCUUCGAAUUUUGGGUUUAAAAACAAUUUUUUUCUGAAUUUUUUUUGUUUUUCUCAGAAUAAUAAAAUUCUGACAUUUUUUUCCCCCUCAGAAUUCUCAGUUUUAAAUCUGAAUUUUGAGAUUUUUCCAGCAGAAUUCUAAGAUUACAGUCAAAAUUUCGACCUUUUUUCUGAAAGUAAGAAUUCUGAGAAACUAAAUCUGAUUAUAUUCUAUUUUCAGAAUUCUGACUUCAAUCAUAGAAUUCUGAGAAAGAAACAACAACUUUGGUUCCAAAAAAAAUGUCAGAAUUCUGAUUUUCUUGAUGUCACAGGAAUUCUCCGAUUUGUGAGAGAAAUCUGAGAUGAAUCCCUGAAUCUUGUUCAUCCGUGUUGCGAACGGCUUCUUCACCCAGUCCACUUUAAAAUGACCCAAAAUUAACAAACUUCAAACUUGAGGCUCGGUCCAUAAACUCAUUAAAAACAUCAUAAAACAAGAGACAGAUUUUCCUCGAGCAACCAGAGCAGCACCUCCUACUGGCCAUUUGCAGGUUUACGGCUGUUCUAGCGGCACAGGGAAACAUUGAGUUCUCAUACCGGGACUGUUCUGAAGAGUUUAAAAUGAAAAUUAGAUGAAAGUUUUAACUCUAAUAGAAACAAACUGGAUUCAGACCACUCAAAGUGAGUUUUAAGAUCUGACAGUAAAAAACUAAGAGGAUGAGAGUGAACCGAAACUCCAGCUGAACUCUGAUGAUGAAACUCUGUUACAAGCUCCAGUGUUUGUCUUGAAUAUACAAACUCUCCCUGUGGAUGAUGUUAUGAAUCUGCGUGACCUUACAGAUCCGCCCGGUUCAUUUCUUCAAAGCAGAAAUCAUUAAAAGAGGAGCGUGAAAACUUUAAUCUGCUGCUAAAAACAAACCGCUGAAUGACGUCCUUGUUCACAUCACAGAGGAGUGCGCCGAACUCCCAUAAAUCUUUAUUGAGCAGACGCAGAAGGAGAGAUUAAAAGAGAGCUUCAUUGAUCCCACCCAGCCGCUGAGUUUUGUCCCGUGAGGCCGCGGGGCCGCCGAUGACUCCACGGUGGGACUGUACGGGUCGUUUUGAUUGGCUCGUUCACAAGGACAGGAAGCUUAACGCUCCAAUCCAGCAGGUCGAUGUUUAAGAGAGUCAUCAUCCUGCUCUGGGAGGAAACUCCGGGAUGUGAAUUUGCUGCUGCGGCUUUUUGUGUCGUGAUGCCGAUUCAACAAACGGUCGGUAAUUAGCUCUAAUGAACGAGAUUAGUUUGACUAAUUACCUCGCAUGUACUGUUCAAACACCAGACAGGGAGUGAGUCAACACACCAAGAAAGUGAAGCAGAACAAGUUCAACACAUCCUCUGUUUAAUGGCUCCUGUAACCGUGACAACAGACAUUAAACCGCUUAUGUUCAAGCAUUCAGCCACUUUCCUGUUGACCUUUACACAACCCCUGAAGUCCAUCUUGGACAGCUGAUCGCAGUUAUACUUAGUUAGGGAGUUCACAUUGCUGCCGUCUUAUGGUAUAUAGAAGCAAACAAGACCAUCAGCAACAACAACAAUAAUAAUAAUAAUAAUAAUAAUAAUAACAAUAAUAAUAGUUUCAUGUCAUAAGGAACCCAGACAAUUUAAGAACUGUGCAACAUAAAAUGAGACCAUGAGGACCGACAUAAAAAAUAAAAUAGUUAAGAAAAUAGGAAAUGCAAUUAAAAGAGGGUCGAAAGCAGAAACAGGAUAGUAAAUAUAAAAGGCAAUAUCAACAAUGAUAAAAUGAUAACAGGUAAUACUGAAGAUAAUAGUAAUGAUGAAAUGGAGCAACAGAAAUGAGCGAAAGAUGAAACAAUAAAAAGCCUAAACAGAGUAAUUUUUUAAAUUUUUUUCUCAAAAUUUUGACUUUUUCCCUAAGAGUCUGUAGUUAAAGUCAGAAUUUGAUUUUUGAUUUUUUUAGUGAAAUUCUGAGAUGAUAAUAGAAAUUAAAAGUGUUUUAUUCUUUUGCUUGCUGGAGCUUUUCAAUAACACGCUAACACGCUGUAACCACGACGUGAGGGCGCUCGGUACUAUUGAGUAAAUAGUUACCCGUACUUAGGGUUGGGUAUCGUUUGAUUUUGAACGGUUCCGGUUCCGAUUCCGAUUUCUCGUUUCAAUUCCAGUUUCUAAAGAUUCUCUAUUCCGAUUCUUUUAAAAGGCAGGAUAUUUAAAUGCAUAGUUUAGAUGAGGGCGCUAACCAGAGUUCUUCUUUUUGGAUGAAAUUUCUGAACUUCUCCAUGGAUUUUUAUAUUAUAUGAACUUUUUAAGAACUUUACCAUGAAUUUCUCACAGGGUUAUUUUCAACCAGAAUAUAAAUAUUAAUUUUUGUUGUUAGAUCGUUUGUCUAUGAAAAAGUACAAGGGCUAACGUUAGUUGGAUAUUGAAGUUGACCCACUGUACACAGAACAAUUUGUUUGCUGCUUCAAUGUUCGCAGAAGACAGAAGUAAUUAAUUGUUUCACUUUUCUGAUUUUGGUUGGUUAGAGGAAGACCGGUGAUACUCGUGUAUUUCUCCUCCAUGAACCCUGAGGGGUUUAAUCAUGUUGGUCGUUCACCCUCCUUUACAUGAUAUAACUGUAUUGCUAAUGUUGCUCUGAGAUAAGAGUUCAUUCUUCCUGAUAAAGUUAGACAAACUUUUGACCGCAGCCGCCGCUGAGGGUUGCAAUGCACUCUCUCUCUCUCUCUGUGUGGCUUCAUCCUCGUUAAUGUUCGGAAGCUUCUUCUUCAUUGGUGUUUAGCGGUUUCUUUCCCGUUGGUGUUCGGUGGCUAUUUCUUCCGGUCGGCGAACUCUGGCAUCGAAAUCGAAUUUUUAAAACUGAACGGUUCCAGGAGAAUCGGAAUGUUAGUCCCGGUCCCCAUCGCUGCUCGAGACUCGAUGCCCAACCCUACCCAUACUGCUGGAAAAAAAUAAAAAGUGUGGCUUAAAAUGAUGAAUUUAUAAACCCUGAAAGGUUAAAAUCCACUUCAUAAAACUGAAUGAGUGUGAAAAUGUCAGAGCGACCAUGACGUGACGCUCUGACGUGCAGGACGCCACAUCAACAUGUUUAUAUGUCACUUAAGCUGUCAGCUGUCACGGUCCUGAUGUGGGAACUGAACGCCUCCACCACACACACACACACACACACACACACACACACACACACACACACACACACACACACACACACACACACACAGAACUACAAACACACAGCAACAACAACACCUCAUCCAGGGGUCAGCAGGACUAUCCCGGUCAAACAAAAGCUUCUGCAGCAUCAGCAAAACCCCAAAUCACAGCCUGAGUAUCCUUUCCUCCUCUCCCACCGCUGUGCCGCCCCGCAGCAGGGGGGAGGAGGGAGGUGCUGGAGGAGAAAUCCAUCACACCCAACACGCUCUCCUGUCAGGAUCAGUGCAGCGCCGGCAGAUCUGACCUCCGUUCGAGGUUGAGAGGUUGCGUCGGGGUCGGCCGAGUAUCCCACGAGACAGAGCUCAGGGGAAAUUACAGCGUGUUCCUGACAGGAAGCACUCAGUCCAAAAAUUAAUAAAUAAGUAAAUAAUCCUUCUGUCAAGUCGUCAAUAAAGGUAGAGGCCGGCGCGAGGGCGGGCGGUGUCAGAACGGUGCCGGAGGUGGAGGAGAGGACGUCUGAAACUCAGAAGUGUUCUGCACAUGCUCAGUAGUUUUAUCAUCGAACUUUGACCCCGGAGUUGAGUUAUAGGAACCUGGACGCGAUUUUGUUUUUUUUUGUGGGAUGGUAGGGGAAAGUCCCGCCUCCUUUGCCUCUGAUUGGCUAGUAAAGCUGGAAACGUCAUCACACGCUCAAGCCGAACGCGGGCUGUCGGCUCCGCACAUCGAACAUUAUCGCGCUUUUGAAUCUCCUAACCCGAACCCGACAGCCGUAAGGAAUAACCAAUCGGAGCCCAGCACUUGGAGCCAAUCAGAGGCAAAAGAGGGUGGGACCUUCCACUGGACAGCAAAACUUCAACAGCAGAAGGAGGGAUGUAAAAAUUCUGGAGCUACGACCGAUGCAGGGCUGUGGAGUUAGCGUCCCCUGAGAUAGUUUAAAGUUUCUGCUGCAGACUUUAGUUUAAUCACUCCUCUGCUGCUCACACCCAGGCCCGCUCAGCUCUGACCAACACGACCGAGGAGUUCGUCUCCUGAAGUUCUUCUCAGAGAUCCACGGCUGGAUGAAGAUCCCCGUCUCUCAUCUUGUCCUUGUGACUGCAGUCAUUAACGGCGCUGCUGCCGCUGCUGUCCUUUCCCACCAGUGUUUGCAUAUCGCCCAGCAAAUUAUCCGUCAGAAUUGCAUCGUCGGCACUCUCUUUAUUGAAUCACUGCCGGCAAAUUGGUUGUUAGGAAUCCUCAGGGGUGGUAUCAGCUCUGGGGAGCCCAGCGGGGCCGGGCCUCUGCUGGGCUGAGGGAUUUAAAGUGGAUUAAUAAAGAGAGAGCGAGCGAGAGAGAGAGAGAGAGAGAGAGGGAGGCUGUACACAGGUGGGCUGCUCUUAUCAUUUAUGACUCAUGACCUUUAAUAACAAAUGAAAACAUCCUUACAAGACAGGAUUGAAGAUUACAUAUGGAACAAAAUGCUUGAUGCUGAUUGGUCCACAUAACCCCAGUACAACUACAGAGUUUCCCCCCGAAUAUUUUCAACAAUUCACAAUAAAGGAAGAGGGUCGGACAGGAUUUGAUGCACUCGUUGAUAAAUCAGAACGAGUCGAAAAUACUGUCGUGUGUAGUUGCCCUCACACAGUGCGAGUAGAAAUUAUUAGUGGCGCACUGAUAUUAAUGCUACUAAUGCUAUUAAUGCUCCUUGCUAUAUAGACCGUGUAUAGGCAAAGGUGACCAGACAUACCCAAUUUCCAGAAUGACCUGUCCCUGAAAAUGUCCCCAGAAAUGUCCCUGAUUUAAGCAUCAUGAAUGAGGACAACAAAUGUUGCGUGUAGACCAGAACAACUGUUAUUAUGGUAGCUACUACGGUAGCUUAGGUAAGAAGCACGAGUAAGCAUAUUACGCACAGUCCUAAACAACAGUUUUUACGGGGGGUUAUUACGAGGGGUGCUACACCUGCUGCAAAUGUUUCAUCACAGAAAUCUUGGAAAUUUUGAUGCGCUCGUUGAUGACUCAAAACAACUCGAAAAUAGUUGUGUGUUGUUGCCCUCACACAGUGCGAGUAGAAAUUAUUAGUGGCGCAUUGAUAUUAAUGCCUCUCGCUAUAUGGACCGUGUAUUAGCUAAGGUGACCAUAUGUACCCGAUUUCCAGGUUGACCUGUCCCCGAUUUAAGCAUUUUAUAAAUGAGGACAAAAAUGUUGUGCAUAGACCAGAACAACAGUUAUUACGGUAGCUACUAUGGUAGCUUCGGUAAGUAGCAUGAGUAAGCAUGUUGCGCACAGUCCUGAACAACAGUUUUCACAGGGGGGCGCUAUAACCACUGCGGAUGUUUCAUUACAGAAAUCUUUGAAAAUUUGAUGCGCUCUUUGAAGACUCAAAACAAGUCAAAUCUAACGUUGUGUUGUUGUGCUCUCUAAGUGGAAGUUGAAAUCAUUUGUGGCGCAUUGAUAACAGCUCUAAUGUAGGGGAAACGCCUAACCAGCAGAAGCAAUGACAUUAUAUAUGCUGGUAAUGUCAUCUGCAAAGCUUGGUUUGUUGCCCUGCCUGAACUAACACUCAGCUCAAUUUUCUGUUUACAUUCAUCGAUCGUGUUUAUUUUAUUUUUUUAUUUAUUAUUUCUGGUUGAAAAACAAAAGUUAAAGAUUUCUGCUCCAACAGUCUAUGAGGCAAGGCUCGACUCCAACCAACCAAAACAAGUCCCCUCAUCCUGCGGUCGGUAUCUCCCAUAUUUUGUAGGAGAAAUUCAGGAUAAUCGCUCAAAUGUGAACUGAAAAACAAAAAAACAAGUAAAGAGCCGUUUUUGUUGGAAUAGCUGUUACCGAACAUGAUGUUUAACCUCUACGAAGCAAAGAGCCGUUUUUCCACAGACCAUCUCUCCACUGUAAAUCUCCCACUUUGGUAAAAAGCUCCAUUACCUUCACCAAUUCCACUUGACGGACGACAGGUUCAGUCCUCGGCAAAACCAUCUAGUAGCUUCUGCAGCCGGUCUCUUCAACCUCACAGAGGGAAAAUGGAUUGUUAGGGAGCGCUUUGUUUCUCUCUCUCUCUUCAGGUCUGACCAGCUCAGUAUCUCUCAGAAACACUUGUUUUCCAAUCACAGCACUGAUUGGAUUCCACGCUUCAUUUAUCGGGCCAACAGCAGGUACUGGAGGUUUACAUUGGAAACAUUCAGCAGUUUUACGGCGUCUGAAGCAUCUCGAUGUCUGUCCAUUCACUUUACAGUCUCAUGAUAUCCUUUAUUGCAGAUGGAUUCAUUCAUUUUUUAUAAUUAUAUAGUAUAUUUAAAAUGUGUUUCUCUAUAAAAAUGAAUACUAAUAUUCUCUCAUAGUGCCAACUCACAAUAGCAUCAAAAUGUGUGUAAAUACGCUGCUGAAAAUAGUGCCCCUCUUACCCAAAGCAGCCUGAGUACACACAUCCAGAAUUUACAGCUAGUCCUGUUAGCCAAAAAACCACAAAACCAUGUUGGAAUCAAUGUUGAAAUUAGCAGGAUAGAGGCUAGUUAGCUAACUAACCGAGGUGACGAUUACGCUGUGAGAUCAGGUCUGUAAAACUGAUCUCCCUCCGUCUAACACGAGUCUGUUUCUGCUCGAGAUUUCUGCCUGUCGAAGGAAACGUGUGAAAAAAACAUUUCUGUCAUCUUGACAUUCGUUAGCGGUGUUGAUAAAGACUGGACUCAUUAAGGAGUCUUGAUAACGGUAUUAGUACACCUCGUUCAUAAGCAGAGAGAUGUCAGGGCUCGACAGUGCGACCAUUUCACUCACAUCUGCGACUAAAAAUAGAGAAUUGUAAAAUGUAUUUAGCGGCACAUGUGUGCAUAAAAAAACCCAGCCAAGGCGACAAAUGUUUUUUCGUGUAAAUACGACGGUGAAGUUAGUUGUAGUUUGGAAAAUCGACGGACAUUCACUGAGGAUCUACCGGUGUCUUCUCACUCUUCAUAACUGGGAAUAACAACAGCAGCGCGGCUAAAUCUACUCUGCAUCCUCGCUCACAAUGUCCGGUGUUGAAUAAGGGACCGUCAAUAAAUUAGCGGUUGAUGUUCUCAGAAAAGUCUGUUUUCCUUCAAUGUCAUGUGACCAAUAUACCUAAAAUUGAUUUAAAAUAAUAAUACUAAGUUCGGACGGUAAGACACACCGCUUUAUUUCCCUAAUGUGUCCUCUAAAAAUGUUUGUGUUUAAUUUAAAGGCAGAUUUUGAACAUUUUCUUCAUUAGUUUCCAUCACGUGUGACCAAUUCACCUAAAAUUGAUUUAAACAAUAGUACAUAUGUUGACCAAUAAGACGAACAUUAUUUGAUCAAUUUUUAUUGCUCCCCUAAAGUUCUUUGAGUGCUCCUUACUUUUUCAACUUGAGCUCCUUCUGAAAAAAGUCAGCGUCGAGCCCUGGAUGUGCGUUUUAAAGACUCUGUGAGGAGUUUUUUAUGUUGAUUCUUGUCGCUGUCGAGGAAACCCCUUAUUUAGAAUCGAAUCCUCGUCGCUCAUUGACGACUCUCAUGUUUCCUCGUCUUCGUUCUGUUAAUUGAUUCUGUCUCACCCUUUGAUGCCCGACCCGCUCCUCUUGAUGUUUCCAGACAUUUAGACAUCGACGUCACUCCGUGUGUUUUUAUUGAACAAACGUGAAGCGGACUGCGUUGCAGAUCAGUAUCUGGCGGAUCAUAUUGAGUUAACAUCGAUCAUCUCCGUCCUCUGGAUAACUUUGAGGUGAAUCGGUUCAAUUUAAGGGACAGGAAGCGAUAGUAAAACAAGAUGUGCGGCGUCAACAGUAACACCCCUCCACAGAGCGCCCGGACGUCAAUCAGGAGGCGUAUCUGCUCCGAACUAUCAUUUCCUUCAUGUGAAUUAUGUAAAACUCUGCAGGCUGUUGGGCUGUAAAAUAUUCAUGCUGUUUUGGUUGUGCAGCUCUUUGGAAACUUCUUGGAGAUGUCAGCUCUGCCUAAUGGCAACACAACAGGCCAUGAAUGAUUCAGGAGGUAGACGCAGGUUUAAGGAUGGGGGCUAAAGGGCAGAGCGAUAAAUAUCUAACGCUAUUAUGGUAUUUAAGAGCGUAGGCAUGCUUUUGGAUGGAUACGUUUCUAAAUUUAAGACGUUUGUUUUCUCCUAGAGUUCCCCGAGAUGGAAAAGAACGACCUGCUUUUGGUCGAGUUCGUGUUUUCGACUCGCUAUUUCAAAUUAUUGCACUUUUGCUGAGUUAAAUUAAAUACAGGCUUAAAAGAGCAAGCUGUUAGUUUGACACAGUAUCACUCAUAAAAAAAUCCUGUAAAUGUCAAAUAAGACAUCGCUGUGUUUUCUCAGGAGGCCUCUGAGGGCAGUUACGGCUUUAAGAGUGAGCUGUGCCGCAGUCUGAGCCGGAAAAGGACAUAAUAACCUUUUCCCCAGAGGUGAUGGAGGGGAAUAUUGGACACGCAGCGCUGCCUAAGUGUUAAUCUGUACUGUAUGUAUGCGGCUCUUCAGCUGGUUGAGUUUACUCAGUGUGGUUCCACGUCAUAUAUCAUAUCCGGGUGGUUAACUGCAGACUAUCUGGAAUACAACCAGGGUGAGCUCCAGCGUGCAGGGGCCGAUUGUAUGUGUGUAUCCAAUUAAUUAGAGCUGCAGAGGGCUAAAUUUAGACGUGGAGGUAUGAGGAGAAGAGGGGGCCGGCGGUGGAUGGAGAUUUCAGGACAUGAAAGUGAUUAUUUUGUCAAGUUAUUUGAGUUAAAGGAGAAAAAGUAAAGAAUUACAAACAGAGCAAAUCAGGAGAAACAAAUAGUACUUGAAGAAGUAGGUUUACUAGCUUUACAUUAAAACUGAUAAUUGACUAAAUGUGUGUUUUUGAGUUUGUGGAAACAUCUACUCGUUCCGGCUUGUUUGGCAGUUUCCUGCUGUAAUGACUGAAUCUCUAACUUUUAAUCUCUAAAAACAGUUACCAUAGUUUUUUCUUUUGGAGGAAAUCGAGAUAUAUCAGCCCACUGAUUUGUUUAUUGCACUCUCUCAGAGCUCGUAUGAGGCUGUGGUCCCCUGGCAACAAAGUAAUAAAGAUCUGUGAGUCAUCUGCUUAUCUGUUGAACCUAAUUUUGUCGUUUUAAGAAUCUAAGUCAGUGGAAGUAUGCGAGUGUUAAACAGAAGAGGCCCAAAGAUGACGCCUUGGGGAACUCCACAUGUGAUUUUUAUCUAAUUGUCCAUGAUAAAAGUUUAAACCAGUUAGGUACUGUCCCAGAAAGUCCCACCAAGUUCUCCAGCUGGUGGAUCCAACAGCGUUUUAGCAUUUUGAUAAUAACCAGAACUACUACGAUAACUUUUUGUGUUUCAAUAGAUAUGUGCUGUUAAGUAUUUCAAAGGUGUUUAAGAUGUACCAUAAAGCUGUCUCUUUCUAUAGUCUCUCAGUGACAUUGUUAUAUAGAUCUGUGUGUCAGCUGCAUAGUGUAUAUUGACUGAGUUUGUUGUUAUCUGUAAUUUGAGCCAGUGGAAGCAUGUAGAUGUUAAACUGAGGAGGCCCCAGGAUGGAGCCUUGUGGAACUCCACGUGUGAUUUUUGUCGGCUCAUAUGUGGGGUUACUUUUAGACACUUAAAUCAGUUGAGUUCUAGUCCUCCAGUUAAUCAGUGUAUCAUAGUUUUGUGAAUUUCAGUUAUUGUGUAUUUUAAAAAAGUCCUUUUUUGUGUCACAUCUGGAUUAAAUCCUCUGGACCGUUAAACCGGUGAAGCCACCGCAGCUGAAAUCUGGUGAAACAUGAUGAAUGAUCUUCACCCAUUUAUCGUGUUGAACAGGUUAUUGCUUUUUUAUGUGAUGCUCUGAUAUAUUUUCUCACUGGCAGAGUUUAUAUAAGAUUAAUAAUAUUUAAUUUAACAUACCAAAGUGAUUAAUGGUUAUCUCUCGCAGCCGUGUCGAUGUAUUCUGGUUUGAGUUCUUCUCAUAUCCAGCGUAGAUCAUUUCUGAACAUGAUGAGCGCUGAUAUAUUCAGCUGUCUGCUACAAAAAAAAGCUUUAACUCUGAUUUACACUCACUGAAUGAGGUGAUGUAAUGGUUACCUAAUUAGAUUCAAGCUUCAGAGUUCCUGUGACUGUUGUAAUUAUUGUGCUGCAGCUGCUGCCCAGAGUGAACAGCACACAUGUAGCUCCCUCUAGUGGACACUGAGUGAGACGUUUGUUCUGACCUGUGUGUUGUUUUGUUUGUGUGUCUCUGCAGGUUUCUGAUCGUUCUGGGAUGUUUGAUUCUGGCUAUUCUGACAACAUUCAGGGAGCACGAGAAGGUGUCUGCACACUGGCUGGUCAUACUGGUGAGAUUAUUUCACUUCCUGUACUUUUGAUUCAUUUAAAUCUAAUUCAGAUAGUUUAAAAAGUUAGAUUUUUGUUCAUUUGGUGUCCAAACGAUCACUGGGUAACAUAAAGUUUUGUCACCAAUGUGCAAGUUUACAAAGUUUAGCUCAUUUAUUGACAUUUCCUGAACUAAAUUAAUGAUAAACACUUGUUUAAAAGCUAAAAAAAUAUUAUUUCAGUGUAUUUUACCAAUUCAACAGGAAAAUGUGCCUCAUAAUCGACAUUGUGUGUGAGGUUGUUGCUCCUCUCUGAAACCGUACAGCUUUGUAGCCCGCUGAGAUCUUUCUUAAAACAAUCACAACACUGUUUGUAAGACUUCUUAAACCAAUCUGGUUAAAGUCAGCGCCACCGUCUGACUGUUUCUUUCCCGCAGGAAACCUUCGCCAUCUUCAUCUUCGGAGCGGAGUUUGCACUGAGGGUCUGGGCGGCGGGAUGCUGCUGUCGCUACAAAGGAUGGAGGGGGAGGCUGAAGUUCGCUCGCAAGCCUCUGUGUAUUUUAGGUGAGGACUCGAGAGAAACACAGCGUUCAUAAGAGGCUGUUUCCUUCAGUUUUCAUCGUGGGCUUUAGGACUUGUCUGAUGCGCUCUGACUAAUCUUAUUAACAGUUUUCAACAAAGUCCUCCAUGUUCAAUUGGUUCUGACUCCGCUGGUCUUCACACUGUAUUCAUCUCUCCACAAAGCAGCCUUAACAGCCGUGUCAGGUCAGGCCCGUUAAUUAAAAUCUUCACACAGAGAAUCGUUGAUGAAUUUUUCUGUGAUGUGUUUCCCUCCGCAAGACAUCUUCGUGCUGAUUGCCUCGGUGCCGGUGGUGGCGGUACGAAACCAGGGUAAUGUGUUGGCCACGUCUCUGCGCAGCCUGCGCUUCCUGCAGAUCUUGCGGAUGCUGCGUAUGGACAGAAGAGGGGGAACCUGGAAGCUGUUGGGGUCUGCCAUCUACGCACACAGUAAGGUACGGAGCGCCCUUGUAAAACACGCAAAGAGGAGGUUUGGGACCGCACUUUCUGUGAUGUUGUUUUCAGGUACACAACAUGAAUUCAUUAAAGCGUGCACUUGGUAACAGUCUGGGUGAAGAGCAGAUAGGGGUUAAAAAUGAGAGAGAAACAGACAAUAAGAGAACAAAAAAGUGUAUUUACAGCAGGCCAAACCAUAGAUUUGACAAAAAUGUGAUCACACAGCAACAAUCCACAAGAAAUGACAGACAAAGGAGCUCAAACACUCCUGUAAAAAGUCUGUAAUUUGCAGAAAUAAAGUGUUUUAUUAUUAUUGUACUUCGAGGAGGGAAAGCAGGCUGACUUUUUCACCCUCUCUCCUCUCUGAUUAUGGAAAAAUUAUGCAUUUAAAGCAAAUAAUAUUACAAUAUAAGACAAUCUAACACAGCGGAUUUAGGAUUUACUUUAUCAAUAUUAACAUAUUAAUGAACAUAAAACAUGUCCUUGAAAGCUCAGUAGGACAGAAAAUAAGAAAGAAAAGAAAAGAAAAGCAAACAAUUAAAGGUAUAAUGGAUCAUGAAACAUGGUGUUAACUGUUAGAAUUAGUUGUUAAAGGGCAGAUUAAGAGUUUAGACGUGGUUGUGGGAACAGUGUUGUUGUUGUUCGAGCUUUAAGAUGUUUGGUAAGAGAGGUCAAAGUCACGUUUUGUGUUGCGGAGAAAGUGUCUUGACAGAAGGCACUCUUUCUAAGAGGAACCACACCAGUGGUUCUCAACUGGUGGGUACCGACCCAAAAGUGGGUCACGGACACGUUCUGGAUGGGUCACGAACAGCUGGUCAAAAAAGUGAAUACUUAAUGUGAUAUUUAUUAGAUAUUUGAUAUUUUCUGUACAUCCAACUUCAGUGGUUUUCGUCCUCAUGUUGUCCCCUUCAUGUGCUCUGAAAUGAACUUUACUAAAUAAAACAAGUGGAUUUAUAUUAAAGAUUAGAGUCUGUAAAGGUUUUUUUUUUAAUCAAAAAUAAAUUUACUUGGUUUGAAUUUUAUAAAAGUGAGUCACGACUUAAGGACCAUAAAGAGAUGUGGGUCCCAGAGUGAGACCAGUUGAGAACCACUAAACUACAUAGUCACCUCGAGAACCAGCUCCCGUUAGUCUGCUUCAGUUCUUUUUCAUAAAUUCCUGUAAUGGAAGGGAUUCUUUGCCAUGGAAGAUUUUGUAAAUCAAGAUUCUUAAUAUCUGACAGUAAAGAUACAUUUUUGUUUUUUUAUCAAGUACUUUUAAAGCUUGUCUAUAAACUGUUUCAAUCGACUUUAGUGUCGUCUUACACGCUGAUGCCCGGCUUGUGAUGCAAUGUGACAUGAUCAUAGUCUCAAAGUUCAGUUUUGCUGACUCAAGACUGGGUCAGUGGAUGGUUGGUUUUGUUUAAGAAGGUGGCCACGGUGGGUGGGCGUGUGGUAGCGACUUGACUGUGUCUAGUGGGUUCUCACUGUAGGUCUGUAGCAAAGCCAAUCGAAUGAUCGUUUUAAAGGAGAUAUUUUCAUAGUAGAACUAAAGGCUCUACCUCCCACCUGCACUAUGAGCUGAAACUGAAGGAAUAAGAUCAGUCUUUUCUGUUAAAUGUGCUCAAUCAUGUUCGUAUAAUGUUUUUUAUUAAUGCUUUAGCUGAGGCAGUGUUAGCCAAUCAGCUCCUGUGUCCACCAUUGAAGACAGCAUCUGAUUUCUGGUGAUUAUUAAGUCGUGUAUUUGGAUCUAAUGUGUUGUGAUGCAUGUGUUUGUGUAGGAGCUGAUCACUGCCUGGUACAUUGGCUUCCUGUCUCUGAUCUUGGCUUCUUUCCUGGUCUACCUGGUGGAGAAGGAUGACGUUUCCAUGGAUGUAACCGACCAUGAUAAUCCCACCGCUCAGCCAAAAUCACAGGACUUUGACACCUACGCUGACGCACUGUGGUGGGGGCUGGUACGUACAUCAAGUGCGGUUUGUGUGGUGCUGCUUUUAAUCCACCUCGUCUGAAGGAAACAGAUAAUAAAAUAACCGUGGAUCAAUAUCAAUGUUUGAUGGUGUUGUAUUCUAGUAAUUUCUCCUCCAGUCGUCGCUACAAAGCUGUGAUUGUGAUCCAAGUCUGAUGCAUCCGCCAAGAAACAAUUAACAGUUUCCAGACAAUCGUUCUCCAACUCUUCAAAGUCAGCUGCUGAAAACACGGGGUUUUAUUGGAGAACAGUUCCGCCCUGGCACAGCUUCACACCCUAAUGAAUGCCUCCUGGUUUUCGUUUUUUCCUUUCCUUUCUGAGUGCUGUGGCCUCAUUAACCGGACCGUCCUUCAACCAGAGUUCAAGUUCUAUAGCAGCGAGCGUCGGCCCCACUAAAGCGUCCUCCAGCCAGAUACUCAAUCAUCAGCGGGCGCAUAUCCUAGAUGAUGUUGUGACCUUUUGAAACGGCGAUCUGUCCUUUGGCAGAUCAAUACCGAGGUCACAGAGCAGCUCAGGGCUCGCAGACAACAGAACUACUGUGUGUUCGUGUGGGGAGGACUCUGAGGCUGUGACACUGAUAUAGUGCCGAUUUAUGCUGUCACCAUCACCCCGAUCUGCAAGAGCUCCUAAUGGCCAAUCUGCCUUUCAAGUAGUCUCCUAUAACUCUAUAAUGUGACAGUCACUUUUAAAACAUUGGAAAAGUUUACGAUUUAUUUGUCUUUUUUGCAGAUCACGCUGACGACCAUCGGAUAUGGGGAUAAAACCCCAAAGACCUGGGCUGGGAGACUGUUAGCCGGCACCUUUGCUCUGAUUGGAGUGUCCUUCUUCGCCUUGCCUGCAGUGGGUAUACUUUCCUAUCUGGAAUAAUUAAACCACAACAAACCUGAAAAAAAACUGCAUGUAAAGGAUAGAGUAAAGUGAAUGGGUGGUAAUGUUUGGGUUGGACGUUCUGAAAAUUAGUUUAUAGCUCCUGUAGGGGAGAUUUUUGACUUUUAAGACUAUCAGUGAAGUGAUCACGUGACAGGAAGUAUAGCUUAUAUCAGGAAGUGUAUUAGACAGCCAAGCCUGGUGGUGUUUACGAACUAUCAGCUCCUGAGACGGACAUGUCGUUGACUGUUUCCUGACUGUAGGGGAUCCUGGGUUCAGGUUUGGCUCUGAAGGUCCAAGAGCAGCACAGACAGAAGCACUUUGAGAAGCGUAGACACCCAGCAGCCGGGCUCAUCCAGGUGAGACGUCAACAACAAGCUGUCAUCCAUCUGAAUCCAGCAGUUUAAGUUUCAAUUGCUGUUGAGCUGAAAAUGUUUGUUUUGCUAGUCUGCCUGGAGGUAUUAUUCCACCAACCCAAUCAGGGAGGACCUUAUCGCCACGUGGAGAUUCUAUGAAACGAUCAUCUCUCUUCCCUGUUUCAGGUAUGCUGCUCAGAUUUCAUGCCAUGUGUGACUAUUUCAAUCUAACCCUCAACUCAAAGUUUCACAUCAAAUCAGAAUUUAAAAAUCAAAGAGUUUUGAGUAAAAGCGGGAAUUUAAAAGUAAAGCGAGAAUUCUGAGAUCAAAGUCAAAAUUUUAAGGUUAAAGUCAGAUUUCUGAGAUUUGUUCCAGAAUUCUGUGAUUCAGAAAAUACAUCUGCAAGAUCAAAGUUAGAGAUUUAAGAUCAAAGUAUGAGUUCAGAGAUUAAAGUCUGAUUUCUGAGUUCUAAUCCAGAAUUCUAAAAUGUAAAAAAGCAAAAAACAAAAACAAGAUUACAGUCAGAAUUUAGAGAUCAAAGUUGGAAUUCUUAGAUCGACGUCAGAAUCCUCAAAUCACAGAAUUUUAAGGAUCAAAUUCAGAAUUCCAACAUCAAAGUGAGAAUUCUGAGAUUAAAAAACUACAAUUCCAAGAUCAAGUCUGAAUUCUAUAAUCUAAGACAGUGAUUUAAAUUUAAAGUUUGUUUUUUAGAUUUAUAUCAGAAUUCUGAGUUAUCGAAAACAAUUCCAAGAUCUAAGAAAAAAUUCUGAUAUAAAAUCAGAAUUCCAACAUUAAAGUUUUAGUCAAAGUUUUGAAAUCAAUGCGUUAAUUUCAUCAUGAUGUAAUCCAGAAUUCUAAGAGAGGAUUUCAAAAUUAUGUCAGAAUUAUGAGCUCAAAGUCAAAUUCUAGACUCAAAGCAAAUUUCUGAGAUAGAAACUCACAUGUCCAAGAUCAAAGACAGAAUCACGCAAUAAAAGCCAUGAUUUUGAGACUUAAGCCAGACCCGUGAGUUUAAAGUCAGAAUUCAGUGACGAAGGCUGCAACUCUGAGAUAAAAUGUCGAAGUUAAAGAUCAAGACCAGCGUUCUGAGAUUAAAUCCAGAAUUCUGAGAUACAAGAUGGAUUAACAAAUUCAGCAUCAAAUGUUUAUGAUGGAAGCUGUCAUUAUAAGAUUAAAGUCAAAGUACAUAGAUGACAGAAAGAAUAUUACGACCAAAUUCAGAAAUUGGAGAUAAAUUCCUGAAUCCAGAGAGCCAGAACUUGAACUCUGUCAGUGGUAUAAAUACUUAAGUUUCUGCAGUUUUGUCCAAAGUCUCUACAGGUCCAAUUAGCCUAUCGAUCCAAAGCAAACUCCACCUGCCAGAAUGAGAGUCUAUGUCCUCCUUGAAACUGUGUCCUUCUGUUCAUUGUAUCAGACUCAGUGAUUACAACCAUUUAGUUUAAAAAAAAAAGUCAUUUCCUUCCUGGUUUGCCUCCAUGCUGCGUCACACUGAAACGUCUCAGUCUUUUAGAUUAACUUUACAUUAACUCUUCUCUCUUUCUUCUCUAAAGGAAGGAUCACUUGGAGGCCAUUGCGAGGUAGGUCAUGCUGUUUCAUCUCCAGCUGAGAUCCUGUAAAUCACACAGAGCUGUGCCCCGAGUCUUUCUGCGAGAGCUUUAAUUAGUCCUGCAUGCUGGAGAGACUAAUGAAGGUUUCCCAGAAUAUCCCCGUCUGCUUUUAAAUAGCCUCUUUUACUAAUUCACAAGUGGAAUAAAUCUCUAGUAUCUGAAUCGUGACGUAAAAGUCCUGCUCGUACCGUCCUUUUCAAGGAUUAUCUUCUACAUCAGAUAGUUGGAUGACAUUUGUGCUGAGAGAUUCUUUCUUAGAAACCUAUUAGCGGGUCCGUUUGUUAAGUUUCAAUUAUGAAUGAUAGUUUAGUUUGAGUAAUUAGCGCCUGAGAUGGCGUCUUUGGCUUGGAUGGUUUUCUUUUUUUCUCUGAUACUUGGAAGGAUAUUAAUAAAUCUCUGCUGCAACACAUAAAAAUCUCUCUAAGGAUGUUUGAUUUGUGCAGGAAAUAUAUCCAGUCUUCAUGAGCUGCUGACAUAACAACCUAAAUUUAUCGCAGGAGUAUCAGCGUGCACCUGUAGGGCAUCCUUUUGAGGACUUCUACAGGAUGUAAAAUCUGUGCAGUCCUUUGGUAUUUCACUUCAGAGCCUUUUAACUCCUCCCACCUUCUCAGGUGGUUGGACUCACCUGGACCUUACUUAGCCUCACUACAUCAGAGCGUUCUGCUCCGACGCCUUCUGGCCUCAAGUAAGCCCUCAGGUUAACAAGCAGGAUCAGAUUACUGCUGCUAAAAGCUGCUGAGCAGCAACAACAGGAGUCCUGAUAUGCCAGCUGAUAGAAAGGAGGGGGGAGUCCAGUUCACCCAGACUUUUGUGUCAUCUGAUCAAGUCUUACAGGGUCACUUCACCCUAAUUACUGCAAAAUAUCUCACAGUUAAGGAUGUAAUUGUCUCGGUUUUAGGAUUUUUGCUUAUCCUAAACACACAAAGGCACUGGAUGAUGCAGAAAGCGAGGUACAGAGAGAGUGUGGUUCUUUCUGGGAUCAGGGGCUGGGAAAUGACGAGUUUGACAUUAUCUUGUUGCUCUGGGCAAAAGAGUGGACAAAGGCUAGAGAUUGCAACACUCCGGCUGUGUCCAACAAUACAGUGAUAAGCCAGCCUCUGCAUGAGUGUGUGUUUGGCUGCUCUGAGCUCAUAUUGGACCUUUUAUCUUAAGAUAUUCAGCAGUAGUGCGUGGUCUGUUUAACACAAAGCUGGAAGAAAAUUGCAGCUCAUGUUUGUCAGAUCUGUAAAUUAAAGGAUUACAAUAUUAAAGUUUGAAUCUCAAAGUCAGAAUUCCAAAAUCAAAGCCAGAAUUCCAAGAUCAAUGUCAGAAUUCCAAAAUAAAAGCCAGAAUUCCAAGAUCAGUGUCAGAAUUCCAAAAUCAAAGCCAGAAUUCCAAGAUCAAUGUCAGAAUUCCAAAAUCAAAGCCAGAAUUCCAAGAUCAAUGUCAGAAUUCCAAAAUCAAAGCCAGAAUUCCAGGAUCAAUGUCAGAAUUCCAAAGUCAAAGACAGAAUUCCAAGAUCAAUGUCAGAAUUCCAAGAUCAAUGUCAGAAUUCCAAAGUCAAAGCCAGAAUUCCAAGAUCAAUGUCAGAAUUCCGAAAUCAAAGCCAGAAUUCCAGGAUCAAUGUCAGAAUUCCGAAAUCAAAGCCAGAAUUCCAAGAUCAAUGUCAGAAUUCCAAAAUCAAAGUCAGAAUUCCAAGAUCAAUGUCAGAAUUCCAAAAUCAAAGUCAGAAUUCCAAGAUCAAUGUCAGAAUUCCAAAAUCAAAGUCAGAAUUCCAAAAUCAAAGUCAGAAUUCCAAAAUCAAUGUCAGAAUUCCAAGAUCAAAGUCAGAAUUCCAAAAUCAAAGACAGAAUUCCAAGAUCAAAGUCAGAAUUCCAAAAUCAGUCAGAAUUCCAAGAUCAAUGUCAGAAUUCCAAAAUCAAAGACAGAAUUUUAAGAUCAAAGUCAGAAUUCCAAGAUUAACGUCAGAAUUCUAAAAUCAAAGUCAGAAUUCAAAGAUUAAUGUCAGAAUUCCAAAAUCAACGCCAGAAUUCCAAGAUCAAUGUCAGAAUUCCAAAAUCAAAGUCAGAAUUCCAGGAUCAAUGUCAGAAUUCCAAAAUCAAAGCCAGAAUUCCAAAAUCAAUGUCAGAAUUCCAAAAUCAAAGUCAAAAUUCCAAGAUUAAUGUCAGAAUUCCAAAAUCAAAGUCAGAAUUCCAAAAUCAAUGUCAGAAUUCCAAAAUCAAAGUCAGAAUUCCAGGAUUAAUGUCAGAAUUCCAAGAUCAAAGUCAUAAUUUUAAGCUCAAUGUCAGAAUUCCAAAUUCAACGUCAGAAUUCCAAGAUCAAUGUCAGAAUUCCAAAAUCAAAGUCAGAAUUCCAAGAUUAAUGUCAGAAUUCCAAAAUCAAAGUCAGAAUUCCAAUGUCAGUAUUCCAAAAUCAAAGCCAGAAUUCCAGGAUCAGUGUCAGAAUUCCAAAAUCAAUGUCAGAAUUCCAAGAUCAAUGUCAGAAUUCCAAAAUUGUUCAUACCAAAUUGUUAGAAUUUUGAGACCAAUGUCAGAUUUUCACGAAUAAAAGCCAGAAUUCUUAGAAUUAAGUCAGAAUGUUGAGAUCUUUCCCAUGAUUCUGAGCAACAAUGACCCUCAGAAUUGAUGUACUUUCCCAAACACCUCAUGCCAGUGUUCUUUUAAAUUAAAAGUUCUUAUUUUUUAUUCAACUUUUCUGAUUAUUUUGAGUUUUUCCAGAGUGUUGGUCUAUUCAGUCACAUAAGCUUCAAACAUCGAGCAAAAUAACUGCAAACAUAUUAAAACUUCAACCAAAACCAUUUGUCACUGUCACUGUCGGUUUGUGUGUCUCCAGUAAACCAAUACGUGUUCCCUGCAGGGGCAGAACUGUGGGAGAUAAGACGCAUUAUUUCUUCCUGUUGUGUUGCCUUGUUUAGAGAGAUCCACCUGAUAAUCUCCUGUAAUUUUCUGUUCUUUAUUCAGUCACAAAUCAGUCAGAAAGACAUUCUCUCUUCCUUUAAAGCGUCCCAUUCUGCAGCCUCUCAGCGCUGAAAUCUGCCGUCCCUAUCCGGCCCGAGGCCACAUAGAGGCUCAUAUUGUGUGUCUGCUGUGGGAGCAAAGUCGCUGAGAACGCUCCACAUUUCAGAGGCCCCGUAUGGGCUGUUUUUUUCGGCUCCGGUUACCCCGCCUCCCUGCCUCUUCCAAGGCACACAGGAGUCUUAUUUUACCCUCAAGUCUUUGUGCUGCCAAAUAUUGUCAGCCAUUGGACAAUAACGGAGACCAAUCUCCUCACAGCUCUUUGAGGCCGACUUAUUCCGGGAAAGCAGCAUUGUAAUGUAUCGGCAGCAGACCGUGAUAGUCAGUCAGUCAGGAGAAAUUGUUGAACAGAGCAGAAAGUGGAUUUCUUAAGGAGAUGCCGGUGUCAUUUGAUUCACCCUCAGAUUGUGAGAUCGGAGAAUUACCUCAACUGUCCCAGAUUCCCAACUUUUAACCACUUCUUAACCGAUAAGCCAACACAAAUACAGUCAGCAAUGGAAAUCCACAGAGAUGCUAUAGUCAAUAUGGCCAAAAAAGAUCAUACAAAAAGUUACAAUCAUGGCUGGGCCUUAGAAAAAAUCAAUCAAUGUGAGAGAUAAUCAUUUAAAAAUUCAUCUGGGUACUUUUUUUUUUUUCAACAUCUUUCUUGUUUGCCACUUCGUGUUCUUUCUUACAUGUGCCUUUCUCUUCUAUUGUAGCCAGAAAAUGAGUUUACUAGAGCGGGUUCGCCUUCCUAACGCUCGACCGUCAAUCGGAACAGGAAAGAAGCUCAUGGGUAAUGCCGACGCCAUCGAGGAAAGCCCUUCCAAGGAGCCCAAACCAGCCGGUUUUAGUAACCGUGAACGCUUCCGCACUGCCUUUCGCAUGAAGGCUCACACACUCCGCCAGAGCUCUGAAGGUACGGAAAUAAGGGCCGUGAUUGUAUAAAUAAUAGCUUGGAGUUGGCUGUCUUGAUUUAUGGCCGUGAUUCCUGUUAUCCCUUAUAUGAUUGAUGGAGAGUUGGUGAAGUCCAAGGCUGUAGUUUUUGGCCCGUGAAGCAGUGAGGAAAUGAGCCGCUGUCUAAAGCAUAGAUGUUUUUUGCUUUCUCAACCUAGCACAGACCUUAUUUUUAAACCAACACACCAAUGUAAAACAAACUAAAACGAAACAUGAAUCAAAAAUAAAAAGCCAACGCUGUUCGAACAUCAGUGUUUUUUUCUCCUUUUUUCUGUUUUUGUUAAGAUGCAGCAGCCCUGGCAGACCCUGCCUUAGAAGAGCGAGGAUUCCCACCAGACAUCCUUAUGGAGGACAUGAUCCCAACACUGAAGCUGGUCAUCAGGGCAGUCAGGUCAGGACUGCUUCAUGAACUGAAUUUUACUCUUUAAGAGCCACAAUGAAGCAGUGUAGUUAAAGAAGACACCCCAAAUUAUUGAAAGCUCGAUGACUCUUGUGUUUGUUUGUAAUGCUCCCUCUCUCUGCAACAGCGUCUUUUGUAAACAGUGCUGUUAACAGCCAUUACUGUGCUUUUGUAAGUCACUUGAAACAAAAAGAAAUGGGGCAAUCAUCGGCAAAAACAGCGAGGAACGGAGUGGAAUCAUCAGGAGCAAUUGGCACAAAGGCUUGUACAGCAGCUUCUGAAGCCCAUUUUAUGGAGACUGGCUACUGUAAUUUCCUUGAGCAAUGUUAGUGUACGGGCAUGUGCAGGCGAGUGAUUGAUGAUGGUUUCUGGCUGCUGAACUUAUCAACAGUGCAUGGCGGUAAUGUACGCUGAAAAUGGAGGGAAAGACGAAAACUAUCACCAAGGUAAACACAGAUAACAACAGGGCGAGUUUAGUGCCAUCAAAAAGCAGCUCUGCAAAUCUUUAUUGAGGAGAGGAAGCAGUCAAAGUGUCGAGUAUCACUAAACAAGGGCGGUCUACAUAAACACGAGGGUGAAACCAGAGCGUUUUGACAGCGCUUACUCAUGCUUUCACUGUGCCGGUAAACCUAUAGACCACACAGCUGACAUAAUGCAGGAAUUCAAUCUAGCAUGAGAGCAUGUGAGAUGAGUGAUUAACCCUGUGAGAGGGCUGCUUCCUUCCACACCAUUAUUUCAGGGCUGAAUGGACCUCUGAAUGGGAUCCUCAAACCCUAAAAGGUUUUGGUUUCAGGACUUAGGACUCUCUGCCAAACUCUGAAGCUUGUGCAGCAGCCGCUGACUCUGGGAGGGCUCGGGUUCGAAUCAGUUCAAAGGGGAAGAGCUCGUGGGUGGCAGUGCAGACUAAAACAUGCAAGGUCGUUCAUAGAUAGUGGUUUUGGUAUGUGAUUUUUGAGUCUUUGCGGGGACUUCCACUAUAAAGUCAAGUAUUACAGUCAUGCAACCACAAAACACUCAAUAAGGGGACAAGGACAAACUACAAAGCAUGACAUUGUUUCGCAUGAUUUCGUCUCUUAUGUUUAAACUCUUCCUCUCACAGGAUCAUGCAAUUUCUCUUGAACAAGAAGCGGUUUAAGGAAACUCUGAGGCCUUACGAUGUCAAAGACGUGAUUGAGCAGUACUCUGCAGGACACCUGGACAUGCUCUGCAGAAUAAAAUACCUCCAGACAAGGUAAAGAUGAUGGAGUCUCUUUGAGUGAGGUACAUUUCUGCUCGUCCUUCAGCUUAUUCUGUUUCUCUUCUUUUUAGGAUUGACAUGAUUCUCGCUCCUGGAGCCCCCCUCACCCCAAAACAGAAGAAACCUACAAAAACACCGUUUACCUACCCAUCCAAUCAGUCACCCAGGUACUGCAACGCUGCAGAGACGGUUCAAAGACUAGACAGGAGCACACUGCCGUACAAGUUGCUGAAAAACAAUCAAGGCUUUCUUUGCGGUCACAUAUAUAAUAAUAAAUUUGUCUUCAUGUGAAGCACACAAUAUUUUUUGCAGUUCCUGAGUGCUCAGUGUCCCUGUGUUUCAGGCAUGAGACCUACCUAGCCAAAGCCGCCCCCAUGCCAGAUCCCGAAGACCAAAGCAUGAUGGGUAGAUUUGUCAGGGUGGAAAGACAGGUAAGAGUUAAGAUUUCAAAACCCUUUACCUAGAUGCUCAUAUGAGCACCAAUCUAUACACCAGAACAACCAAAGUACUCCUGGCCCGUCAACUUAGUCAAAUUAAAGGGAUAUUCUGGCGUGAAAUUAAUUUAGGGUCAAACACACCUUAACACCCCCUCAAAAGAGGGGGUUUUGGUUGAGGUUUGUUUAUGGCUCCUUAGAUCGCUGUGUAUUGCUAUCGUGCGGUCGUUACUAAAGUUGGUAUAACUAGAGAAGCAAGCGGUCGGCAACAUUCAUCUCUCGAGGGGUAUCUAACUCAGCGUUACGAUGUGUUUGACCCUGAAUCAGUUUUAUGCAGGAGUUUUCCUUCAAGAUCCAUAACAAGAACUUUUAGGCCCCAUAUUUAGUCCUUUGUCUCAUGUUUAAGUAAGUCUUCACCAGUCACCAGGCCUUCAAGCUCAGCAUACUUGCAGGACUAAUGUGAGAGGUCCACGUGGUCAUGGUAAACCUUUGUGUCACUGCUGUUGUGGAUUUGCUGGUAGAUUUCUAUGUACCAGACUUGUCUAUGCUGCUGGUGUAACUUGUUUCUGUCUCAGGUGGAGGACAUGGAGAAGAAGCUGGAUUUCCUGGUGGAUAUGCACAUCCAGCACAGUGAGCACCUGCAGGUGGAUUCCGCCGGUGCGGCUCGUAUGACCCUGGAGACCUGCGACCCCACAGGGAAUGGUGAGAUCCGUCGGGUUUUCUUGAACUAUGCCGAGGCUUUUCCGCACAUGUCGUACCAGGUGCCUGUCAGCAAGGCGGAUUCGUACUGUGGAAAAGGAAAAGGCGGUUCAGAGGGGACGGGGUUGACUGGUGGAAGCCGUGUACCUUCAGACCAUCAACCUCCAACGUCAAACCUUCCCCAACGCCAACCUCCUGCUGCCAUUCCAACCUACACCGAGCGCCCCACAGUGCUGCCCAUCAGUUCCUUGCAGGACUUGUCAGUGGGGCCAUGCAGGACCACAGGGGGGCGGGGGGCUGACUCUCCGCUCUCUAUGCUAUCAGUAAACCACGAGGAACUGGAGCGCUCACCCAGUGGGUUCAGUAUUUCUGGGGAGCGGGAGGGAGAAGGGGAAGAUUUGUCGAUGGGGGCUAGACCAGGGACUGGGGACACAAGCUGGACAAGACCCAGGCCGAGCUACCUGGCAGAAGGGGAGACAGACACAGACACAGAUCCAUUUACGCCCAGUGGGGGGCCUCUGCCACUCUCCUCCACAGGGGAGGGUUUUGGUGACGCUGUGUGGAACACGCCGCCCUGA
Messenger RNA from Xyrichtys novacula (pearly razorfish), 94672 nucleotides. NCBI's taxonomy places the organism in Eukaryota, Metazoa, Chordata, Actinopteri, Labriformes, Labridae. The record is from the annotation of a GenBank genome assembly.